This is a messenger RNA of Neopsephotus bourkii (Bourke's parrot), 99837 nucleotides long. It is a transcript of the gene TTN, whose product is annotated as titin. The record is from RefSeq and is a predicted model, not a curated record. Gene Ontology annotation, biological process: protein phosphorylation. The coding region runs from base 229 to 98859 and encodes 32876 amino acids. Lineage: Eukaryota; Metazoa; Chordata; Aves; Psittaciformes; Psittacidae. Gene Ontology annotation, molecular function: protein kinase activity; protein binding; ATP binding. The transcript has 275 exons.
UCUGAGCAGUCGUGCAUUCCCCGCCUCGCCUCGGGUGUAGGGAUUGCAAAAAAACAAAACUACACUGUCAAGACUGUGUAGUUUUGUUUUUAUGAUUAGAGGCUCUACAAUUCUCAUGCUGGGAUUGUCUAACAAAAUUUUACUCUGGAUAAGGACGUCGUUUAAGAAGAUUUCGUUGGGCUUAGCCCACUCUUGCAGGCACUUUGAGAGAUCAGAGUGCCUGUAAAGAUGACGACAAAAGCACCAACAUUCACGCAGCCAUUACAAAGUGUUGUGGCACUGGAGGGUAGUGCCGCAACCUUUGAGGCUCAUAUUAGUGGUUUCCCAGUUCCUGAGGUGAACUGGUAUCGGGAUGGCCAGGUUCUUUCUGCUGCAACUCUGCCCGGUGUGCAGAUCUCGUUUAGUGAUGGCCGCGCUAAACUGGUGAUCCCCACCGUGACAGAAGCAAACAGUGGAAGAUACACCGUACAAGCCACCAAUGGAUCUGGGCAAGCUACUAGUACAGCUGAGCUACUCGUCACAGCUGGAACAGCACCACCAAACUUUUCACAACGACUACAGAGCAUGACUGCAAGGCAGGGAAGUCAAGUUCGACUUGAUGUGAGAGUGACUGGAAUCCCUACACCUGUGGUGAAGUUUUAUCGGGAUGGAGUAGAAAUCCAAAGCUCCCCCGAUUUUCAAAUUAUACAAGAAGGAGACCUUUACAGCUUAAUAAUUGCAGAAGCAUAUCCUGAAGACUCCGGUACCUAUUCAGUAAAUGCCACAAAUAAUGUGGGACGUGCUACUUCAACAGCUGAAUUGCUAAUCCAAGGUGAGGAAGAAGCCGUUCCUGCUAAAAAGACAAAGACAAUUGUUUCGACUGCUCAGAUUUCACAAACAAGACAAGCCAGAAUUGAAAAGAAGACUGAAGCCCACUUUGAUGCCAGAUCACUUACAAGUGUUGAAAUGGUCAUAGAAGGUGCAGCAGCCCAACAGCUCCCACAUAAGGCACCUCCACGAAUGAUUCCUAGACCUACAUCAAAAUCACCAACCCCACCAGUAAUUGCUGCAAAAGCACAAAUGGCACGACAGCAGUCACCAUCACCUGUUAGACAAUCACCGUCACCUGUAAGACAUGUCAGAGCACCAACACCCUCACCAGUAAGGUCAGUUUCUCCUGCUGGAAGAAUCUCCACCUCACCUAUUAGACCAGUGAAAUCUCCAUCUCCAAUCCGUAAAACACAUAUAGUGACAACAGCUGGGGCUGAAGUCCUUCCUCCUUGGAGGCAGGAAGGAUAUACUGCAACCACAGAAGCCCAGAUGACGGAAACAAGAGUAUCUACAAGUGCUACCCAAAUAAGAACUGAAGAAAGAUGGGAAGGAAGAUAUGGGGUCCAAGAACAAGUUACCAUUAGUGGUGCUGCUGCUGAGGAGGUUGCAGCUGAUGCUAGAGAGGUGAGAAAGGACAGUGAAAAAACAGCAGCUGUUGCUACGGUUGUUGCUGCUGUGGAUCAAGCCAUGGUGAGAGAACCAGCUCCAAGUGUUGUGGAGCAAACUACUAAAAGGACAGCAAUGACCGCAGUCCACGUUCAGCCUGUUCAGGAGCAGAUGAGAAAGGAGGCAACAGUAGUAGUUACCACUGAUAAAGCCACAAAACAAACAGUAAUAUCAAGAACUAGAGAAGAAAUUGUUACUUCAGAAGAACAAAGGCAUAUCUCUCUUGAAAAGGUAAGAAAACAACCAGAGAAAACUCCAGUACCCACAGUAGUUAUUGCCACAGAAAAAGCCAAAGAACAAGAAAGAAUAUCAAGAGCUAGAGAAGAAAUAUCUACCAGACAUGAGCAAAUUGCUCAUGAAAAGAUAAGAAAGGAAGAUAUGAAACCUUCUGUACCUAAGGUAGUAAUUACCACUGGUAAACCUAAACCACCAGUCAUAAUAUCGAAAAGUAAAGAAGGAAUUGCUACCAGACAAGAACAAGUGAGCAUAACCCAUGAAAAGAUUAAAAAGGAAGCUAAGAAAACUACUGUAGCUCCGAAAAUAACUGCCACUGAUAAAACCAAAGCACCAGUCACAGUGUCCAGAACUAGAGAAGAAAUUACAGCCAAGCAAGAACAAAUUCAUCUAGCUUAUGAUCAGACUGAAGCUGGAAAAAGGGCUGAAGCUGUAGCUACAGUUGUUGCCGCAGUUGAUCAGGCACGUGUUCGAUCACCCUGGGAACAACAACAAGUGGAUGAAGCUUAUGUAAAGCAGAAAACUUUGGAGUAUGGCUAUAAAGAGCAAGUAACAGACCGGGCUGCUGCUGUGACAGACCGGGUUGCGGAGGCCCCAGCAGAACGUCAUGUUGUCACUAAAGAAGUUAAAACUGUCUAUGUUCCUCCUGAAAAACAUAUCUCUGCUGCUGAAAAGAAGGAAGUUCAGAUAUCAACAGAGAUAAAAAGAGCAGCAGAAGCUAAGACGGAGAAAACAAUUCAUGUUGAACACCCACGACCUCGCACAGCAAGUCCUCACUUCUCAGUCUCAAAAAUUGCUGUUCCUAAACCAGAUCAUACAUAUGAGGUUUCAAUAGCUGGAUCUGCCAUGGCUACUCUGCAAAAAGAGUUAGCUACUACUGCCGUCCAAAAGAUCACCAAGCCUGUGAAGCCACCUCAGCUAAAGCCUCAAGAAGUCAGGAUAAAAGCAGAGCCAGUUGCCCCUCCACAGUUUCCUUUUGGAGAGGCUGCUGAGGCCUAUAAAAGUCAUUAUGAUGUUGAGACUAAAAAGGAGAUAGGUGUAAGCGUUAAAGGUGAAGCAGUGCGAGAAGAACACUUGAUGUUACGGAAAGAAGGUGAAGAAAAGGUGACAGAAACUGCCAGAGUUCCUGUGCCUGCAGAAAUCCCUGCUACUCCACCCACCUUUGUCUCAGGCCUCAAAAAUAAGACUGUGACUGAAGGAGAGUCUGUCACUCUGGAGUGCCAUAUCUCUGGUCAUCCUCAGCCUACCAUAACAUGGUACAGGGAAGACUACAAGAUUGAGAGCUCAAUGGACUUCCAGAUAACUUUCAAAGCAGGGCUUGCUCGCCUUGUGAUUCGUGAAGCUUUUGCAGAAGACAGUGGAAGAUUUACGUGCACUGCUACGAAUAAGGCUGGGAGUGUCAGCACAUCUUGCCACUUAUGUGUGAAAGUUUCAGAGGAAAUUGAGACUCGAGAAACCAUUUCUGAGAAAGCUGUUAGAGAAGAGAAACGCUACAUGGAGACAAAAGACAUUGUAAUGGAAGAUGUCUCUGCUGCAGUAGAGGAAGUAUCUGGAGAACCCAUACCUCCUUUCUUCAUAAGAAAACCCAUGGUACAUAAAUUAAUUGAAGGUGGGAGCAUUAUUUUUGAAUGCCAAGUAGGAGGCAACCCAAAGCCACAUGUCUACUGGAAAAAAGGUGGAGUUCCUCUAACGACUGGCUACAGAUACAAAGUGAGUUACAAAAGAGAAACCGGGGAAUGCAAACUUGAAAUUUCCAUGACUUUUGCCGACGAUGCCGGAGAAUAUACUAUUAUUGUUCGUAAUAAACAUGGCGAAGCUUCUGCAACGGUCUCCUUACUAGAAGAAGCUGAUUAUGAAGCCUACAUAAAAUCCCAGCAAGAAGCAAUGUAUCAAACUCAAGUGACUGCAUAUAUUCAGGAACCUAAAGUGGCUGAGGUAGCCCCAGCUAUUUCAUAUGGUGACUUUGAAAAAGAGUAUGAAAAAGAACAAGCCCUAAUUAGGAAGAAAAUGGCGAAAGAUACAGUGAUGGUCAGAACUUUUGUAGAUGAGGAAUUCCAUAUUUCUUCUUUUGAAGAAAGACUUAUCAAGGAAAUUGAGCUCAGAAUUAUUAAGACCACCUUAGAUGAACUUCUUGAAGAAGACGGUGAGGAGAUGAUGGUCGAUAUUUCUGAAUCCGAAGCUAUAGAAGCAGGAUUUGAUUUAAGGUUAAAGAAUUACAGAACUUUUGAAGGAACAGGAGUUACUUUCCAUUGCAAGACAACUGGAUAUCCAUUGCCAAAGAUUGCAUGGUAUAAAGAUGGUAAACGCAUAAGGCACGGAGAACGCUACCACAUGGAAGUUCUGCAAGACGGCAGUGCUAGUCUCCGUUUGCCUGUUGUUCUACCUGAAGAUGAAGGAAUUUAUACUGUUUUUGCCAGUAACAUGAAAGGAAAUGCCAUUUGCUCAGCAAAACUCUACGUUGAGCCAGUUGCACCCACAGCAACUCCAGGUUAUAUGCCAGGACCAGAAGUUAUGAGAAGAUAUAGGUCUAUUUCUCCACGAUCUCCAAGCAGGUCUCCUGCUCGCAGUUCUCCUUCUCGUUCUCCUGCCCGCAGAUUAGAAGAAACUGAUGAAGGGCAACUAGAGAGACUAUACAAACCAGUUUUUGUGCUGAAACCUACAUCAUUUAAAUGUUCACAGGGGCAGACAGCAAGAUUUGACUUAAAAGUUGUUGGCAGACCUAUGCCAGAGACAUACUGGUUCCAUAAUGGUCAACAAGUGAUUAAUGACUACACCCAUAAAAUAGUGAUCAAAGAAGAUGGCACCCAGUCAUUGAUCAUUGUUCCUGCUAUGCCGGAGGACUCUGGAGAAUGGGCUGUAAUUGCUCAGAACAGGGCAGGCAAAGCCUCAGUCUCAAUGACACUGACAGUGGAAGCCAAGGAAGACCUAGUCAGACCACACUUUGUGGAAAGGCUGAGGAAUGUUAGUGUAAAGGAAGGCUCUAGACUGGAGAUGGCAGUGAAAGCUACUGGUAACCCUAAUCCUGACAUUGUAUGGCUGAAGAACAGUGACAUCAUUGUACCUCAUAAAUACCCCAAAAUAAAGAUUGAAGGAACCAAAGGGGCAGCUGCCCUUAAAAUCGAAUCUACUGCCAGGCAAGAUGCUGCAUGGUAUACUGCUACUGCUAUCAAUAAAGCUGGGCGGGACACUACUCGGUGCAAAGUAAAUGUUGAAGUUGAACAUACAGAACCUGAACCAGAAAGGAGAUUAAUCAUUCCAAAAGGAACUUACAAAGCCAAGGAGAUUGCAGCACCAGAGUUAGAGCCUCUCCAUUUGCGUUACGGUCAAGAGCAAUGGGAGGAAGGAGAUCUCUACGACAAAGAAAAGCAACAGAAACCAUUUUUUAAGAAGAAGCUUACAUCUUUAAGGCUCAAACAAUUUGGACCAGCACAUUUUGAGUGCAGGCUUACACCAAUUGGUGACCCUACCAUGGUGGUGGAGUGGCUGCAUGAUGGCAAACCCUUGGAAGCAGCUAACAGACUCCGCAUGAUCAAUGAGUUUGGGUACUGUAGCUUGGACUAUGGAGUAGCCUAUUCCAGAGAUAGUGGAGUUAUCACUUGCAGGGCAACCAACAAAUAUGGUACAGACCAUACAUCUGCUACUCUGAUUGUCAAGGAUGAGAAAAGCCUUGUGGAAGAAUCCCAGUUGCCAGAAGGCAGAAGGGGGCUGCAGCGAAUUGAAGAGUUAGAAAGAAUGGCCCAUGAGGGUGCUCUUCCUGCAGUUGCAAUGGACCAAAAGGAAAAACAAAAACCAGAUAUAGUUUUGGUUCCUGAACCUGCAAGAGUCCUGGAAGGAGAAACAGCACGAUUCCGUUGCCGUGUGACUGGCUAUCCUUUGCCCAAGGUCAACUGGUACCUCAACGGACAGCUCAUCCGUAAAAGCAAAAGGUUUAGACUCCGUUAUGAUGGAAUCCACUACCUGGAUAUUGUGGACUGCAAAUCGUAUGACACAGGAGAGGUGAAAAUCACUGCAGAGAAUCCAGAAGGCUUUAUUGAGCAUAAGGUGAGACUUGAGAUCCAGCAGAGGGAAGACUUCAGAUCUGUUCUUCGUCGGGCACCUGAACUCAAACAUGAGCCUGUACUGCCAGAGCCUGGAAAACUUCUCUUUGAGGUACAGAAGGUAGACAGACCUGCAGAGGCAACAACCAAAGAAGUGGUGAAACUGAAAAGAGCUGAAAGAAUCACUCAUGAGAAGCUUUCAGAAGAAUCUGAAGAGCUGCGUAGUAAAUUCAAGCGUAGGACAGAAGAGGGCUAUUAUGAAGCCAUCACUGCUGUGGAACUUAAGUCUCGCAAAAAAGAUGAAUCAUAUGAAGAAAUGUUGAGAAAGACAAAAGAAGAACUUCUUCACUGGACCAAAGAGAUCCCAGAGGAAGAGAAGAAAGCACUUCCUCCUGAAGGCAAAAUCACCAUUCCAACAUUCAAACCAGAGAAGAUUGAGCUUAGCCCAAGUAUGGAGGCUCCCAAGAUACUUGAGCGCAUUCAGAGUCAGACCGUAGCCCAAGGAGCAGAUGCACACUUCCGUGUGAGAGUAGUGGGAAAACCAGACCCUGAGUGCCAGUGGUUCAAAAAUGGUGUGCAGAUUGAAAGGACUGAUCGUGUUUAUUGGUACUGGCCUGAAGACAAUGUUUGUGAAUUAGUAAUUAGAGAUGUGACUUCUGAUGAUUCUGCCAGCAUCAUGGUGAAAGCAGUCAAUAUAGCUGGUGAAACUUCUAGCCAUGCUUUCCUGUUAGUACAAGCCAAGCAGUUAAUCAGCUUUACCCAGGAGUUACAAGAUAUUGUUGCAAAACAGAAAGACAUCAUGGCAACAUUUGAAUGUGAGACAUCAGAACCCUUUGUCAAAGUGAAAUGGUUUAAGGAUGGAAUUGAGAUUCAUUCUGGAGAGAAAUACAGGAUGCACUCAGACAGAAAAGCUCAUUUUCUUUCUGUACUGGCAAUUGAAAUGUCUGAUACUGAUGACUACAGCUGUGCACUGAUAGAAGAUGAAUCCAUAAAAACUACUGCAAAGCUUACUGUUGAAGGUGCUGUGGUUGAGUUUAUUAAAGAACUUGAGGAUAUUGAAGUACCAGAAUCCUUGUCAGGUGAACUUGAAUGUGAGGUUUCCCCAGAAGAUGCAGAAGGGAAAUGGUAUCAUGGCGAUGUUGAACUCACUUCUAAUCAUAAGUAUGUGAUCACAUCCCGCCGUGGUCGCCAAAUCCUCACUAUUAAAGAUGUUACUAAAGAUGAUCAAGGAGAAUACAGCUUUGUUGUUGAUGGAAAAAAGACUCAAUGCCAACUGAAAAUGAAGCCUCGUCCCAUGGCUAUUCUUCAAGGACUUACUGAUCAAAAAGUCUGUGAGGGAGACAUUGUACAGCUUGAAGUUAAAGUCUCCCUAGAAAAUGUUGAAGGUGUCUGGAUGAAAGAUGGUCAGGAAAUUCAAUCAAGCGAUCGUAUUCACAUUGUGUUGGAUAAACAGUCACACAUGUUACUUAUAGAAGAUGCAACAAAGGAAGACAGUGGAGCUUACUCUUUCAGUGCUCCUGGUCUUGGACUGUCAACCACUGGACAGAUCACAGUAUACAGUGUGGAAAUAGUGGUGCCACUAAAAGAUGUUCAUGUAGUUGAAGGAACAAAAGCUAUCCUUGAAUGCAAAGUUUCAGCACCUGAUGUGACUUCCUCCAAAUGGUACUUAAAUGAUCAUCAGAUAAAGCCUGAAGAACGUGUACAAGCUGUUUGCAAAGGCACUAAACAGAGGCUUGUGCUUACCAGAACCUAUGCAUCAGAUGAAGGAUAUUAUAAGCUGAUGAUUGGCAAAGUUGAAACAAGUUGCAAUGUCACAGUUGAAAAAAUUGAGAUUAUUAGAGGUCUUCAUGACAUCACCUGCACUGAAACUCAGAAUGUAUCCUUUGAGGUGGAGCUCUCCCAUUCAGGAAUUGAUGUAAUCUGGCAUUUCAAAGACCGAGAAAUAAAGCCUGGUCCUAAGUAUAAAAUUGAAGCACAUGGCAAAAUAUAUAAAUUGACAGUGGUGAAGAUGAUGAAAGAUGAUGAAGGAGAGUAUGUAUUUCAUGCUGGAGAGAAGAAAACAUCUGGAAAGCUUAUAGUAGCAGGUGGUGCCAUUUCAAAGCCUCUCACGGAUCUGACUGUGGCUGAGUCCCAGACAUCUGUUUUUGAAUGUCAGGUGGCAAAUCCUGAAUCAGAGGGCCAGUGGCUAAAACAUGGUAGACCAUUAGCUAUGACAGAUCAGUACCGUGCUGAAUCUGAUGGUGUAAAGAGAAGGCUCAUUAUCCCUGUCACAAAAAUGGAAGAUAUGGGUGAAUAUAGCUAUGAAAUAGCAAGCUCAAAGACAACUGCCAAACUGAAGGUUGAAGCUGUUAAAAUAAAGAAGACACUAAAGAACUUGACUGUGACAGAAACACAGGAGGCAGUUUUCAGUGUAGAACUGACCCACGCUGAUGUGAAAGGAGCUUUGUGGAUUAAAAAUGGUGUUGAACUUGAAUCAAAUGACAAAUAUGAAAUUACAGUGAAAGGAACUGUUCACACACUGAAAAUUAAACACUGUGUUGUCACUGAUGAGUCUGUUUAUAGCUUUAAGCUUGGAAAGAUAGGAGCAAAUGCCAGACUUCAUGUGGAAACUGUCAAGAUCAUAAAAAAGCCAAAGGAUGUGACUGCUUUGGAAAAUGCUGUUGUCUCCUUUGAACUGAGUGUAUCCCAUGAUACUGUACCUGUCCGAUGGUUCCACAAAAACAUUGAGCUUAAACAAAGUGAAAAAUACAAGAUGAUCUCUCAAAGGAAAGUUCAUAAGCUUAUGCUGCAUAACAUAUCUCCUGCUGAUGCCGGAGAAUACACAGCUCUUGUUGGGCAAAUCGAGUGUAAAGCAAAACUGUUUGUGGAAACUAUACACAUCACGAAGACCAUGAAAAAUAUUGAGAUCCCUGAGACCAAAACCGCCUCUUUUGCAUGUGAAGUUUCUCAUUUCAAUGUGCCUGCUGUCUGGUUGAAAAAUGGUGUGGAGAUUGAAAUGAGUGAAAAGUUCAAAAUAGUAGUCCAGGGAAAACUCCAUCAGCUCAAUAUCAUGAACACAAGCAGUGAAGAUUCUGCAGAAUACACCUUUAUCUGUGGAAAUGACAGAGUCAGUGCAACCCUGACUGUAAAACCCAUCUUGAUUACCUCCAUGCUAAAAGACAUCAAUGCUGAAGAGAAAGAUACGAUAACAUUUGAAGUUACUGUUAACUAUGAAGGUAUCUCAUAUAAAUGGCUCAAGAAUGGGGUAGAAAUAAAAUCGACUGAUAAAUGCCAGAUACGAACAAAGAAGCUCACACAUUCCCUCUCCAUAAGAAAUGUGCAUUUUGGUGAUGCUGCAGAAUACACCUUUGUUGCUGGAAAAGCAGCUUCAUCAGCCACUUUAUAUGUGGAAGCUCGUCACAUUGAAUUUAGGAAGCAUAUAAAAGACAUUAAGGUUGUGGAGAAGAAGAGGGCUAUUUUUGAAUGUGAAAUUUCAGAACCUGACAUUCAGGUCCAGUGGAUGAAGGAUGGACAAGAACUCCAGAUUGGUGACAGGAUGAAAAUUCAAAGAGAGAAAUAUGUGCAUCGUCUCAUCAUUCCUUCCACAAGAAUGUCUGAUGCUGGCCAGUACACUGUAGUAGCGGGUGGAAACACAUCCAGUGCCAAGUUGAUAGUGGAAGGCCGUGACAUUCGUAUCAGAAGCGUCCGUAAAGAUAUUCAGGUCCUUGAAAGACAAAGAGCUGAAAUUGAAUUUGAAGUCAAUGAAGAUGAUAUUGAACCACAGUGGUACAAGGAUGGUAUUGAGAUCAACUUCCAAUAUGAGGAAAGAUACAGUUAUGUGGUAGAAAGGAGAAUUCAUCGAAUGAGUAUCUUUGAAACUACUUACUCUGAUGCUGGAGAAUAUACUUUUGUUGCAGGACGGAAUAGGAGUUCUGUUGUUCUCUAUGUGAAUGCUCCAGAGCCACCCAAGAUUAUUCAAGAACUAGAGCCAACCACUGUGGAGUCUGGCAAGCCUGCCCGCUUCUGUGCUAUGAUAUCAGGCAAACCCCAGCCCAAAAUUUCCUGGUACAAAGAUGAUCAACAGCUUUCUUCAGGUUUCAAGUGCAAAUUUCUUCAUGAUGCACAAGAAUAUACCCUAUUGCUCAUUGAAACUUUUCCUGAAGAUGCAGCAGUGUACACCUGUGAAGCAAAAAAUGACUAUGGAGUUGCUACAACUUCAGCUUCGCUUUCAGUAGAAAUCCCAGAAGUUGUUUCUCCUGAACUAGAACUGCCAGUGUAUCCACCUGCUGUCUUAAUGCCGCUACGUGAUGCUGUUACAUCCGAGGGACAGUCUGCUUGUUUUCAGUGCAGAGUUACAGGGACAGAUCUGAAAGUCUGUUGGUACAGCAAAGAGAAAGAGAUCAAGCCAUCACGGUUUUUUAGAAUGACUCAGUUUGAAGACACUUACCAGCUGGAGAUUGCUGAAGCUUACCCAGAGGAUGAAGGAGUCUAUACCUUUGUGGCUAGCAAUUCUGUAGGCCAAGUGACAAGCACUGCUACCUUGAAGUUAGAAGGAUUUAAAAAGGUUGAAGAAGUUACAUCAGAGUCCCAUUGGCAUGUUUCUUCAUCUGUUUCACUUAAGGAGGAGUCUAUUGGCCAAAAGCCCACCUUUAUCCAGCCUAUUUCAAGCUGCAGGGUAUGCAGCGGGGAAUCAGUCAGAUUUCAAGCUAGAGUCUUUGGCAUGCCCAAACCAAAAAUCCAGUGGUUUCAUAAUCAACAACUCAUGUUGCCAACAAAAGACUUAGUUUUCCACUUUGAUGAGUCUACAGGCACAGCUAUACUGAUAAUAGUAGAUGCUUUCUUAGAGCAUGCUGGCCAAUACUCUUGCAAGGCAAGAAAUAGUGCUGGAGAAACAACUUGUACAGCUACACUUACAGUGACUGCAGAAGUGCAAGCCUUAGAUAGGCAAAGUUCUGGGAAAGAUGUAAAAGAAUCUAUGCGGUCGCAGGCUAUAACAGAACUUCAUGUUGCUCCUCUUACAAAGAAGGACACUGAAACUUAUCAGAAAGAAUUAAAAUCACUGCAGCAAUCAUCCCAGGAGUUGGGUGUACAGGUUUUUGAAAGCAUAGCAGAAAGUUUGACCAUGAAGGCUGCAGCAGUUAAAGAAAUGGAAGCCAUGAACACAACAGUCCUUUCCCAAAGAUCUCAGAGCACCAGGAUAUCUAUGACCACUUCUCGGGAAAUGAAAGAUGUCCCUCCAAAGAUUCUCUUGCAGCUCAGAGACCUGACUGUGAAAUGUGGUGACACUGCUCAGUUCAUAUGUGCCUUAGAAAAUGAAUUCUUCUCUGAGUUUCUUUGGCUGCAUGAAGGUGAAAAAAUAGAAAUGUCUGAAAAAUUGAAGAUAUCACAAAAUGGAAGUGUCUUACUGCUCACAAUCCUAAAUGUCCAGCUGACAGAUCAAGGACUGUACAGCUGUACAGUAUAUAAUGAUUACGGAGGGGCAACAACUGCUGCAAUACUAACUGUCACAGGUGCUCCUGAAAAAACGGUUCAUGAGAAGGUAGAGGAAGAGAUUGAAAUGGAAGCAAAAGACUUCUCUAGCUCUCUUCCUGUGUCUUCUGAGGAAGGAAGAAGUGAAGGCUACAGCAGUGGCCUUCAGUUGCCUGAUAAAGAAAAAACACUUGAAUUUGAGCCUGAAAAACCAGUUUAUUCCAGCAAAGCAAAGAUGAAAAUGGAGGGGGGCCAAGCCCCUGUUUUCCUAAAGCAGGUCUCAAAUGUUGAAGUCUGGCAGGGAGAUGUAGCUAGGCUCUCUGUUACUGUUACUGGCAGUCCCACACCCAAAGUCCAGUGGUUUUUCAACAGUAUGAAGUUAACCUCAUCUACAGACUGUAAGUUAGUGUUUGCUGGCAACGAUCACAGCCUCAUCCUCCCAUAUGCGGGUGUGCAGGAUGAGGGUGAGUACACAUGUGUGGCCAGCAAUGUACACGGUGAGACCACAUGCAGCGCCCACCUCCAUGUGCACCAGCGGAUACCAGGCGUCCCUUGCUUUGCCAGGAAGCCAGAGAGCAUACGGUGUGCACCAGGAUUCACCGCAGUCUUUGAGUACACUGUGGCUGGGGACCCAUGCCCUGAUGUGCUGUGGUUCAAGGGAAGUGAACAGCUUUUCUCUGAUGCACAUCACUCUGUUGCUCACUAUCCUGAUGGGUCAGGCUCCCUGACAGUGCAGGAGUGCAUGGAGGAGGACACUGGGCUUUACACGUGCAAGGCAGUGAGUGCCCUGGGCGAGGCCACAUGCUCUGCUGAGCUCCUUGUGCUGCCUGAGGAGCGUGCUGUUCACAGGCAAAGCCCAGCCUUGCAGCAUUCUGCAGUGGCAGAAGACCAGAGUCUCCUGUCAUAUGAGGAGGCUGGUGAACUUCCUGCUGCAGAAGGAGCACUGAGACUUGAGGCCAUGAAAGAGCCCCUGGCCCUCCUUCAGCUCCAGAUGAGCCAGGAGGAGCAUGUGCUGCCCAGGGAGGACAUCUUGCCCAGCCUGCCACCAGCCUGCUUGGCUGCACAGAGUGUUGAAGAGAUGCUCACCCAGGCAGCCACAACACAAGAGAGUGGCAAGCUUUUGGCAGAGCCCCUGGAAACCUUCCCUGCUGGCCCCCAGGGUGUGGUGCCUGCGGCAGCAAUGGAAACACGACUGCCAGGCUGCCUUGGGACUGUAGCCACACAGAUACUCUUGCCCAAAGAGCAGGUCAUCCCUGAGACAGCAGAGCAAACGGCUGCUCUGAAGACAGAGGCUUCCCAAGCCCUUCUACAGGUUUCAAGCACCACUGAGAGCCGUGCCAUAGAUGGUGACCAUAUGCAGGUCCUCGAGGGCUUCCAGGCAGCGCAAGGUGAGCUGAAGGCUGAACCUAGACUUGCCUCUGAACUGGCCUUCACUGGGGGCCAAGCUGUUCCUCUGGAGACUGUUUCUUCCCUGGAAGCAGCAGAGGCAGACUUUGCUGCAAGAAUCCACGAGGGACAGGCUGUGAGAUUUCCCUUACUGCUAGAAGAAAAACAUCCCCUGGAGGAGGAACGCAUUGUCAAUCUUGUCAAAGAAGGAAAAUCCUGUGAUGAAACCUCUGAGCUGAAGUCCCAGCAGGCUGAGAGAACUAUGGAGGCAGAAAUACCCCUGGAGCAGCCUUUGUCUGCACAAGUAAUCAACACUGUGACUGGGCAUAGUCAAAUCAAGGAUGUGGGUGCAGCUGCAGCCACUGCUGAUGUAGCCUCUGCAGGUGUUCCCACUGAGACACCCACAGAAAUAUUGAAACGGAAAGAGAAAGGGGAAGAAAUAUGUGAGGAAGAGAGCAGGAAAGUUCUGGAAGCUAAAGCUGGGAAACUACAGAUCAAAAAGAGUUAUCCCGUCAUACAUAGAAACCUGGUCGACACUGUUGUGGAAGAAGGAGAAAGUGUCAGUUUGGUGUCUGUCAUAACAAAUGUCAGGGAGGUGAACUGGUACUUUGAGGGUAAACUGGUGUCUUCAGGUGACAAAUUCAAGUGUUUGCAAGAUCAGGACACAUACACACUAGUAAUAAGCAAAGCAUGCAGUGAUACUCACCAAGGAGAAUACACCUGUGAGGCGCUGAACCAAGGUGGAAAAAGAGCAACAGCAGCAAAACUCACAAUUGUUAAAAGAGUUGCACCAAUCCUAAGGAGAAGGCUCACACCAGUGGAGGUGGCUGUAAAUCAUGUGGCCAAGUUUACCUGUGAGGUAGAGACUGCGCCCAAUGUCAAGUUCCAGUGGUACAAAGCCGGCCGAGAGAUAUAUGAUGGGGACAAGUACUCCAUUCGCACCUCCAACUACCUCUCCACGCUUGAGAUUCUGAGGCCCCAGGUCGUUGACUGUGGCGAGUAUAGCUGUAAGGCUUCCAACCAGCAUGGCAGUGUAAGCUCUACAGCCCUUUUGACAGUGAGUGAAGCAUUACCACCAACGUUUCUUACCAGACCUGAAUCUAUCACUACUUUUGUGGGCAAAAGUGCCAAGCUCCUGUGUACUGUUUUGGGUACUCCAGUCAUCGACGUCGUCUGGCAGAAAGAUGGCACGACCAUUUCACCUUCGGACCAUCACAGGAUCUCCAAAGUGGAAAACAAACAUGUACUAGAAAUUUCCCUUCUCACCACAAGUGACAGAGGGGUUUACACUUGCAAAGCUUCCAACAAGUUUGGGGCUGACAUUUGCCAGGCUGAAUUGAUCAUUAUAGACAAGCCUCACUUCAUUAAAGUCCUGCAGUCAGUGCAGUCAGCAGUCAAUAAAAAAAUACGCCUUGAAUGUCAGGUAGAUGAAGACAGGAAAGUAACAGUAGGGUGGACAAAGGAUGGAAACAAAAUUCCUCCAGGCAAAGAUUAUAAGAUUUACUUUGAAGACAAAAUAGCCUCACUUGAGAUUCCUUUGGCUAAGCUGAAGGAUUCAGGCCAUUAUGUGUGCACUGCCUCGAAUGAGGCAGGAAGCAGCUCCUCUUCUGCCAGCGUCACAGUCAGAGAACCACCAUCCUUUGUCAAGAAGGUCGAUCCGUCUUAUUUACUGACUCCAGGUGACUCUGCACGCCUUCAAUGCAAAAUCAAAGGGUCUCCUGAAAUACAGGUUACUUGGUUCAAGAACAAUAAGGAAAUCCGUGAAAGCAACACACAUAGGAUGUCCUUUGUCAAUUCUGUGGCUGUCUUAGAUAUUUUGGACGUGAAAGUUGAUGACAGUGGGAGCUACUCAUGUGAAGCUGUAAACGAGGUUGGAAGUGACAGCUGCACCACCGAAGUAGUUGUCAAAGAGCCUCCGUCUUUCAUCCGAACACUUGAACCAGCAGAGGUAGUAAAGGGAACAAACCCCGUUCUUCAGUGUGAGGUUGCUGGUACUGCACCAUUUGAAAUUAGCUGGUACAAAGACAAGAAACAGAUUCGCAGUAGUAAAAAGUACAGGUUGACCUCUCAGAAAGCUGUUAUUUCUCUGGAGGUGUCCUCGUUUAAUAGUGCUGAUGUCGGUGAAUACGAGUGUGUGAUAGCUAACGAAGUCGGGAAGUGCAUAUGCAGUGCAACAUACAUCUUGAAAGAACCACCAUCUUUUGUUAAGAAAAUCGAAAAUGUAACAGCUCUGGCUGGAGAUAGUGUUACAUUACAGGCUGUGGUGAAAGGGUCAGAGCCUAUUUCUGUGAUGUGGAUGAAGGGAAAAGACAUUAUUCAAGAUGAUAACAAAGUGAGAGUGACAUUUGAACAUGGUCUAGCAACACUGCAAAUUACCGGUGUCCAGCUGAGCUCUGGUGGGAAGUACACCUGUGUGGCUGAGAAUGAGGCAGGAACUCAGUCCUGCUUUGGUGAACUCUCAGUGAAAGAACCUGCCAAAAUCACUGAAAAAUCUGAAAUGAUCCAGGUAACAGCAGGGGAACCAGCCAUUUUGGAGUAUACUGUUACAGGCACUCCAGAGCUAAAAAUCAAAUGGUUCAAAGAUGGAAGACCACUACCUGCCAGCAAAAAAUACAGGAUCAGCUUUAAAAAUAACAUUGCUCAGCUCAAGUUUUAUGCUGCUGAACUGCAGGAUAGUGGCGAGUACACCUUUGAGAUAUCCAAUGAUGUGGGCACCAGCUCUUGUACUACCGGCUUCACAGUGCUAGAUCGCACUCUCCCUCCCUUCUUCACUAAACCCCUGAAGAAUAUUGACAGCAUCAUUAACACAUCAUGCCGCCUAGACUGCAAAAUUUCAGGCUCUCUUCCAAUGACUGUCUCUUGGUUUAAGCAGGACAUUGAGAUCACUUCAAGUGCCAAGUACACAGUACACUUUGCAGAAGGCUCUGCAUCUUUGGAAAUAAAACACCUAGAUGCAAGUGAUGCUGGGGUCUACAUUUGCAGAGCCACAAACUCUGCUGGUAGCAAAGAGAGCAGUAGCACUUUGUUUAUAAAAGAGCCACCUAGCUUCAUUGUAGAACCAGAGUCCCAAGAUGUACUGCCUGCAUCAACUGUACGUUUCAAAGGCACAUUUAAAGGCACAACACCACUGAUGGUAAAAUGGUUUAAAGGUGAAACUGAGCUGGUGACAGGAGGAGCCUGCUACAUCAUGACGGAAGCAUUAGCAAGUUACUUGGAACUUUACGCAGUCAAACCAACAGACUCAGGAAAAUACACCUGCAAAGUCUCCAAUGUAGCUGGUUCAGUAUCAUGCAGUGCAAACUUGUUUGUAAAAGAACCUGCUGCCUUCAAGGAGAAGCUAGAACCAACCCAUCUGGUAAAGAAAGGUGGAUAUGCUGAGCUGACCUGCGAAGUCACUGGUACUCCCGAGAUUAAAAUCACAUGGUUCAAAGAUGAUAGAGAGCUAAAAGAGAGUGACAAAUAUACAAUGUCUUUCACAAAAUCCUUGGCGGUACUUCAUGUUAUAGAAGCUGAGAUUGAAGACAGUGGAGAAUACAUUUGUGAGGCCAGAAAUGAUGCUGGGAAAGAUAUUUGCAGUAGUGUUGUUACGAUCAAAGAGUCACCUUAUUUUAGCAAGGAGUUUCAAUCCAUGGAAGUCUUGAAGGAUUCUGAUGUGGUUUUGGAGUGUGAGGUGCUUGGCUCACCUCCAUUUGAAGUGUUUUGGGUGAAGGAUGAUAAACCCAUGCGGAGCAGUAAGAAGCACAGAAUAAGCAUUGAGAAAUCUUUGAUUAGCCUCCACGUUUUCAGGUUUGAUGCUUCUGAUGUUGGCGAGUAUCAGUGUACAGUAACAAAUGAUGUUGGGAGCUGCUUCUGCAGUUCAGAGGUUACACUGAAAGAGCCCCCACAGUUCGUAAAAAGGAUAGAAAACAUUAGUUCCCUUCGAGGGGGAACGGUUGUGUUUCAGGCUGCUAUCAAAGGCUCCUUGCCCAUCACUGUGUCCUGGCUGAAAGACAAUGAUGAAGUGAUUGAAGAUAACAAUAUAAAAAUGACUUUUGUGAACAGUGUUGCCACUCUUCUGAUGAGGUCUAUUGAACUGAAACAUGAUGGAAAAUAUUUCUGUCAGGCUAAAAAUGAGGCAGGAAUUCAGAGAUGUUCUGCUCUGCUGACUGUCAAAGAACCUGCUACAGUGGUGGACAAGGCUGUGUCAAUAGAUGUGACUGAGGGAGACCCAGCAACCUUGCAGUGUAAAUUUUCGGGAACAAAACCUAUUACAGCCAAAUGGUUCAAAGAUGGCAAGGAAUUGACGUUAGGCCCAAAAUACAAGAUCAGUGUUACAGAUACUGUCUCAGUCCUAAAGGUGCUUUAUGCAGAAAAGAAAGAUAGUGGAGAAUACAUUUUUGAGGUUCACAAUGACGUUGGGAGCAGUAGCUGUUCCGCCAGCAUUAAUGUCCUGGAUCUCAUUAUACCACCUAAAUUCACCAAAAAGCUCAAGAAAAUGGACAGCAUUAAGGGCUCUUUUGUCCAUCUGGAAUGCAUAGUGUCUGGUUCACAUCCCAUAAGUAUCCAGUGGUACAAGGAUGGCCAAGAAAUAGCAGCAAGUGAAAAGCACAAAUACUCUUUCCAUGAUAAUACUGCAUUUCUGGAAAUCAAUAAACUGGAAGGCACAGACAGUGGCUCUUACACUUGUGAAGCGACCAAUAAGGCAGGAAGCAACCAGUGCAGUGGGUUCUUAACAGUCAAAGAGCCACCAUAUUUUGUAGAGAAACCCCAGUCCCAAGAGGUUGUGCCCAAUGCUAGGGUUCAGUUCAAAGCACUGGUGAAAGGCUCUGCUCCUCUGCAGAUAAAGUGGUUUAAAGACAGCCAAGAGCUUCUCUCUGGAGCCAAUCGAUCUGUCUGGAAGGAUGACACAUCUAGUGUACUGGAGCUCUUCUCAGCUAGGACAUCUGACUCUGGGAACUACACUUGUCAGAUAAGCAAUGAUGUGGGGACUGCAACUUGCAAAGCAACUUUGUUUGUAAAAGAGCCUCCCAGGUUUAUUCAGAUGCCAACUUCCGUAGUAGCUUUGCGUGAAGGACAGUCCACCACUUUCGAAUGCCAAGUAGUAGGCACACCAGAGAUCCACAUAACAUGGUACCUGGAUGGUAAUGAAGUGACUGACCAUGCCAAGUACGGCAUCUCCUUCAUAGACGGUUUAGCCACUUUGAAAUUAACUCAGUCCAGAGUGUCAGAUAGUGGGAUUUAUGUUUGUGAAGCCCACAAUGAUGCAGGUAGUGAAAGCUGCAGCAUCGAGCUGAAAGUAAAAGAGCCUCCAACAUUUGUUCGGGAGUUGCGUCCCACUGAGGUAGUGAAGGGUUUGGAAGCCAUACUUGAGUGUGAGGUGACUGGUACUCCUCCAUUUGAGGUGAAGUGGCUGAAGAACAAUAAGGAGAUGUUCAGCAGCAAGAAAUAUGCCAUCUCUGCCAAAGAAUCAGUAUUUACUCUUAAUGUGACUAACUGUGAUGUCUCAGAUGUUGGUGAAUAUCAGUGUAUUAUAUCAAAUGAGGGUGGGAGCUGUUCUUGCAGCACAAGGCUCAGCUUGAAAGAACCACCAUCCUUUGUCAAGAAGCUGGAGAACGUCACUAGCAUUUUGAAAGGUACUGCAUUCUUCCAGUGCGUUGUAGCUGGUGCUCAACCCUUAUCUGUGUCAUGGAUAAAAGAUGAGAAAAUACUAGAAGAUGAUGAGCACCACCAUAUCACCUUUGAGAACAGUGUGGCCACACUGGAACUUACCAAUAUUGACCUCAGCCACAAAGGAAGAUACACUUGCCAGGCAAAGAAUGAAUCUGGCAUGGAGAAAUGUUUUGGUUUGCUUUUUGUACAAGAGCCUGCCCAAAUUAUAGAAAAGGCUAAAUCACUUAAAGUCACUGAAAGAGACCCUGUGACUUUGGAGUGUACUGUGGCUGGGACACCAGAGCUCCGAAUAAGAUGGUACAAAGAUGGCAAACAACUCCUACCCAGUAGAUACUACACAAUGAGCUUUGAAAACAAUGUGGCCAGUUUCAGGAUUGAACCUGUAUCAAAGGAGGAUAGUGGUACAUACAGUUUUAAGGUUGAAAAUGACUUUGGAAGUAGCACCUGUGAAGCUCUUCUCACUGUCCUAGAUCAAUCAAUUCCUCCUGGAUUUAUCAAAAAACUAACCAAAAAGGAUACUGUUCUGGGAUCUUCUAUCCAAAUGGAGUGCAAAGUCUCUGGGUCACUCCCCAUUACUGCAAAAUGGUAUAAGGAUGGAAAAGAGAUAACUGACAGUGCAAAAUAUAGAAGCCUGUGCCACGAGAACACUAUGUCACUCGAGAUUGCUAAUCUAGAACUGGCAGACAGUGCAAAUUACACAUGCAGUAUCUCUAAUGUUGCUGGGAGCGAUUCUUGCAGUGCCGUCCUGACUGUGAAAGAGCCACCAAGCUUCUUAGUAAAACCUGAAAGCCAUCAAGCCGUCCCAGAUUCCACAGUGGAGUUUAAGGCUACACUAAAAGGAACACCACCCUUUACAGUAAAGUGGUUCAAAGAAGACUUAGAACUUGUAUCUGGUCCAACCUGUUUCAUUGGGAUUGAAGGGUCAACUGGGUUCUUAACCCUCUAUUCAGUGGAUACUUCUAGGAGUGGGUGCUACACUUGCCACGUUUCUAAUGAUGUUGGCAGUGACUCUUGCACUACAACACUGAUGGUAACAGAACCACCCAAGUUUGCUAAGAAGCUAGAGGCAGCAAAAGUGGUCAAGCAGGGUGACUCAGCCCGGCUUGAGUGCAAAGUAAGUGGAUCUGCAGAGAUGAAAGUAGUGUGGUUCAGAAAUGACCAUGAAAUUGUUGCCAGUGAAAAAUUCCGGACAUCAUUCAUUGACUCCGUGGCUGUGCUUGAAAUGAAUUAUCUCAGUACUGAAGACAGUGGUGACUACAUCUGCGAAGCUCACAACCCAGCCGGCAAGGCCAGCUGUAGUACUAAAGUCACAGUGAAAGAACCUCCUGUUUUUAGCAGGAAGCCCUCUCCAGUAGACAUGCUCAAAGGAACUGAGGUUAGCCUGGAAUGUGAGAUUUCAGGAACACCACCAUUUGACGUUACCUGGUACAAAGACAGGAGGCAAAUCCGCAGUAGUAAGAAGUAUAAGGUUACAGCCAAAAACUACCACACCAGUGUUCGCAUUCUUAAUGUUGAAGCUGCAGAUGUGGGUGAAUAUCAGUGCAAAGCACAGAACGACAUAGGAAGUGACACUUGUUUUUGCACUCUGAAGCUGAAAGAACCACCAAAAUUCUUGACUAAAAUAAACAGUGUGACUGUUGUGGUUGGUGAACCAGUAGAGUUACAAGCAAGAGUGGAGGGCUCCCAGCCAAUUUCUGUGCAGUGGCUUAAAGACAAAGAGGAAAUUAUUAGAGAAAGUGAAAACACGAAGAUCACGUUUAUGGAAAAUAUUGCAACUUUACAACUUCUGCGCACAGAGACAAGCAGUGCUGGAAAAUACAUCUGUCAGAUCAGAAAUGAUGCUGGAAGUCGAGAGUGCAUGGCUACCUUAAGUAUUCUAGAGCCUGCAGUCAUUGUAGAGAAAGCAGAACCAAUGAGAGUUACUAUAGGAGACGCCUGUACUUUGGAGUGCAAAGUGGCAGGCACACCAGAGCUUUCCACUGGGUGGUUCAAGGAUGGCAAAGAGCUGACCAGCAGCCAGAAAUACAGAAUUACUUUCCUCAAUAAAGUAUCUACGCUUAAAAUUAUGGAUGCAGAAAAGGAAGAUGCUGGACUGUACACUUUUGCAGUGCAGAACGACGUGGGGAAAAGCAGUUGCACAGCAUCAGUUGAUGUUUUAGACCGAAUCAUUCCUCCUUCUUUCACAAGAAAAUUGAAGGAAACUCCUUGUGUCCUGGGUUCCUCAGCAUUGCUGGAAUGCAAAGUGUCGGGUUCACCUCCUAUUUCUGUAGCUUGGUUCCGAAAUGGACUUAAGUUAGUCAGUGGGGAAAAAUAUCAAAUCUCCUUUUCAGAUAACCUUUGUAUUUUGGAAGUGAAUUCACUGAGUAAUUCAGAUGCUGGAACUUAUACCUGCAAAGCUACCAACAUAGCUGGUUCAGAUGAAUGCAGUGCUGUAUUGACCGUACAAGAACCACCUUCUUUUGAGAGGACACCAGAGGCUCUAGAUGUCUUGCCAGGCACAAGCAUCACUUUUACAUGUGUUAUCAGAGGAACCCCACCUUUUAAGGUGAACUGGUUUAAAGGGUCCAAUGAGUUGGUGCCAGGAGACAAAUGCAAUAUCUACUUGGAGGACUCUGUUGCGGAGCUUGAGUUAUUUGAUGUAACUCCUCUCCAAAGUGGAGAAUACACUUGUCUAGUGACUAAUGAUGCUGGCAGGGCAAAUUGUACAACACACCUUACAGUAAAAGAGCCAGCAGUCUUUGUGAAGAAACUGAGUGAUCAGUAUGUAGAGCCCGGCAAGGCCAUCAUCCUGGAGGGAACUUACACAGGCAGCCUUCCCAUUUCUGUGACAUGGAAGAAGAAUGGCCACACCAUCACUCAAUCUCAGAAGUGUAGUAUCACCACCACAGAGAAAUCCUGCAUCCUGGAAAUACUUGACAGCACCAAAGAGGAUGCAGGAGAAUACACUUGCCAUGUUGAAAAUGAGGCAGGAAGAGAUGUUUGUGGGGCUGUAGUCUCUACUCUAGAACCUCCCUAUUUCGUUACACACUUGGAAUCUCUUGAGGUGUCAGUUGGGGAUUACACAACAUUGCAAUGCCGUGUUGGUGGUACACCAGAAAUCACUGUGUCUUGGUACAAAGGUGAUACAAAACUCAGAUCUACUCCUGAGUACAAAGUGUUCUUUAAAGACAACAUUGCUACACUUAUUUUCAACAAAGCGGUUAGCAACGACAGUGGAGAAUAUACCUGCAAGGCAGAAAACAGUGUAGGAAUUGCAUCUACAAAGGCUCUCUUGACAGUUCAAGAGCGCAAACGGCCACCUUCCUUUGCAAGAAAAUUAAAGGACAUCGAGCACCCUGUUGGAUUACCCCUUAAAUUUAUGUGCCGGCUCAAUGGCUCAGAACCUAUUACUGUGGCUUGGCAUAAAGAUGGUGUGCUGCUAAGCGAUGACCACAAUGUGCACACAUCCUUUGUAGAUAAUGUUGCAGUGCUGCAGCUGGUGCGAACCGAGAUGAAUCAUACUGGGCAGUACUCCUGCACAGCCACCAAUGCUGUGGGCACUGCCACCUCAAGUGCUAGGCUCACAGUGGCAGAACCCAAGCAAGCACCUGUGUUUGACACCAAGCCAGAAUCUAUUGAUGUGCCUUUUGGAGAAAGUGCUGACUUUGAAUGCCAUGUUACUGGAGCCCAGCCAAUACAUAUCACCUGGUCCAAGGACGGACGGGAGAUCCGAACUGGAGGAAACUUCAAUAUUACAUUUGUAGCCAACACAGCUCACCUUCGUGUGCUCAGAGUGGGUAAAGGAGACUCUGGCCAAUAUACUUGCCAAGCUAGUAAUGAAGUUGGUAAAGACUUUUGCUCAGCCCAACUUUAUGUCAAAGAACCUCCCAAGUUCAUCAAGAAGCCUGAAGCUUUGCGGUUCGUGAAGCAGGGGGACACAGUGCAACUUGAAUGUAAAAUCAGUGGCACACCAGAGAUCAGAACCGUGUGGUACAAAAAUGAUCAGGCACUCCAAGCGAACGACAGGCUCCACAUGUCCUUUGUAGACUCCAUGGCAAUACUAACCAUCUUGAAUGCCAACACUGAGGAUGCUGGUGACUACAUAUGUGAAGCCCAGAACUCUGCUGGCACAGCCAGCUGCAGCACUUCAGUCACAGUUAAAGAACCACCUGUUUUUAGCAAGGUGCCAAGCCCUGUUGACACACUUAAAGGCUCAGAUGUUAUUCUCCAGUGUGAGAUAGCAGGGACUCCACCCUUUGAGGUUGCUUGGUUCAAGGACCGGAGGCAGGUCAGAAGCAGCAAGAAGUUCAAGGUGACAGCAAAGCAUUCAAUUGCCAGUCUUCAUAUUCUCAGUCUGGAAGCUCAAGAUACUGGAGAAUAUCAGUGCAAAGCUAUGAAUGAGGUGGGAAGCGACACCUGCAUCUGUCCGGUGAAAUUCAAAGAACCCCCACGCUUCGCUAAGAAGCUGAGUGACACUGCAAUCUUCAUUGGGGAGCCAACAGCCCUGCAGGCAGUGGUGGAAGGAUCCCCACCAAUUUCUGUUGUCUGGCUCAAGGACAAGGGUGAAGUUAUUAGGGAGAGCGAAAAUGUCCAAAUGUGGUUUAUGGACAACAUUGCAACUCUUGAGAUUGCCAGUGCAGAAGGAGCUGAUGUUGGGAAGUACAUCUGCCAGAUCAAAAAUGAUGCUGGCAUGCGGGAGUGCUCUGCCUUUUUACAAGUCCUAGAACCAGCAGUCAUCUUAGAGAAGACAGAGCCAAUCACAGUAAUGGCUGGCAAUCCUUUUACAUUGGAGUGCAAAGUAGGAGGAACACCUGAACUUAUUACCAAGUGGUACAAAGAUGGCAGAGAACUAAGGAGUGACCGCAAAUACCAAAUUACCUUUUUCAACAAUAUAUCCACUUUGAAAGUCUUUUCUGCAGACAGAGAAGACAGGGGCUUGUAUACUUUUGAGGUGCACAAUGAGGUGGGGGACAGCAGCUGCAUUUCUUCAGUUGAUGUUUCAGAUCGCCUUGUUCCUCCCUCAUUCUCAAGAAAACUAAAGCAAACAAAUGGGGUGCUGGGAUCCUCAGUGCUUCUAGAGUGCAAAGUGUCUGGCACAUCCCCCAUAUCUGUGUCCUGGUAUCAGGAUGGAAAUGAGAUUGUCAGUGGAGAAAAAUAUGAAAUCUCAUUCUUGGAUAAUGUUUGUGCUUUGAAACUGAAUGCCUUGGAUGUCACGGAUACAGGGCCAUAUACCUGUGUAGCAAGCAAUGUGGCUGGGUCUGAUGAAUGCAGUGCCUUCUUGACUGUACAAGAACCACCUUCUUUUGUGAAGAUACCUGAUCCCCAGGAAGUUUUGCCCAGAUCAAGUGUGACGUUCAGCACCUAUAUCAAGGGCAGUACUCCCUUCAAAGUGACCUGGUUCAGAGGCAUCAGGGAGCUGGUGCCAGAUAGCAACUGCUCCAUCUCUCUGGAUGAGUCUGUGGCAGAGCUGCAGCUGUACAACGUGGAGCCAGGCCACAGUGGGGACUAUGCCUGCGUUGUCACAAAUGAUGCCGGUAGUGCCUCAUGCACAACCCAACUCUUUGUGAAAGAGCCUGCAGUAUUUGUGAAGAAAUUAAGCGAUUUCAGUGUGGAGCAGGGGAAGUCCAUUGUGUUGGAAAGCAGCUACACAGGCACCCCUCCUGUCUCUGUCACCUGGAAAAGAAAUGGCAUGCCCAUUGCCCAGUCUCCACGCUGCAGUGUUACAACUACUGACAAAUCUGGAAUUCUUGAAAUCUUCAACAGCACCAAGAGUGAUGAAGGCGAAUACACCUGUGAGGUGGCAAAUGAGGCAGGUGGAGAUGUUUGCCACAGCCUUGUGUCUAUCUUAGAACCACCCUAUUUUGUCACACACUUGGACCGUGUGGAGGUGAAGGUUGGAGAGCCCUUGAUCUUAAAAUGCCAGAUUGGUGGUGCACCAGAAAUCAAGGUGUCCUGGUACAAAGAUGACACCAAGCUCAGAUCAACACAGGCUUACAAAAUGCAUUUCAAGAAUAAUGUGGCAACACUGGCAUUCUCCACCAUAGAGGAUAGUGACAUUGGAGAAUAUAUCUGCAAAGCAGAAAACAGUGUUGGCUUCGCCACCUCCACAGCUCUGCUUGUUGUUAAAGAACGGCAUCUUCCCCCUACAUUCUCCAGAAAACUGAAAGAUAUUCAGGAGGCGGUUGGUGCCCCAGUGACAUUUGAUUGCCGUAUAAAUGGCUCAGAGCCUAUCCAGGUGUCUUGGUACAAGGAUGGGGUUCUCUUAAGUGACAGUGAUAACAUGCAAUCAGCCUUCUUAAAUAAUGUUGCAACUCUUCAGAUCUUGCAAACAAGUAUGGCUCACUGUGGCCAAUACACUUGCUCAGCCAAAAAUGUUUUGGGGACUGCAUCUUCUAGCGCCAAACUUCUCCUCACAGAACUUCUACAACCUCCCUUCUUUGACAUCAAGCCAGUAUCUGUUGAUGUAGCACUAGGAGAAAGUGCAACUUUUAAGUGCCAUGUGACUGGCUCUGCUCCCAUGAAGAUUACUUGGAUGAGAGACAACAGACAGAUUCGCCCAGGUGGCAACUACAAGAUGACAUUGGUGGAAAACACGGCCAGCUUGGCAGUCCUAAAAGUUGGUAAAGGGGACGCUGGACUCUACACAUGUACAGCCAGCAACAGUGUUGGAAAGGAUGCGUGUGCAGCUGAACUGGCUGUACAAGAACCACCAAGGUUUAUUAAGAAACUUGACUCCUCAAGACUUGUGAAACAGCAUGAUUCCACUAAGUAUGAAUGCAAAAUAGGUGGAUCUCCGGAAAUGAAAGUCACCUGGUACAAAGGUGAAACUGAGAUCCAUCCCAGUGAAAAAUACCGAAUGUCCUUUGUGGAUUCAGUGGCAGUCAUUGAAAUGUACAACCUCAGUGUUGAAGACAGUGGUGACUACACUUGUGAAGCUCACAAUCCAGCUGGUAGUGCAAGCACCAGUACCUCACUGAAAGUAAAAGCACCCCCCAUUUUUAUCAAGAAGCCCCAUCCAAUUGAGACCUUGAAAGGGUCUGAUAUUCACCUAGAAUGUGAGCUUCAGGGCACUCCUCCAUUCCAGAUUUCUUGGUACAAAGACAAACGAGAAAUUCGGAGCAGCAAGAAGUAUAAGGUCAUGUCUGAGAACUACCUAGCUAGUAUUCACAUUCUCAGUGUGGAUACUGCAGAUGUUGGUGAAUACCACUGUAAAGCUGUAAAUGAUGUGGGGAGUGACUCCUGCAUUGGCUCUGUAACACUAAGAGCACCACCAACCUUUGUGAAGAAGCUGAGUGAUCUCACUGUUGUAGUUGGGGAGUCGAUUGAACUGCAGGCUGCAGUAGAAGGAUCACAGCCCAUUUCUGUUCUGUGGUUAAAAGACAAAGGGGAAAUCAUCAGAGAAAGUGAUAAUCUUUGGAUUUCCUAUUCAGAAAACAUUGCAACUAUGCGGAUUGGAAAUGCAGAGCCAGCCAAUGCUGGGAAAUACAUUUGUCAGAUAAAAAAUGAUGCUGGAGUUCAGGAAUGCUUUGCCACACUGAGAGUUCUAGAACCUGCAGUCAUUGUUGAGAAGCCAGGCCCAGUCAAAGUUACAGCAGGAGACUCAUGUACUCUGGAAUGCACAGUAGAUGGCACACCAGAGCUUACUGCUAGGUGGCUUAAAGAUGGGAAUGAACUGUCCACUGACCAUAAAUAUAAAAUCAGUUUCUUCAAUAAAGUAUCUGGGCUUAAGAUUCUCAACGCAAGACUAGAAGACAGUGGAGAAUAUACCUUUGAGGUGGAAAACAGUGUUGGUAAAAGCAGCUGCACAGCUUCAGUGCAUGUCUCAGAUCGUAUUAUACCUCCUUCUUUCACAAGAAAACUGAAAGAAACAUAUGGUCAGCUGGGUUCUUCUGCUGUACUGGAGUGUAAAGUUUAUGGAUCACCACCUAUUCUUGUUUCCUGGUUUCAUGAUGGAGAGGAGAUUAUCAGCGGAGACAAGUAUCAGGCUACUCUUACAGACAAUACCUGUUCUCUGAAAGUGAAUGGACUUCAGGAAUCUGAUAUGGGAACUUAUUUGUGCACAGCUAGUAACGUAGCUGGGUCUGAUGAGUGCAGUGCAUUUUUGAGUGUUAGAGAACCACCAUAUUUUGUGAAGAAACCUGAACCACUGAAUGUUUUAUCUGGGGCAAACAUAACCUUUACCAGUAUCAUAAAAGGCUCCUCUCCAUUGGAAGUUAAAUGGUUUAGAGGUAGUGUUGAGCUAGCACCGGGACACAGAUGCAGUAUCACCUUGCAAGAUUCAGUUGCAGAACUGGAGCUAUUUGAUGUACAUCCACUUCAGAGUGGAGACUACACUUGCCAGGUCUCUAACGAGGCAGGGAAGAUUUCUUGCACAACACAUCUUUUUGUCAAAGAACCAGCCAAAUUUGUGAAGAGGGUGAAUGAUUUAAGUGUAGAGAAAGGAAAAAAUUUGAUCUUGGAAUGCACAUACACGGGUACUCCACCAAUUUCAGUGACAUGGAAGAAAAAUGGAGUAAAAAUAAUGCACUCUGAAAGGUGUAGCAUCACCACUACAGAAACAUCUGCCAUACUGGAAAUACCUAAUAGCAAACUAGAAGACCAGGGGCAAUAUUCUUGUCAUAUUGAAAAUGAUUCUGGACAAGAUAAUUGUCAUGGUGCAAUCACAAUACUAGAACCACCUUACUUCGUUACACCCUUGGAGCCAGUGCAGGUGACUGUUGGGGAUUCUGCAUCCUUACAGUGCCAGGUUGCUGGAACACCAGAAAUGAUUGUAUCAUGGUACAAAGGCGAUACAAAGCUGAGAGGAACUGCUGCUAUGAAAAUGCACUUUAAAAACCAAGUUGCCACUCUGGUUUUCAGCCAGGUAGACAGUAGUGACAGUGGGGACUACAUCUGCAAAGUAGAAAAUGCUGUUGGUGAGGCUGCUUCAUCAUCUUUGCUGACAGUUCAAGAGCGUAAACUUCCUCCUUCUUUUAUGCAAAAAUUAAGAGAUGUCCAUGAAACCGUUGGCUUACCAGUUACAUUUGAUUGUGGCAUUGCUGGUUCAGAACCCAUAGAAGUAUCUUGGUUUAAAGACGGUGUACGUGUAAAAGAGGACUACAAUGUUCAUACAUCCUUCAUAGAUAAUGUAGCAACUCUUCAAAUUUUGAAAACAGAUAGGAGCCUUAUGGGACAAUAUACCUGCACAGCUACCAAUGCAGUCGGGACAGCUUCUUCUAGUGGCAGGCUUGUCCUUACAGAAGGGAAGACUCUUCCAUUUUUUGACAUCCCAGUUACACCUGUGGAUGGUAUUAUUGGAGAAAGUGCUGACUUUGAGUGUCACAUCUCUGGAACACAGCCUAUUAAAGUCACUUGGGCAAAAGACAACCAAGAGAUUAGAACAGGAAGAAACUACCAAAUCAGUUAUGUAGACAACACAGCCCACUUGACCAUCUUGAGAGUUGAGAGGGGAGACUCUGGACAGUAUACCUGCUAUGCUAGCAAUGAAGUUGGAAAGGACUCUUGCACAGCUCAGCUGACUGUUAAAGAACGAAAAUCUCCACCAACUUUCACUAAGAAACUGUCUGAAGCAGUAGAAGAAACAGAAGGGAAUGAACUUAAACUUGAGGGCCGUGUUGCUGGCUCUCAGCCUUUGACUGUUGCUUGGUAUAAAAACAAUCAGGAAGUUCAUUCAAGCCCUCAUUGUGAAAUAUCUUUCAAAAAUAACACCUUAAUUUUGCACAUAAAGUGUGUAGAACAAUCAGAUGCUGGUUUAUAUACCUGUAAAGUGUCCAAUGAAGCAGGAAGCGUGUUGUGUACAUCUUCUGUUGUUGUCAGAGAACCCAAAAAGCCUCCAGUUUUUGACCAGCCUCUUCAACCAGCAGCAGCAGAGGAAGGUGAUACUAUACAGCUCAGCUGCCAUGUCCAAGGAUCACAGCCAAUCCGGAUUCAGUGGCUGAAGGCAGGCAGAGAAAUAAGAGCUUCAGACAGAUGCAACUUCAGCUUUGCUAAUGGAGUAGCUCUUCUAGAACUCGCUGCAAUUACCAAAUCGGAUUCAGGAGAAUAUGUAUGCAAAGCUUCAAAUGCAGCUGGCACUGACACUUGCAAAUCUAAAGUGACAGUUAAAGAAAAAACAGCAGCCUCACCAGUAGCUAAGAAAGCAGAACUGGAAGGAAAACUUUAUUUUGUAUCAGAGCCUCAGAGUAUCAAAGUCAUGGAAAAAACUGUUGCAAAAUUUAUUGCAAAAGUUGGAGGAGACCCAAUUCCAAAUGUUAAAUGGAUGAAGGGAAAAUGGAGGCAACUCAACCAGGGAGGUCGCAUUACAAUCCAGCAGAGAGGAGAUGAAGCCAAACUAGAAAUAAAGGACACAAUAAAAACUGAUUCUGGCAUGUACAAAUGUGUAGCUUUUAACCAACAUGGUGAAAUUGAGAGGAGUGUAAACCUACAAGUUGAAGAAAGAAAGAAAGAAGUUGUUGAAGGGGAUCUCAGGGCAAAACUAAAAAGCACUCCAAAAAGGAAGGAAGGAGAGGAAGAGCAACCUAUUGAUAUCUUGGAACUUCUCAAAAAUGUAGAUCCCAAAGAAUAUGAGAAAUAUGCUCGCAUGUAUGGAAUUACAGAUUUCCGUGGCCUCCUGCAAGCCUUUGAGUUACUAAAGCAAACCCAAGCAGAAGAAAGCCAUAGACUGGAAAUUGAGCUUACAGAAAGAGCUCAAAGAGAAGAUCAGGAGUUUGAUGAACUUGUAGCUUUUAUUCAACAACGACUCUCACAAACAGAGCCUAUUACUCUGAUCAGAGACAUUGAAAAUCAGAUGGUUUUAACAGAUGAGGAUGCUAUCUUUGAGUGUGAGAUUAAAAUUAAUUAUCCAGAAAUUAAACUUUCAUGGUACAAGGGAACUCAGAAGCUGGACUCCAAUGACAAAUAUGAAAUUAGAAUUGAAGGUGAUCGCCAUAUACUAAGAAUCAGGAACUGCCAACUUGAAGAUCAGGGAAAUUUCAGAAUAGUGUGUGGACCACACAUUGCUAGUGCCAGGCUAACUGUGAUCGAACCUGCAGUUGAGCGGCAUCUCCAUGACACCACUUUCAAGGAAGGAAACACUUGCACGCUGUCCUGUCAGUUCUCUAUCCCAAAUGCCAAGUCUCAGUGGUAUAGAAAUGGGAGACCCAUUAAGAUAGGAGGGAGAUACUCAACACAAGUGUCUGACAAAGUACACAAACUCAUCAUCAAGGAUGUUAGAACAGAAGACCAGGGACAAUAUACCUGCAAGCUUGACAAUCUAGAAACAACUGCAGAUCUGGCCGUUGAAGCAGAACCAAUUCAGUUCACUAAGAGCAUACAGAACAUUGUAGUGAGUGAACACCAGUCUGCAACCUUUGAGUGUGAAGUGUCUUUUGAUGACGCAGUUGUGACAUGGUAUAAAGGCCCCACCGAACUGAGAGAGAGUCCCAAGUACAGCUUCAGAAGUGAAGGUCGCUGUCAUUAUAUGACCAUUCACAAUGUUAAUGCAGAAGAUGAAGGUGUAUACUCUGUAAUUGCUCGUCUUGAACCAAGAGGAGAAGCAAGAAGCACUGCAGAGCUCUAUCUGGUAACCAAAGAAAUCAAGCUGGAGUUGAAGCCACCAGAUGUUCCUGAUGCCAAGGUUGCAGUUCCACCUCAAAAAGCAGCUGAAGCUGCCCCUAUUCCUAUCCUUCUACCUCUUGUUCCACCACCAGAGGAGAAAAAGCCAGCAGAAAAAAAGGUUCCAUUAAAGAAAGUCUCCAAAAAGGUGGUUAAAAAAGUUCCUGAAGAAGUCCCACCACCAAAAGUUCCUGAGGUGCUGCCAGAGAAGCCCAAAGAGAUAAAAAUAACAUCCAUGGCAAGGAGAGAAGAGAUUCAUGAAGAAAAGAAGGAAAUAUAUGAACAACCCAAAGAACCUUAUGAAGAAUGGGAAGAAGAUUAUGGAGAAGACCACGAAUAUUAUGUCAAGGAAGAAGGCUAUGACGAAGGCGAAGAGGAAUGGGAAGAAGCUUAUGAAAAAAGAGAAGUGAUUUAUGAAGAAAAACAAGUGAUUCAUGAAGAAGUUGUUGAAGUUCCUAAGAAGCCUGUGCCUGAGAGAAAACCACCAACAAUUACAGCUGAAAAGAAGGAAAAGAAAGAAGUAACAGUUCAUAAAGUUGUCAAGAAACCUGUCGAUGAAAAAGUGGAGAUAACUACUCAGAGGGUUGCAGAAGAAAAAGUCAAACGGGCUGAGGUUACCAAGAAAGUUCUACCACCAAAGCCUACACCAAUGAUUGUUGAAGAAAAAGUUAUGAAAAAGGAAGUACCUACAGUAGAAACAUGGACUGUUUCAGAAGAAAAGAUGUCAGUUUCUGUCCACAAACAAGAAGAGUAUUCAUAUGUCACAGAGCCAACAGAGCGUGAGAAAACAGUUGAAGAAAGAUUCUUUGAAGCUGUUUACCCAAUUGAAGCACGUAAGGAAGUUGAAGAGGAAGAGGAGGAGGAAGAAGUAAUUUCUACAGAACAGGAGAUCCCACACGUUGAAGUGCCUGAGAUACCUAAGAGGCAUGUUCCAGAAGAAAGAAAGCCUGUUCCUGUUCCUAAAAAAGAAGCAGCUCCACCAGCUAAAGUGCCUGAAGUCCCUAAGAAACCUGUUCCAGAAAAGAAAGUUGCUGUUGCUAAAAAGGAAGUGGCUCCCCCAGCAAAAGUGCCAGAGAUGCCCAAGAGAGCUGCCCCAGAGAAAAAAAUUGUUCCAAAAAGAGAGGAAGCUCCACCACCUAAAGCAACAGAAGUACCUAAGAAACCAGCUCCAGAAGAAAAAAUACCACGUGUUCCUAAAAUAGAAGAAGCUCCACCUGCAAAAGUGCCUGCAGUUCCUAAGAAACCUAUGCCUAAAGAAAAAGUAUCUCCUGCUGUUCCUAAAAAAGUUGAGCCUCCUCCAGCUAAAGUGCCUGAAGUGCAGAAGAAAGCCACUUUUGAAGAAAGAGUUCUUAUUACAGAAGAAAGAAUAUCUGUUGCCAUUCCAGAGGAAAUCCCACUACCUGAAGAACCAACAGUAGAAGAAUGGUCUGAAGAAGAAAUGGAGGAAGUAUCUAUUUCCGUUCACAGAGAAGAGGUUUCUGAAGUGACUGAAGAAGAGUCUUACUACAUAGAGGAGAGGGUAACUGUUCCUAAAAGAGAGGAAGCCCUGCCCACUAAAGUGCCAGAGGUGCCAGAGAAAAUUCCAGAAGAGAAAGUACCUGUUGCUGUGCCUAGAAAACCAGAACCACCAGCAGCCAAAGUGCCUGACGCAUCUAAGGAAGUAGUUGUAGAAGAGAAAAUCAAAGUUGCUGUGCCUAAAAAAGCAGAAGCACCACCAGCUAAAGUGCCAGAAGUGCCCAAGAAAGUCCCAGAUGAGAAAAUACCAGUGGCAGAGCCUAAAAAAACAGCAGUUCGACCAGCUAAAGUGGCUGAGGUACCACAGAAAGUGAUCCCAGAAGAGAUUUCAGUUAAAGUGCCAAAGAAACCAGAACCUCCACCAACUAAAGUUCCUGAGGUGCCCAAGAAAGUUGUUUCAGAAGAAAAAGUACACACUGAAGCUCCUAAAAAACCAGAACCUCCACCACCUAAAGAACCUGAGGUGCCGAAGAAAGUUGUUCCAGAAAAGAAAAUAUCUGUGCCUAAAGAACCAGAACCUGCACCUGAAGAACCAGAGCCUGAGACAGUGCCUGGACUUGUAAAGAAACCUCGCAAAAUAAUUCCCGAAGUUACUCCUCCACCAGAAGAAGUUGUUUUGAAAAAAGUUCUUAGAAAGGAAAAAGAAGAGGAAGAACCUAAACCAGAAAAAGAACCUAAACCAGAAGUUAAACCAGUACCUACACCAGUAGAAAAAAUUAAGAAACCUGAAGUCCCAGAGGUUCCUAAGAAGAAAACGGAGAUACCUGAUAUAAAAAAAGAGGAGAAAUAUGUGCCCAAACCUCCAAAAGAACCUAAGCAAGCAGCUAUCCCACUUCCUGGGUCUGAGCCUAAACCUGCAGUGGCUCUAAAAUCUCCAAAACCAGCAGCAGAACCAGCACCAGCUGUUACUACUCCAGUGACAGUCCCAGUGGUUGGAAAGAAAGCAGAGACCAAGACACCAAAAGAAGAAACUCCAAAGGGUAUCAGUCCAGUCAAAGCCAAGAAGACACCUUCACCAGCAGAUGCAGAAAAAAGGAAACUCAGGCCAGGCAGUGGUGGUGAAAAACCUCCUGAAGAGCCUCCAUUCACUUACCAACUCAAAGCUGUACCACUGAAGUUUGUCAAGGAGAUGAAAGAUAUAGUGCUAACAGAAGCUGAGUCUGUUGGGUCUUCUGCAAUCUUUGAAGUCCUUAUUUCACCAUCCACUGCAAUUACCAGCUGGAUGAAAGAUGGAAGUAACAUACGAGAGAGUCCAAAGCACAAGUUUAUUGCUGAUGGCAAAGAUAGGAAGCUGCAUAUUAUUGACGUCCAGCUGUCAGAUGCUGGUGAAUAUACUUGUGUAUUACGACUGGGCAACAAAGAGAAGACCUCUACAGCCAAACUCAUUGUUGAAGAACUCCCAGUGCGGUUUGUGAAACCUCUUGAAGAAGAAGUCACUGUGAUUAAAGGCCAGCCACUGUACUUGACAUGUGAACUUAACAAAGAAAGAAGUGUGGUCUGGAGAAAGGAUGGGAAGAUCAUUAAAGAUGUGCCUGGGAAGUUUGCUCUGGGCAUUAUUGGUUUGUCACAUACCCUCAUGAUCACUGAUUCAGAUGAUGCUGAUGCUGGCACUUACACUGUUACCGUUGAAGGCACUGAGCUCUCAUGCUCAUCUUGUGUUAAGGUAGUAGAAGUGAUAAGAGACUGGUUAGUAAAACCCAUAAGAGAUCAGCAUGUGAAACCAAAAGGAACAGCUACAUUCACGUGUGACAUUGUCAAGGAUACGCCAAACUUUAAAUGGUUUAAAGGAGAUGAGGAAAUCCCUUCUGAACCCACUGACAAGACAGAAGUCUUGAAAGAGGGAAAUAAAAUUUUCCUGAAAAUCAAGAAUGCUGGCCCUGCUGAUGUUGGGGAAUAUUCAGUGGAAGUUGAAGGUCGCAGGUACCCAGCAAAACUGACCCUUGGAGAACGUGAAGUUGAACUUCUGAAACCAUUAGAGGAUGUUACCAUUUACGAAAAGGAAACAGCAAACUUUGAUACAGAAAUAUCUGAGGAUGAUAUUCCUGGUGAAUGGAAACUGAAAGGAGAAAUCCUGAGACCCUCACCUACAUGUGAAAUUAAAGCUGAAGGAGGAAAACGCUUCCUAACUUUGCACAAAGUGAAGUUAGAGCAAGCUGGUGAAGUCCUUUACCAGGCACUUAAUGCAGUUACUACAGCUAUCCUGACUGUGAAAGAAAUUGAACUGGACUUUGCUGUACCCCUAAAAGAUGUUACUGUUCCUGAGAGGCGCCAAGCAAGGUUUGAAUGUGUCCUUACCAGAGAAGCCAAUGUUAUUUGGUCUAAGGGCACUGAUAUACUCAAGAUCGGAGAAAAAUUUGACAUCAUUGCAGAUGGAAAGAAGCAUAUUCUUGUAAUCAAUGAUUCUCAGUUUGAUGAUGAGGGAGAAUACACUGCUGAAGUUGAUGGCAAGAAAAGCACAGCAAGACUGUUUGUGGAAGGUGUGAGACUGAAGUUCAUCUCACCUCUACAGGAUCAAACAGUGAAAGAAGGGGAAACAGCUCACUUUCAGUUUGAGCUUUCUCAUGAAGACAUGCUAGUGAAAUGGUACAAAAAUGACAAGAGACUCCACACAAGCAGAACAGUUUUCAUUACUUCAGAAGGCAAAGUUCAUAAACUAGAACUUAGAGAAGUAACACUUGAUGAUAUCUCCGAAAUAAAGGCCACAGUCAAGGACUUGAACACACAAGCAAACCUGAAAGUCUUAGAGGCUGAUCCAUAUUUCACUGUGAAAUUACAAGACUACAGUGCUGUGGAGAAAGAUGAUAUUACUCUGGAGUGUGAACUUAGCAAAGAUGUGCCAGUAAAAUGGUACAAAGAUGGUGAAGAACUAGUAGCUUCCAACAGAAUUUCCAUGAAAACAGAUGGCUUGCGCCGUAUCCUGAAAAUCAAGAAGGUUGCAGAGAGUGAUAAGGGUGUUUAUGAGUGCGACUGUGGAACCGACAAGACAACUGCUAAUGUCAGCGUUGAGCCUCGCUUAAUCAAAGUGGAGCGCCCACUUUAUGGAGUGGAAGUAUUUGUUGGUGAAACAGCGCGUUUUGAAAUUGAAAUUUCUGAGCCUGAUGUUCAUCCUAUAUGGAAGCUAAAGGAUGAAACACUAACACCUUCACCUGACUGUGAAAUCAUUGAAGACGGGAAGAAGCAUACUCUUGUCCUUCAUAACUGCAAACUUGAUAUGACUGGAGAAGUAUCUUUCCAAGCUGCUAACGUUAAAAGUGCUGCUAAUCUGAAAGUAAAAGAAUUGCCUCUCAUCUUUAUCACUCCACUAAGUGAUGUAAAGGUCUUUGAGAAAGAUGAAGCAAAGUUUGAAUGCGAGACAUCCAGAGAACCUAAGACUUUCCACUGGUUGAAAGGAACAGAAGAAAUAACUCCAGAUGAAAGAUACGAAAUUAUUUCAGAUGGAACAAAGCACACUCUGAUUAUUAAAUCUGCUGCCUUUGAGGAUGAAGCUAAAUACAUGUUUGAAGCUGAGGAUAAGAGAACAAGUGCCAAGCUAAUUAUUGAAGGUAUCCGCCUAAAAUUCAUUACUCCUCUCAAGGAUGUAACAAAAAAGGAGCGAGAAACUGCAGUGUUCACUGUAGAACUCUCCCACGAAAAUAUCACUGUUGUCUGGUUCAAGAAUGACCAGAGAUUACAUACCAGCAAAGUGGUUUCAAUGACAGAUGAUGGCAAAUUCCAUUCACUCACAAUCAAAGAUCUUACUAUUGAUGAUACUUCUCAGAUUAGAGUGGAAGCUAUGGACAAAUCAUCAGAAGCUAAACUCACUGUUCUUGAGGGAGAUCCUUACUUCACUGGGAAGUUGCAGGAUUACACUGCUGUAGAGAAAGAUGAAGUAAUUUUACAAUGUGAAAUCAGCAAAGCAGAUGCUCCAGUGAAAUGGAUGAAGGAUGGCAAACCAAUUACUCCAUCAAAGAAUGUUGUUAUUAAGGCUGAUGGUAAAAAACGAAUCCUUAUCCUCAAGAAAGCAUUGAAGAAAGACAUUGGACAGUACACUUGUGACUGUGGUACUGAUCAAACCGCUGCGAAACUCAAUAUUGAAGAUCGGGAUAUUGAGAUUAUACGUCCACUAUACAGUGUGGAGGUGAUUGAGACAGAGACUGCCCGUUUUGAUAUUGAAAUCUCUGAAGAAGGUGUCCAUGGCAAUUGGAGGUUAAAAGGAGAACCCCUGACUGAAUCAGCUGAAUGUGAAAUCAAGGAGGAAGGCAGAAAGCACUUCCUUACACUGUACAAUGUACGCUUAGAUCAAGCUGGUGGAGUAGAUUUCCAAGCAGCAAAUGCCAAAUCUGGUGCUCACCUCCGAGUGAAACCUCGAGUAAUUGGCUUGCUGAGACCCCUCAAGGAUGUAACAGUGACAGCUGGGGAAUCAGCAACCUUCGACUGCGAACUCUCUUAUGAGGGAAUUCCAGUAGAGUGGUUCCUGAAAGGAAAGAAACUGGAGCCCGGUGAAAAGGUCGUGACACGUGCUGAAGGGAGAGUUCACACACUUAUUCUAAGAGAUGUCAAGUUAACAGAUGCAGGAGAGGUAUCACUGACAGCAAAAGAUUUCAGAACUCAAGCAAAUCUUUUUGUGAAAGAACCCCCAGUUGAAUUUACUAAACCACUUGAGGAUCAGACUGUUGAAGAAGAGGCCACUGCAAUACUGGAAUGUGAAGUUUCCAGGGAAAACGCAAAAGUUCAAUGGUUCAAAAAUGGUGAAGAAAUUCAUAAAACAAAGAAGUAUGAUAUAAUUUCUGAUGGCAGGGUCAGAAAACUCAUUAUCCAUGGCUGCACACUGGAUGAUGCAAAAACAUAUACUUGUAAAGUUAAGGAUUUUAAGACAUCCUGCUUCCUCAAUGUAGAACCUAUUCGUCUUGAGUUCCUGAAGCCCCUAACUGAUCUUGAAGUGAAAGAAAAAGAAUCUGCUCGGUUUGAAUGUGAAAUUUCCCGUCCAGGGGUCAAGGUGAAGUGGUUUAAAGAUGGCAUUGAAAUUAGAAAAGGCAAGAAGUAUGACAUCAUUUCCAAAGGAGCAGAACACAUACUUGUUGUCAAUAAAUGUACCUUCGAUGAUGAAGCUGAAUAUGCCUGUGAAGCAAAAACAGCUCGAACAUCAGGACUACUUACAGUGAUAGAGGAAGAGGCUGUUUUCACAAAAAAUCUUCCUGAUCUUGAAGUGAAUGAAAAUGACACUGUAAAAUUGAUCUGUGAAGUUUCAAAACCUAAUGCUGAAGUUACUUGGUUUAAAGAAGAUGAGGAGGUGCCUGAUGGUGCUAGAUUUGAACAUAUUUCUGAUGGUCGAAAGAGAAUUCUUCUCAUCCAUAAUGCUCAUCCUGAGGAUGCUGGCAAAUAUACUUGCAAGCUCCCAAGCUCUAGUACAACAGGAAAACUUACCGUACAUGAACUUACACCACAGUUUCUUACCAGACCACAAAAUCUUGAGGUUCUUGAAGGAGACAAAGCCGAAUUUGUCUGUUCAGUAUCCAAAGAGGCAAUUUCGGUACAGUGGCUGAGGGAUGACACAGUCCUGGAGCCUGGUGAUAAAUACGACAUCAUUUCAGACGGCAAAAAGAGAACACUUGUAGUUAAAGACUCUAUUCUAGGAGAUGCAGGAAAGUAUACUGUCACGGUUGGUGAAGCUAAAGCUACAGCGCGUUUAACAGUGAUUGAAAAACUCAGGAUUAUAACUCCCCUUAAGGACCAAGAAGUUGGUGAGGGUCAAGAAAUUAUCUUCAACUGUGAAGUCAAUAAAGAAGGUGCCAAAGAGAAGUGGUACAAAAAUGAUGAGGCAAUAUUUGACAGUGCAAAAUACAUUAUUGUUCAUAAGGAUUUAGUUUACACUCUCAGAAUCAGAGAUGCACAGCUGAAAGAUCAAGCUACCUACACCAUUGCAGUGUCAAACCAGAGAGGUGAACAUGUCAAAAGCUUUGCUGCCUUAACUGUAUUAGAGGAGGAUCUCAGAAUUGUUGAGCCCCUUGAAGACAUUGAGACAAUGGAAAAGAAAACUGUCACAUUUUGGUGUAAAGUCAAUCGCCUUAAUGCAACCCUUAAAUGGACAAAGAAUGGUGAAGAGAUCACAUUCGACAGGCGCAUAUUGUACAAAAUUGAUAAAUACAAACACUCACUCAUCAUUAAAGACUGUGGGUUUAUAGAUGAAGGUGAGUACACUGUCACUGCUGGACAAGACAAAUCCAUUGCAGAGCUUCUCAUCACAGAAGCACCAGCAGAUUUCAUCGAACAUCUUCGGGACGAGACCGUCACAGAAUUUGAUGAUGCUGUCUUUACAUGCCAACUUUCCAAAGAGAAAGCCAGUGUAAAAUGGUACAGAAAUGGAAGAGAGAUAAAAGAAGGCAAAAAAUACCAUUUUGAAAAAGAUGGAAAUCUGCACAGACUAAUCAUUAAAGACUGCAGACUAGAUGAUGAGUGUGAAUAUUCCUGUGGCGUAGAUGACAGGAAAUCUAGGGCAAGACUUUUUGUUGAAGAAAUCCCUGUUGAGAUCAUCCGACCACCACAAGAUAUUUAUGAACCUCCUGGUACAGAUGUCAUCUUCAUGGCUGAGUUGAACAAAGAUGGUGUGGAGGUCAAGUGGUUGAGAAACAACAUGAUUAUUGUCCAAGGUGACAAACAUCAGAUGAUGAGUGAAGGAAAGGUCCACAGGCUGCAGGUGUGCGAUAUAAAGCCCCGUGACCAAGGGGAAUACAGAUUUAUUGCCAAAGAUAAGGAAGCUAGAGCUAAGCUUGAAUUAGCUGCUGCACCCAGAAUCAAGACUGGUGAUCAAAACCUUGUGGUUGAUGUUGGGAAGCCUUUAACUAUGACUGUUCCAUAUGAUGCCUACCCAAGAGCAGAAGCUGAAUGGUUGAAAGGGGAAGAAAAUCUGCCCACAACAACUGUUGAUACCACAACUGACUGUACUACCUUCAAAAUUUAUGAAGCAAAGAAAUCAGAUAAGGGAAGGUACAAGGUUAUACUUCGAAACAAACAUGGCCAGGCAGAAGCAUUCAUCAACGUAAAGGUCAUUGAUGUUCCAGGUCCAGUUAGAAACUUGGAAGUCACUGAAAUUUAUGAUGGUGAAGUUGGCCUUGCCUGGCAAGAACCAGAAAGUGAUGGUGGAAGUAAAAUAAUAGGCUAUGUUGUUGAAAGACGUGAUAUCAAGCGCAAAACCUGGAUUAUGGUCACUGAUCGUGCUGAAAAUUGUGAAUACACUGUUACUGGACUACAAAAAGGAGGUGUUGAGUACCUCUUCCGUGUUAGCGCACGGAACAGAGUGGGCACUGGUGAGCCUGUGGAAACAGAUACACCUGUGGAAGCUAAGAGCAAAUUUGAUGUUCCUGGACCUCCUCAGAAUGUAGAAGUUACUGAUGUGAACAGGUUUGGAGCUACACUUACCUGGGAACCACCUGAGUACGAUGGAGGAUCUCCAAUUACUGGCUACGUUAUUGAACUGCGUAACAGAGCUUCCAUCAAAUGGGAGCCAACUAUGACCACUGGAGCUGAUGAACUGUCAGCUCUCCUGACUGAUGUUGUGGAAAAUGAAGAAUAUUUCUUCAGAGUAAGAGCUCAAAACAUGAUCGGAGUUGGCAAACCAAGUCCUGCUACACGUGCAGUAAAAAUUAUGGACCCAAUCAAGAGACCAAGUCCUCCCAUUAACCUUGAUCAUUCAGAUCAAACUAAGUCAUCAGUGCAGCUCACAUGGGAACCUCCUCUUGAUGAUGGAGGAAGUCCAGUCUUAGGCUAUAUUGUUGAAAGGCAAGAAGACGGCACAGACAAGUGGAUUCGCUGUAACCCAAAAUUAGUACCUGCUCUUACUUUUAAGGUUACUGGAUUGAAACCAGGAUCCAGUUAUUACUACAGAGUCUCAGCAGAAAAUGCAGCUGGUGUGUCAGACCCAGCAGAGGCUAUUGGACCAUUAACUGCAGAUGAUACUUUUGUUGGACCUACAAUGGACCUAAGUGCAUUCAAAGACGGGCUGGAAGUUAUUGUUCCGGAGCCAAUCAAGAUCCAUGUUCCUAUCACUGGUUACCCUGUGCCAACUGCCACAUGGUAUUUUGGUGACCAAGUCUUAGAAGAGGGUGAUCGUGUAACAAUGAAGACAACUGCCUCCUUUGCAGAACUUGUAAUUACUCCAAGUGAAUGUCCAGACAAGGGAAUUUAUUCCUUAACAUUAGAAAACCCUGUGUCAUCUGUUUCAGGAGAAAUUAACGUUAAUGUCAUCACUCGUCCAAGUGCACCAACAGAACUCAAAGUUUUAGACAUAAUCAGGAACACAGUACAGCUGUCAUGGGAACCUCCAGAGGAUGAUGGUGGAAGUCCAGUUACUGGCUAUAUAAUUGAAAAACGUGAAGUAAGCCGGAAAACAUGGAGCAAAGUUAUGGAUCAUGUUGUUGACCAAGAGUUCACUGUACCUGACCUCAUCCAAGGAAAAGAAUAUUUGUUCAGAGUUUCUGCAUGCAAUAAAUGUGGCCCAGGAGAACCUGCGUAUAUUGAUGAACCAGUAAAUAUGUCAGCACCAGCAACGGUGCCUGAUCCACCAGAGAAUGUUAAAUGGAGGAACCCAACAUCAAAAGGAAUCUUCCUAACAUGGGAGCCUCCUAAAUAUGAUGGUGGCGCCCGCAUUAAAGGUUAUCUGGUAGAAAAAUCUCAGCGUGGUACAGACAAGUGGGAGACUUGUGGGGAACCUGUUGUUGAAACAAAGAUGGAAGUAACAAAACUCAAGGAAGGAGAGUGGUACGCAUAUCGGGUUAAGGCUUUGAACAGAAUAGGAGCUAGCAAGCCAAGUAAGCCAACAGAUGAUAUUCAAGCCAUUGAUGCAAAAGAGGCUCCAGAAAUUUUCUUAGAUGUGAAGCUUCUUGCUGGACUUACAGUGAAAGCUGGAACUAAAAUUGAGCUGCCAGCUAAAGUGGUUGGAAAGCCUGAGCCCCAGAUUACUUGGACCAAGGCUGACAAAAUUUUGAGGCCUGAUGACAGAAUCACCAUUGAAACCAAACCGGGUCAUUCUACAGUCACUAUUACAGACAGCAAGAGGAGUGACAGUGGAACCUAUAUUAUAGAAGCUGUAAAUACCAGUGGACGUGCUACUGCUGUUGUUGAAGUUAAUGUUCUUGAUAAACCUGGGCCACCAGCUGCAUUUGAUGUAUCAGAAAUCACAAAUGAAUCCUGUCUUCUGACAUGGAAUCCUCCCCGAGAUGAUGGGGGUUCUAAAAUUACCAACUAUGUCCUUGAGAAAAGAGCUACAGACAGUGAAAUAUGGCACAAGUUGUCAUCAACUGUAAAGGAUACAAAUUUCAGAGCUACCAAUUUAACUCCUCAUAAAGAAUAUGUGUUCCGAGUCAGUGCCGAGAACAUGUAUGGUAUUGGGGAGCCAGUAGAGUGUAGCCCCAUCAUUGCAAAAUAUUCAUUUGAUCCACCAGGCCCUCCAACAGGUCUCAAGCCUACAGAGGUCACUAAAGAUUCAGUCACCCUAACAUGGAAUGAACCAGAUGAAGAUGGUGGUAGCCCCAUAACUGGCUACUGGGUUGAAAGAUAUGAUCCUGAGCAGGAUAAAUGGAUAAAAUGCAAUAAAAUGCCAGUGAAAGAUACAACAUUCAAAGUUAAAGGUCUUACGAAUAAGAAGAAAUAUAAGUUCCGUGUCUUGGCAGAGAAUCUUGCAGGACCUGGAAAACCAAGCAAGGAAACAGAGCCAAUCUUAGUGAAAGACCCAAUUGAUCCACCAUGGCCUCCCGGAAAGCCAACUGUGAAAGAUGUUGGCAAGACAUCAUUAUCCCUUAGCUGGACAAAACCAGAACAUGAUGGAGGGGCAAAGAUUGAAUCUUAUGUCAUUGAACUAUUAAAGACUGGAACAGAUGAGUGGGUGAGAGUGGCUGAAGGAGUUCCCACAACUGAGCACUUCCUUAAAGGGCUUAUGGAGAAACAAGAAUAUUCAUUCCGUGUAAGAGCUGUGAAUAAGGCUGGCGAGAGUGAGCCCAGUGAACCCAGUGACCCUGUGCUGUGCAAGGAGAGGCUCUAUCCUCCUUCACCACCUCGGUGGCUUGAGGUUAUUAAUAUUACUAAAAACACAGCAGAUCUUAAAUGGACAGUACCAGAGAAGGAUGGAGGUUCCCCAAUUACCAACUACAUUGUUGAAAAGAGAGAUGUAAGGCGUAAAGGCUGGCAGACAGUUGAUACAACAGUGAAAGAUACCAAGUACACAGUGAGCCCACUGACUGAAGGCUCCUUGUAUGUGUUCCGUGUGGCUGCUGAAAAUGCCAUUGGACAGAGUGACUAUUGUGAAAUAGAAGAUUCAGUGCUUGCUAAAGAUACUUUCACAACUCCUGGGCCUCCAUAUGCUCUUACAAUAGUUGAAGUGACAAAAGGUCAUGUAGAUUUAAAAUGGGAACCACCUAAGAAUGACGGUGGCAGACCAAUUCAAAGAUAUGUUAUUGAAAAGAAAGAAAAACUAGCCACUCGCUGGGUAAAAGCUGGCAAGACGGCUGGUCCAGACUGCAAUUUCAGAGUAACGGAUGUCAUCGAAGGUACAGAUGUACAGUUCCAGGUUCGUGCAGAAAAUGAAGCUGGUUGUGGUCACCCCAGUGAACCAACUGACCUCAUUCAUAUUGAAGAUCCAACAAGUCCUCCUUCACCUCCUCAGGAUUUACAUGUUACAGAUGCAGGACGAAAGCAUAUUUGCAUUGCAUGGAAACCACCUGAGAAGAAUGGUGGAAGCCCUAUUAUUGGUUAUAAUGUUGAAAUGUGCGAAGCAGGAACAGAAAAAUGGAUGCGGAUCAAUUCUCGUCCAAUAAAAGAUCUAAAAUGUAAAGUGGAGGAAGGUGUUGUUCCAGACAAAGAGUAUGUGCUGAGAGUCAGAGCAGUCAAUGCUGUUGGAGCUAGUGAGCCAUCAGACAUCUCAGAAAAAGUUGUUGCCAAGGACCCAGACUGUAAUCCCACCAUUGAUCUACAAACUCGUGACAUUGUUGUUGUGAAAGGACAGAAAUUAAGUAUUCCCGUACCCUUCAGAGCUGUUCCAUCGCCAACUAUCACGUGGCACAAAGAUGGCAAAGAGUUGAAAGCUGGUGACAGAACAACAAUGAAGAGUGAUUACACCUCUGCAUUGCUUGAAGUCAUAGACAGUGUUCAUGCUGAUGCUGGUGUUUAUACCAUCACAUUGGAAAACAAGCUGGCAUCAACGACUGGUUCAGUCAAUGUCAAAGUCAUAGGUCCACCUGGACAGUGUAAAGACAUUAAGGCAAGCGAAGUAACUAAGAAUUCUUGCAAAAUAUCCUGGGAACCUCCAGACUUUGAUGGUGGCACUCCUAUUCUGCAUUAUGUUCUGGAGCGCAGAGAAGCUGGUCGUAGAACAUAUAUCCCAGUCAUGUCUGGUGAAAAUAAGCUUUCAUGGCAAGUCAAAGAUCUUAUCCCAAACAGUGAAUAUUAUUUCCGUGUUAAAGCUGUCAAUAAGAUUGGAGGAGGUGAAUAUCUUGAACUAAGAAAUCCAAUCAUUGCAGAAGACCCAAAACAGCCUCCAGAUCCUCCUGUUGACCUUGAAGUUCAUAAUCCAACAUCAAAAUCAGUAACACUUACAUGGAAACCACCCCUGUUUGAUGGUGGAAGCAAGAUUAUGGGCUACAUAAUAGAAAAGCUCGCUAAGGGCAAGGAGAGAUGGGAGAGGUGCAAUGACUAUCUGGUACCUCUGUUAACUUAUCCAGUGAAAGGUCUUGAGGAAGGAAAGGAAUAUCAGUUUCGUGUUCGUGCUGAGAAUGCUGCUGGCAUUAGUGAGCCUUCUCGGAUUACUCCUUUUGUGAAAGCUGUGGAUCCUAUUGAGGCUCCAAAGGUCUUCCUAGCAGCAAACCUACAGUCUGGCCUUGAGGUGAAAAGAGGUGAUGAGAUCAUACUUGAGGCACAUAUUUCAGGGUCACCUUAUCCAUCUAUCACUUGGCUGAGGAAUGAUGAAGUUGUCACACCAGAGGAAAUCAAAAAGAGAGUGCCAACAUAUACAAGGAAGAAGAAGGAUGAAGCUGAAGAAGAGAAACCUUUCCAGCUUUCACUGCCAGAACGUAUGAGUAUUGACAACCAUAAAGAAGGAGAGUCUAUACUAUCAAUUCGUGACUCCAUCAGAGCUGACCAUGGCACAUUUACAAUUAAAGUGGAAAAUGAUCACGGUGUUGCAAAAGCCUCAUGUGAAGUCAAUGUUUUAGAUACACCCGGGCCUCCAAUCAACUUUGUAUUUGAAGAUGUCAGGAAAGAUUCUGUCAUUUGCAAGUGGGAGCCUCCCCUUGAUGAUGGUGGAAGUGAAAUCCUAAACUAUGUACUGGAAAAGAAAGACAAUACCAAAGCUGAAAUGGGCUGGGUCACUGUCAGUUCAACACUCAGGCAUUGCAAAUUCCAUGUAACAAAACUGAUUGAAGGAAAAGAAUAUCUCUUCCGUGUAUUUGCUGAAAAUAGAGUUGGAUCAGGGCCACCAUGUGUUUCAAAACCAAUGACAGCAAAAGAUCCUUUCUCUCCACCAGAUCCACCUAAUAAGCCUGAUGUGGAGGAUGUUACCAGCAACAGUAUGUUAGUUAAAUGGAAUGAACCAAAAGACAAUGGCAGCCCAAUCAUAGGAUAUUGGAUUGAAAAACGUGAAAUUAAUAGUACUCAUUGGGCUCGGGUCAACAGGAGCCUUGUGAAUGCUCUGGAAAUAAAAGUUGACGGACUAUUGGAAGGUUUAACCUACAUCUUUAGAGUAUGUGCUGAAAAUGCAGCUGGUCCUGGGAAAUUUAGUCCCCCAUCAGAUCCAAAAACUGCACAGGACCCAAUAAUGCCACCUGGUCCACCGGUUCCAAAGGUUGCUGAUACAAGCUCAACUUCUAUUGAAUUAGAAUGGGAGCCUCCUGCAUAUAAUGGUGGUGGAGAUAUCACUGGUUACCAUGUAUAUAAACAACUGGUGGGAGUAAACGAGUGGUCACGUUGCACAGAGAAGCCCAUUAAGGUCCGACAGUAUACUGUUAAAGAAGUCAGAGAAGGUGCAGACUAUAAACUUCGUGUUACUGCACUUAAUGCAGCUGGUGAAGGACCACCUGGUGAAACUGAACCCACAACAGUUGCAGAACCUAAAGAGCCUCCCACAGUUGAGCUGGAUGUUUCUGUCAAAGCAGGUAUUCAGGUCAUGGCUGGGCAAACUAUUAAAAUUCCUGCUACUGUGACAGGACGUCCUACUCCCACCAUUGUAUGGGCUCUGGAAGAGGGUGAAUUAGACAAAGAUCGAGUUGUUAUUGAAAAUGUCGGCACAAAAUCUGAAUUAACCAUUAAGAAUGCAUUAAGAAAAGACCAUGGAAGAUACGUAAUUACUGCUACCAAUAGCAGUGGCUCCAAAUCUGCAGGAACCAGAGUAGAAGUAUUUGAUGUUCCUGGGCCAGUCCUUGACCUAAAGCCAGUGGUCACAAACAGAAAGAUGUGUUUGCUGAACUGGUCUGAUCCUGAAGACGAUGGUGGCAGUGAUAUCACAGGCUUUAUUGUUGAGCGGAAGGAUGCCAAAAUGCAUACAUGGAGACUAGCUGUAGACACAGAGAGAUCUAAAUGUGAUAUAACAGGUUUAGUUGAGGGGCAAGAAUAUAAAUUCCGUGUCAGUGCCAAGAAUAAGUUUGGUACUGGUCCACCUGUUGAAAUAGGACCUAUUCUCGCAGUUGAUCCAUUAGGUCCUCCAACAGCACCUGAGAGGUUUAUGUACACAGAGAGGACAAAGUCAAGCAUUACGCUUGAUUGGAAACCUCCACGUAGUGAUGGUGGCAGUCCAGUCUUAGGAUAUAUUGUUGAGAAGAGGAGACAUGAUUCUAAAGACUAUGAAAGAGUUAAUGCAAGGCUCUGUCCAACAACAUCUCUUCUUGUUGAUAAACUUGAUGAACUUCAUAUGUAUGAAUUCCGUGUCAAAGCUGUCAAUGCUAUUGGAGAAAGUGAACCAUCAUUGCCUCUCAAUGUAGUUAUACAAGAUGAUGAAGUACCUCCAACUGUUACAUUACGCUUGGCUGUGAGAGGAGAUACUAUCAAAGUGAAGGCAGGAGAACCAGUUAAUAUUCCUGCUGAUGUGACAGGUCUGCCAAUGCCAAAGAUUGAAUGGGACAAGAAUGAAGUUUUAAUUGACCAAACAUCCGAUGCACUUAAGAUAACCAAGGAAGAAGUAUCUAGAAGUGAGGCAAAAACUGAACUUAUCCUGCCUGCAGCAGUGAGGGCUGAUAAAGGCACUUACACUGUGAGAGCGUCCAAUCGUCUUGGCACUGCAUUUCGCAAUGUGCAUGUUGAAGUGUAUGAUCGUCCUUCUCCACCAAGAAAUCUUGCUGUUUCUGAUAUUAAAGCAGAAUCAUGCUAUUUAACAUGGGAUGCACCUCUUGAUAAUGGUGGUAGUGAAAUUACUCAUUACAUUAUUGAGAAACGUGAUGCUAGUAGGAAGAAAGCUGAGUGGGAAGAAGUCUCCAAAAGUGUUGUUGACAGAAGAUUUGGGGUAUGGAAUCUUGCAACAAAUGAAAAAUACCAAUUUAGAGUCCGGGCUGUAAACAAAUACGGAAUAAGUGAUGAAUGCCUCUCAGAAAAAGUUGUUAUUAAGGAUCCCUAUGGCCUUCCUGGACCCCCUGGCAAGCCAAAAAUUUUAGAUCGCACCAGAUCAUCAAUGCUGGUGACUUGGGAGCCUCCUUUGAAUGAUGGUGGCAGCCCAAUAACUGGCUAUUGGUUGGAGAAAAGAGAGGUGGGAGGUGUCUACUGGUCACGUGUUAACAGGGCUCCAGUAACAAAGCCAUCAGUAAAAGGUCUACAGUACAACGUGCUUCGUUUGGCUGAAGGUGUUGAAUACCAGUUUAGAGUUAUGGCUGAAAAUCUUGCUGGAAUUGGUCCUCCCAGUGAACCAUCAGAUCCUGCUUUAGCAGCAGAUCCCAUAUUUGUUCCUGGUCCACCAUCUUGCCCAGAGGUCAAAGAUAAAACCAAAUCAUCUGUAGCUCUUGCAUGGAAGCCUCCACAAAAGGAUGGUGGCAGUCCUAUAAAAGGAUAUAUAGUUGAAAUGCAAGAUGAAGGUAGUUCUGACUGGAAGAAGGUGAAUGAAGGAGACAAACUCUUUCCUACUUGUGAAUGUGUUAUUCCCAACUUGAAAGAGCUCAGAAAAUAUCGAUUUAGGGUGAAAGCUGUAAAUGCUGCUGGAGAAUCAGAACCAAGUCCUGCAACUUCAGAAAUACCUGUCCAAGAUAUUCUAGAGGAACCAGAAAUCUUCCUUGAUAUUGGAGCACAGGAUUUUCUCUCUUGUCGUGCUGGCACAACAAUUAAAAUCCCAGCUGUUAUCAAGGGUCGUCCAGUUCCAAAAACGUUUUGGGAGUUUGAAGGAAAAGCAAAGACAGCAGCAAAGGAGGGUGGUCAUAAUAUACCUGAAGAAGCUCAGGUGGAAGCAACUGAAACACGUUCAGCGAUUAUCAUCCCUGAGUGCAACAGAAGUCAUUCUGGACGAUACAGUAUUACGGCAAAGAACAAAGCAGGACAAAAAACUGUGCAUGUCAGAGUCAAUGUGCUUGAUGUCCCAGGUCCACCAAAAGACCUAAAAGUAAGUGAUAUCACAAGAGGUAGUUGUAAACUUUCAUGGAAGAUGCCAGAUGAUGAUGGUGGGGAUAGAAUCAGAGGCUAUGUUAUAGAGAAAAGAACUAUUGAUGGGAAGGCCUGGACUAAAGUCAAUGCAAACUGUGGAAGCACUUCCUUUGUUGUACCUGAUCUCAUAUCUGGCCAAGAGUAUUUCUUCCGGGUGCGUGCAGAAAACCGUUUUGGUGUUGGCCCUCCUGCAGAAACCAUUCAACGGACCACAGCCAGGGAUCCAAUCCAUCCUCCUGAUCCACCUAUUAAACUAAAGAUUGGCCUUGUAACCAAGAACACAGUGAGUUUGACAUGGAAACCACCAAAGAAUGAUGGUGGGGCUCCUGUUACACAUUAUAAUGUUGAAUGUCUCCGCUGGGAUCGUACGGGAGAAGUGAAGGAGACUUGGAAGCAAUGCAACAGACGUGACGUGGAAGAAACAAAAUUUACUGUUGAGGAUCUUGUCGAAGGUGGAGAAUAUGAAUUCAGAGUCAAAGCUGUAAAUAUAGCAGGUCCUAGUAGGCCUUCAGCCACUGUUGGCCCACUUGUUGUCAAAGACCAGACUUGCCCACCAUCUGUUGAACUCAAAGAAUUCAUGGAAGUUGAAGAAGGAACAGAUGUCAACAUUGUAGCCAAGAUAAAGGGUGUACCCUUCCCCACAUUAACAUGGCUAAAAGCUUCUCCAAAGAAACCAGAUGACAAAACACCAGUGACAUAUGAUCAACAUGUCAACAAGAUUGUUGGUGAAGAUAGCUGCACUUUAUUAAUUCAACAGUCUCGCAGGAAUGAUACAGGCUUAUAUACUAUAACAGCUGUAAAUAAUCUGGGAACUGCUUCAAAGGAGAUGAGACUAAACGUUCUGGGCCGUCCUGGACCUCCAGUGGGACCUAUUAAAUUUGAAUCAAUUUUGGCUGAUAAAAUGACAAUAUCAUGGCUUCCUCCAUUAGAUGAUGGUGGUUCUAAGAUUACAAACUAUGUUAUAGAGAAAAAAGAAGCAAAUAGGAAGACAUGGGUACCUGUUACUAAUGAGCCUAAGGAAUGCUUAUUCACUGUUCCCAAGUUGAUGGAAGGCCAUGAAUAUGUGUUCCGCAUUAUGGCACAAAACAAAUAUGGUAUUGGAGAACCUUUGGAUAGUGAACCAGAAACAGCACGAAACCUUUUCACUGUUCCUGGACCUUGUGACAAGCCAACAGUUAGCAGUAUAACACGUGACUCAAUGACUGUAAACUGGGAAGAACCAGAACACGAUGGUGGCUCUCCUAUUACUGGUUACUGGUUGGAACGCAAAGAGACUAGUGGAAAGAGAUGGACCAGGGUUAAUCGUGAUCCUAUCAAACCUAUGACACUAGGAGUUUCAUACAAAGUUACAGGUCUUAUUGAAGGCUCAGAAUAUCAGUUCCGUGUUUCAGCUAUCAAUGCAGCUGGUGUUGGUCCACCAAGCAUGCCAUCUGAUCCAGCAGUUGCUAGAGAUCCUAUUGCCCCGCCUGGCCCUCCUAUUCCAAAAGUUACUGAUUGGACAAAGUCUUCUGUGGAUUUGGAAUGGUCUCCACCACUAAAGGAUGGUGGUUCCAGGGUCACAGGCUACAUUGUGGAGUAUAAAGAGGAAGGAAAGGAAGAAUGGGAACGGGUAAAAGAUAAAGAAAUUAGAGGAACAAAGUUCGUUGUGGCAGGAUUAAAAGAAGGAUGUUUUUACAAAUUUAGAGUUAGAGCAGUGAAUGCUGCUGGCAUUGGAGAGCCUGGAGAAGUUACAGACAUUAUCGAAAUGAAGGACAGAAUUGUGGCUCCUGAUAUUAAUUUGGAUGCAAGUGUCAGGGACAGAAUUGUUGUUCAUGCUGGAGGAGUAAUUCGAAUCAUAGCGUAUGUCUCUGGAAAACCAACUCCAACAGUGACUUGGAGUAGGGAUGACCAAGCUUUACCAGAAGAAGCCAAAAUUGAAGAGACAGCUAUUAGUUCUUCUUUGGUUAUCAAGAACUGCAAGAGGAGCCAUCAGGGUCUAUACACUUUACUUGCUAAAAAUGCCGGUGGUGAGCGGAAGAAGACUAUUAUUGUUGAUGUACUAGAUGUGCCAGGCCCAGUUGGAAUGCCAUUCCUUACUGAGAACCUGACCAAUGACUCUUGCAAAUUGACAUGGUUUACUCCAGAAGAUGAUGGUGGUUCUCCUAUUACCAACUAUAUAAUUGAAAAACGUGAAUCUGACCAUAGAGCUUGGACUCCAGUAAGCUACACAGUUACAAGACAAAAUGCUACUGUUCAGGGACUCAUUGAAGGGAAAGCUUACUUUUUCCGAAUUGCAGCUGAGAAUAUAAUUGGCAUGGGUCCAUUCACAGAGACUACCAAAGAAAUUGUUAUUAGAUCUCCUAUAACUGUUCCUGACCGUCCAGAAGACCUGGAAGUAAAAGCAGUUACCAAGAACUCUGUUACAUUAACUUGGAAUCCUCCAAAAUACGAUGGAGGCUCAGAAAUCACCAUGUAUGUUCUAGAGAGCCGUCUCAUUGGAAAAGAGAAAUUCCACAAAGUUACAAAGGAGAAAAUGCUUGAUAGGAAAUACACUGUAGAAGGCUUGAAAGAAGGUGACACCUAUGAGUAUCGUGUGAGUGCUUGCAAUAUUGUGGGGCAAGGCAAACCAUCAUUUUGCACAAAACCAAUCACCUGCAAGGAUGAAAUUGCUCCUCCAUCACUUGACCUUGACUUCAGAGACAAGCUUAUUGUUAGGGUUGGUGAAGCUUUCAGCCUGACUGGACGUUAUUCAGGCAAGCCCACACCAAAGGUUACUUGGCUAAAGGAUGAUAUUGUUGUAAAAGAAGAUGACCGUACAAAGAUCAAGACAACUCCAACAACUCUUUGCCUGGGGAUAGUAAAGUCUGUCCGUGAAGACUCAGGCAAAUAUUGUGUUACUGUGGAAAACAGCACAGGAUCAAGAAAAGGAUUUUGUCAAGUUAAUGUUGUCGAUCGCCCAUCACCUCCAGUAGGCCCAGUUAUAUUCGAUGAAGUUCAUAAAGAUCACAUGAUAGUUUCCUGGAAACCUCCCUUAGAUGAUGGAGGCAGUGAAAUUACAAAUUACAUUAUUGAGAAGAAGGAUACACACAGAGACUUGUGGAUGCCAGUUACAUCAGCCACAGUAAAGACCACAUGCAAAAUUCCGAAGCUGCUUGAAGGAAGAGAAUAUCAAAUUCGAAUUUAUGCUGAAAAUCUUUAUGGCAUAAGUGAUCCUCUCAUCUCUGAUGAGAUGAAAGCCAAGGACCGUUUCCGUGUUCCUGAUGCACCUGAGCAACCAAUCAUUAAGGAUGUUACCAAAGACUCUGCAGUAGUGGUUUGGAAUAAACCAUAUGAUGGAGGCAAGCCAAUAACAAACUAUAUUGUAGAAAAGAAGGAAACAAUGGCUCCAAGAUGGGUCAGAGUUACCAAAGACCCAAUUUUCCCUGGUACUCAGUUCAAAGUACCUGACCUCCUUGAAGGCUGUCAGUAUGAAUUCCGUGUUUCAGCAGAAAAUGAAAUUGGUGUUGGUGAUCCUAGUCCACCAUCAAAACCAAUUUUUGCUAGAGAUCCAAUCGCAAAACCAAGUCCACCCAUAAAUCCGGAAGCAGUAGAUAAAACUAAAAAUUCAGUUGAUUUAUCUUGGCAACCACCUCGUCAUGAUGGUAAUGGCAAGAUAAUUGGCUACCUUGUUGAAUAUCAGAAGGUUGGAGAUGAAGAAUGGAAAAAGGCUAAUCUUACAGCAGAUUCUUGUCCUGAAACAAAAUACAAAGUCACUGGCCUUACUGAGGGUUUGACCUAUAAAUUCAGGGUCAAGGCAGUCAAUGCAGCAGGUGAAUCUGAACCAGCCUAUGUUCCUGAUCCAGUAGAAGUAAAGGACAGACUUGAACCUCCUGAGCUGAUACUUGAUGCUAACAUGGCCCGAGAACAGCAUGUAAAAGCUGGAGAUACCCUGAGACUUAGUGCUGUUAUUAAAGGUGUUCCAUUCCCAAAAGUCACAUGGAAGAAAGAAGAUCAUGAGGUCUCACCCAAAGCUGAUAUUGAGGUUACAGGAGUUGGCAGUAAGCUUGAAAUUCGUAACACUGUCCAUGAAGAUGGUGGAAUUUACUCCUUGACAGUUGAAAAUCCAGCUGGUUCAAAGACUGUUUCAGUAAAAGUUGUGGUCUUAGAUAAGCCUGGUCCACCCAGAAAUCUGCAAGUCAGUGAAGUUAGAAGCGAUUCUUGCUAUCUCACAUGGAUGGAACCAGAAGAUGAUGGUGGCUCUGUCAUUACCAACUAUGUGGUGGAAAGAAAAGAUGUAGCUUCUGCACAGUGGGUAGCCAUCUCAUCAUCCUCCAAGAAACGUAGUCACUUGGCUAAAUAUCUGAUGGAAGGCACUCAGUAUGUCUUCCGAGUUGCAGCUGAGAAUCAGUAUGGUAGAGGUCCAUAUGUGGAAACGCUCAAGCCUAUUAAAGCUAUAGAUCCACUGCAUCCUCCAGGGCCACCAAAGAAUCUGCAUCAUGUAGAUGUUGACAAGACUGAAGUUUCCCUUGUUUGGAAUAAACCAGAUCGUGAUGGUGGUGCUGAGAUAACUGGAUAUUUGGUGGAAUAUCAAGAAGAUGGUGCAGAUGAGUGGACAAAGUUCCAGACAGUCCCUAUGCUAGACUGUGUUGUUACAGGCCUACAAAAAGGAAAAAUAUACAAAUUCCGUGUGAAAGCUCAGAAUAUUGUUGGUCUUAGCCUUCCAGAUACAACUAUACCAAUAGAGUGUCAAGAAAAACUGGUACCUCCAUCUGUGGACCUAGAUGUGAAAUUAAUUGAAGGUCUUGUUGUUAAAGCUGGCACCACAGUAAGACUUCCUGCGAUUAUGAGAGGUGUGCCAGUUCCCACUGCAAAAUGGGCUACUGAUGGCACUGAAAUUAAACCAGAUGGCAGAUACAAGAUUGAGACUGACAAUUAUUCGACUGUACUUACCAUCAAAGACUGCAUAAGGAAAGAUACAGGAGAGUAUCUACUCACAGUAUCUAAUGCAGCUGGCAGCAAAACUGUUGCUCUACAUCUUACAGUUUUGGAUGUUCCUGGCCCACCAACUGGUCCUGUUAAUAUUCUUGAAAUAACACCAGAACAUAUGGUUAUUUCUUGGCGCCCUCCUAAAGAUGAUGGUGGGAGUCCUAUAAUAAAUUAUAUUGUUGAGAAGCGUCAAUCAAAGAAAGAAACCUGGGGAGUGGUUAGCUCUGGAACAAGUCACACAAAAAUUAAGAUUCCACGACUGCAGAAAGGCUGUGAAUAUAUUUUCCGUGUCCGGGCAGAAAAUAAGAUAGGCAUUGGUGCACCCCUUGAUUCAGAACCAACAGUUGCUAAACAUAUGUUUGAUCCACCAUCCCCACCUGGUAAACCAACUGUUUAUGAUAUUACAGAAAAUGCUGCAACAGUAUCUUGGACCCUACCAAAAUCUGAUGGUGGAACUCCAAUAACUGGUUAUAUACUUGAACGGCGGGAAGCAUCUGGUAAAUGGGUGCGUGUCAAUAAGGCACCAAUACUUGAUAUGAAAUACAGAGUCACUGGUCUUUUUGAAGGCAACACAUAUGAAUUCAGAGUUUUUGCAGAAAACAUGGUGGGCUUAAGCAAACCAUCUCCAAGCUCUGAUCCAAUAAAAGCCUCACGUCCUAUCUCUCCUCCUGGACCACCUAUUAAUCCGAAACUAAAAGACAAAACCAAAGAAACAGCUGAUCUUGUGUGGACAAAGCCCCUCAAAGAUGGUGGCAGCCCGAUCCUGGGAUACAUUGUGGAAUGUCAGAAAACUGGAACUACUCAGUGGAAUAGGAUCAAUAAAGAUGAACUCAUUAGACAGUGUGCUUUCAGAGUACCUGGGUUAAUAGAAGGAAAUGAAUAUAAAUUCCGAAUAAAAGCUGUCAACAUUGUGGGAGAGGGAGAACCAAGAGAACUGGCAGAAACUGUACUUGCAAAGGAUAUUCUUUCUCCUCCAGAAGUAAGCCUAGAUGUGACCUGUCGAGAUAUAAUUACUGUCCGAGUAGGCCAAACAAUCCGGAUUACUGGUAAAGUAAAAGGCAGGCCAGAUCCUGACAUAACUUGGUCUAAAGAUGGCAAAAUAUUAGUCCAAGAAAAACGUGUUGAAAUACUCCAAGAUCUACCUAAUGUUGAACUACAGGUGAAAGAAGCCAAAAGAUCUGAUCAUGGCAAAUAUAUAAUAGCAGCUAAGAACAGCUGUGGACAUGCUCAAGCUUUUGCUGUUGUUAAUGUACUUGACAGACCUGGGCCAUGUCAGAACCUGAAAAUAAGCUAUGUCACAAAAGAUUCUUGUAUGAUUGCUUGGGAGAGUCCAGUGGAUAAUGGUGGCUCUGAAAUUACAAAUUACAUAGUAGAGUGCCGUCAACCAAACCAGAGGGGGUGGUCAAUUGUCUCCUCUGAUAUCACUAAACGAUUAAUAAAGGCAAACCUGAUAGAGAACCGUGAAUACUUCUUCAGGGUUUGUGCAGAAAACAAAAUAGGUCCAGGUCCUUGCAUUGAGACCAAGACUCCUAUCCUUGCCAUCAAUCCUAUUGACAAGCCUGGAGAGCCAGAAAAUCUUCACAUUGCAGAGAAAGGAAAGACAUUUGUAUAUCUGAAAUGGAGAAGGCCAGAUUAUGAUGGUGGAAGUCCCAAUUUAAGUUAUCAUGUUGAGAGAAAACUGAAAGAUUCAGAUGAAUGGGAAAGGGUUCACAAAGGUAGCAUUAAGGAAACACACUACAUGGUAGAUAAAUGUAUUGAAAAUAAGAUUUACGAAUUCAGAGUUCAAACCAAGAACGAGGCAGGUGAAAGUAACUGGGUAAAAACAGGUGAAGUUGUUGUGAAAGAAGAUCUUCAGAAACCAGUUCUAGACUUAAAGUUAAGCGGUGUGCUAACUGUAAAAGCAGGUGACACAAUUAGAAUUGAGGCUGGAGUCAGAGGAAAACCACAGCCUGAAGUUGUAUGGACAAAAGACAAAGAUGCCACAGAUCUGACUAGAUCUCCAAGAGUCAGCAUUGAAACAACUUCUGACACAUCUAAAUUUGUUCUCACAAAAUCAAGGCGUAGUGAUGGUGGGAAAUACGUGAUCACUGCAACUAACACAGCUGGUAGUUUCGUAGCAUAUGCUACUGUUAUUGUCUUGGAUAAACCAGGUCCUGUAAGAAACUUGAAAGUCACUGACAUUUCAAGUGAUAGAUGUACUGUUACUUGGGACCCUCCAGAAGAUGAUGGUGGUUGUGAAAUACAGAACUACAUCCUGGAAAAAUGUGAAAGCAAGCGUAUGGUUUGGUCUACGUACUCUUCCUCUGUUUUAACAAACUAUGCGAAUGUGACACGGCUUAUUGAAGGUAAUGAAUAUAUAUUUAGAGUUCGUGCAGAGAAUAAAAUGGGCACUGGUCCACCAACAGAAACACACCCAAUUAUUGCAAAAACAAAAUAUGAUAGACCUGGACGCCCUGACCCUCCAGACGUCACAAGAGUUAGCAAAGAAGAGAUGACUGUAGUUUGGAAUCCACCAGAAUAUGAUGGUGGCAAAUCAAUUACAGGAUACAUUUUAGAGAAGAAAGAGAAACGAUCACUGAGAUGGGUUCCUGUUACUAAGACUGCAAUCCCAGAGAGACGCAAGAAGGUUACUAAUCUCAUCCCUGGUCAUGAAUAUCAAUUCCGUGUCAGUGCCGAAAAUGAAGUUGGACUUGGAGAACCAAGCUUGCCAUCAAGACCUGUAGUAGCAAAAGACCCAAUAGAGCCACCUGGUCCUCCCACAAACCUGAGAGUGGUUGAUAGCACAAAGAGUUCAAUAACUCUUGGCUGGGGAAAACCAGUGUAUGAUGGUGGUGCUCCAAUUAUUGGAUAUGUUGUAGAAAUUAGACCAAAAGUUGAGGGUGCUGAUCCUGAAGCAGGAUGGAAACGAUGCAAUGUUGCUGCCCAAGUUAUUCACACAGAAUUUACAGCCACCAGCCUGGAUGAAAACCAAUUGUAUGAGUUCAGAGUUUCUGCUCAAAACCAGGUUGGUCUUGGCCGACCAGCUGAACUGAAAGAAGCUGUGUCUCCCAAAGAAAUACUUGAACCUCCUGAGAUUGAGUUGGAUGCAAGCAUGAGAAAGUUAGUUACAGUCAGGGCAGGAUGCCCUAUUAGACUUUUUGCCAUUGUUAGGGGUCGCCCAGCACCAAAAGUCACCUGGAGGAGAAUGGGUAUUGAUAAUGUUAUCAGAAAAGGACAAGUUGAUCUGGUUGACACUAUGGCCUUCUGUGUCAUUCCUAAUUCAACACGUGAUGACUCAGGCAAAUAUUCAUUGACACUUGUUAAUGCAGCUGGAGAAAAGGCUGUAUUUGUGAACGUCAGAGUCCUGGAUACUCCUGGACCUGUGUCAGACUUCAAGGUUUCAGAUGUCACUAAGAUGUCAUGCCAUCUUUCAUGGGCACCUCCAGAGAAUGACGGUGGUAGCCCAGUGACUCAUUACAUCCUGCAGAAACGUGAGGCUGACAGGAAGACCUGGGGAACAGUCACUGCAGAACUGAAGAAAACUAGUUUCCAAAUAUCUAACCUUGUACCUGGAAAUGAGUAUUACUUUAGAGUAACAGCAGUAAAUGAAUAUGGGGAAGGUGUUCCAAGUGACAUACCAAAACCGGUUCUAGCAUCAGAUCCACUAAGUGAACCUGAUCCGCCACGAAAACUUGAAGUUACUGAAAUCACGAAGAAUAGUGCUACUUUAGGCUGGCUGCCACCACUGCGUGAUGGAGGCUCUAAAGUUGAUGGGUACAUUGUUAGCUACAAAGAAGAUGACCAACCAGCAGAUCGCUGGACAGAAUAUUCAGUUGUCAAAGAUCUCUCCAUUGUUGUAGCUGGUCUGAAAGAGGGAAAGAAGUACAAGUUUAGAGUGGCAGCUAGAAAUGCAGUAGGAGUAGGUUUGCCAAGAGAAACCGAAGGAGUAUUUGAAAUCAAAGAACAACUCAUCCCACCUAAGAUUCUGAUGCCUGAUCAUGUUCACAUCAAAGCUGGAAAGAAACUGAGAAUUGAAGCUCAUGUAUAUGGGAAGCCUCAGCCAGUCUGUAAAUGGUUGAAAGGAGAUGAAAAUGUACUUACAUCCAGUCGCCUUGCUGUACAUAAAGCAGAAAAAUCUUCUGUUCUUAUCAUUAAAGAUGUGACUAGAAAAGAUUCUGACUUUUACACUCUUACUGCAGAAAAUAGCUCUGGUACUGAUAGUCAGAAAAUCAGAGUGAUAGUCAUGGAUAAACCAGGUCCACCACAGCCUCCAUUUGAUAUUUCUGAAAUAGAUGCAGAUGCUUGCACCCUUGCAUGGCAUAUACCUCUUGAAGAUGGUGGCAGUAACAUUACAAACUAUGUAGUUGAGAAAUGUGAUGUAAGCCGAGGAGACUGGGUAACAGCUUUAGCUUCUGUCACAAAGACAAGCUGCAGAAUUGGAAAACUGAUUCCUGGAGAAGAGUAUAUGUUCCGCGUUCGUGCUGAAAAUCGUUUUGGGAUUUCUGAGCCACUUACUUCUGGGAAGAUGAUUGCAAGGUUCCCAUUUGAUGUUCCUAGUGAACCAAAGAAUGCACGUAUUACCAAGGUCAAUAAGGACUGCAUUUUUGUUGCUUGGGAUAAACCAGAUAGUGAUGGAGGCAGUCCAAUCACAGGUUAUCUCAUUGAGCGCAAAGAAAGGAACAGUUUACUGUGGGUGAAAGCUAAUGACACAGCUGUGCGCUCCACGGAAUACCCUUGUGUGGGGCUCAUCGAAGGCCUUGAGUAUACUUUCAGAAUUUAUGCACUGAAUAGAGCUGGAGCAAGUAAACCUAGUAAACCAACUGAGUUUGUCACAGCAAGAGCACCAGUUGAUCCCCCCGGAAAACCUGAAGUUAUUGAUGUCACUAAGAGUACCGCAUCACUGAUAUGGACAAGACCGAAACAUGAUGGUGGUAGCAAACUUAUUGGCUACUUUGUUGAAGCUUGCAAAUUACCUGGUGAUAAGUGGGUCCGGUGCAAUACAACUCCACAUCAAAUACCCUUAGAAGAGUAUACAGCUACUGAUUUAGAAGAAAAUGCUCAAUAUCAAUUUAGAGCAAUUGCUAAAACAGCAGUUAACAUUAGCAGACCUUCUGAACCUUCUGAUCCAGUGACCAUUCAUCCAGAAAAUGUUCCCCCCAGAAUAGAAUUGGAUCUGUCUAUGCAAUCACAGCUUACAGUAAAAGCUGGAACUAAUGUGCGUCUGGAGGCAAAUGUAUAUGGCAAGCCAAUGCCAGCAAUUACCUGGAAGAAAGAUGGGGAAGUUUUAAAGCCGUCUGAAGGUGUUAAGAUCACCACUAAGAGAAAUCUUGCUACAGUUGAGUUGUUCAGUGUUAACAGGAAGCAAACAGGAGACUAUACUAUUACUGCUGAAAACGCAAGUGGAACAAAGUCAGCAACCAUUAAACUUAAAGUACUUGAUAAGCCUGGUCCUCCAGCCUCUGUUAAAAUCAAACAUAUGUAUGCAGAUCGUGCAAUGCUUUCGUGGGAGCCUCCUCUGGAAGACGGAGGUUCUGAAAUUACUAACUACAUUGUAGACAAACGUGAAACAAGCAGACCAAACUGGGCCCAAGUCAGUCCCAAUGUACCCAUUACAAGCUGCACGGUGGAGAAACUCAUUGAAGGACAUGAGUAUCAGUUCCGCAUAUGUGCUGAAAACAAAUAUGGUGUUGGAGACCCUAUCUUCACUGAACCAGCGGUUGCUAAGAAUCCAUAUGAUGUACCUGGACCUUGCGAUCCACCAGUAAUUAGCAAUGUAACGAAAGACUUCAUGACUGUUAGCUGGAAGCCACCAGCUAAUGAUGGUGGAUCACCAGUAACUGGUUAUAUGCUUGAGAAGCGUGAAACUAAGGCUCUUAACUGGACAAAGGUAACCAGAAAGCCUGUCAUUGAAAGAACUGUUAAGGCUACUGGACUCCAAGAAGGAACAGAAUAUGAGUUCCGGGUGAUAGCGUUGAAUAAAGCUGGACCUGGCAAGCCUAGCGCACCAUCUAAAGCAGUGUAUGCUCGUGAUCCUCAAUAUCCUCCUGGCCCACCAGCUUUCCCGAAAGUGGUUGAUACUACUCGUAAUUCAAUAAGCCUGUCAUGGAGUAAACCAGCAUAUGAUGGAGGAAGUCCUAUUAUUGGUUAUCUAGUGGAAGCAAAAAGAGCUGACACAGACAACUGGGUCAGAUGCAAUCUACCCAAGAACUUACAGGCUACACAAUUUGUGGUAACAGGGCUGAUAGAAGAUACAGAGUACCAGUUCCGUGUUUAUGCUGUUAAUAAGAUUGGAUACAGUGAUCCAAGUGAUGUUCCUGAUAAACACACUGCCAAAGACAUUUUAAUUCCUCCUGAAGGAGAACUUGAUGCAGAACUAAGGAAAGUCCUUGUAUUGCGUGCUGGAGUCACAAUGAGACUUUAUGUGCCGGUAAGAGGACGUCCACCUCCAAAGAUUACAUGGUCUAAAGUGGGUGCCAACCUAAGAGACAGACAAGGAUUAGAUAUCAAAUCGACUGAUUUUGAUACCUUCCUGCGCUGUGAAAAUGUAAACAAAUAUGAUGCUGGAAAAUACGUCCUGAGUCUGGAGAACAGCUGUGGCAAAAAGUCAUACACUAUUGUUGUAAAAGUCCUUGAUACUCCAGGCCCUCCAGUUAACCUGAUUGUAAAGGAAGCAUCUAAGGAUUCUGCCUUCAUUACAUGGGAACCUCCGCUAAUAGAUGGUGGCAGUCCAAUCACAAAUUAUGUGGUUGAAAAACGUGAUGCAGAAAGAAAGUCAUGGUCCACAGUAACCACAGAAUGUCCAAAGACAAGCUGCAGGAUAACUAACUUAGAAGAAGGCAAAUCCUACUUCUUCAGGGUUUUUGCUGAAAACGAAUAUGGCAUUGGUGACCCCUGUGAAACUCGUGAUGCUGUUAAAGCUUCUGAAACACCUGGACCAGUUGUGGAUCUAAAAGCUUCAGCAGUAACAAAAUCAUCAUGCAAUUUAGUAUGGAAAAAACCUAUCAGUGAUGGUGGAAGCCGUAUUUUUGCAUAUGUUGUUGAGGUCCUCAUUGGUGAAGAUAAAUGGCAAGAAGUCAUGCGGGCAAAGAACCUCCAUUUUUCAAUGAGAGACCUAAAAGAAGGACAAGAAUACACUUUCAGAGUGAGAGCCCAAAAUGAUGCUGGAUAUGGAACUCCAAGAGAGCUUACAAUUGUGGCAAGAGAUGAUGUUGUGGCACCUGAUCUUGAUUUAAGGGAUCUACCUGAUUUGUGCUAUACAGCUAAAGAGGGUAGCAAUUUCCGUCUUAAAAUCCCAAUUAAAGGCAAGCCUGUCCCAUCUGUAACUUGGAAGAAAGGUGAAGACCAGGCACUUACUGAGAGUGGAAGAGUUGCAUUUGAAUCUACAGCAGUUAACACCACACUUGUAGUACAUGACUGCCAGAAAGCUGAUGCUGGAAAAUACACCAUAACUCUGAAGAAUGUUGCUGGCAGCAAGGAAGGCACUAUUUCUGUGAAAGUUGUUGGCAAACCUGGCAUACCAACAGGUCCAGUGAAAUUUGAAGAAGUCACAGCUGAUGCCAUAACCUUAAAGUGGGGCCCUCCAAAAGAUGAUGGUGGUUCAGAAAUCACUAACUAUGUCCUAGAGAAGAGAGAUAAUGUAAACAAUAAAUGGGUGACUUGUGCCUCCGCAGUGCAGAAAACCACAUUUAGAGUUACAAGACUUCAUGAAGGAAAUGAAUAUACAUUCAGGAUCAGGGCUGAAAACAAAUAUGGAGUAGGUGAAGGUCUUAAAUCUGACCCUGUCAUUGCAAAACAUCCAUUUGAUGUUCCAGAUGCUCCUCCACCUCCCAACAUUGUUGCUGUGCGGCAUGACUCUGUAGCUUUAACUUGGACUGAUCCAAGAAGAACUGGAGGCUCACCAAUCACAGGUUAUCACAUUGAAGUCAAAGAAAGAAAUAGUCUUCUGUGGAAGAGGGCAAAUAAAACACCAAUAAGAAUGAAAGAUUUCAGAGUGACAGGAUUAACUGAAGGUCUGGAAUAUGAAUUCAGAGUAAUGGCGAUCAACAUGGCUGGAGUAGGUAAACCAAGUCUGCCAUCUGAACCAGUUGUGGCACUUGAUCCUAUUGAUCCUCCUGGGAAACCUGAAGUUAUCAAUGUAACCAGGAACUCAGUAACACUCAUUUGGACAGAACCGAAAUAUGAUGGUGGACACAAAUUAACUGGUUAUAUUGUUGAAAAGCGUGAUUUACCUUCAAAGAAUUGGACAAAAGCUAAUCAUGUGAAUGUUCCAGACUGUGCAUUUACUGUAACUGACCUCACUGAAGGCUCCAAAUAUGAGUUCAGAAUUAGAGCAAAGAACACUGCUGGAGCUAUCAGUGCUCCAUCUGAAUCCACAGAAACCAUAAUAUGCAAGGAUGAGUAUGAGGCACCAAGCAUUGUUAUUGAUCCUACCUUGAAGGAAGGUUUAACAGUAAAAGCAGGGGACACCAUUACAGUGUCUGCUAUUAGUAUCCGUGGCAAACCACCUCCAACUUCAGCAUGGUCAAAAGCUGGAAAAGAUUUUAGACCUUCAGAGCUUGUGCACAUUGAAACCACACCAACUUCUUCUACUCUGUCUGUCAAAUACGCAGCCAGAAAAGAUUCUGGAGAAUACACAAUUACUGCAACCAAUCCUUUUGGCACUAAGCAGGAGAGCAUACAUGUGAAAGUUUUAGAUGUUCCAGGACCUCCAGGACCUAUUGAGAUCAGCAAUGUUUCAGCAGAAAAAGCAACUCUUACAUGGUCACCUCCUGCAGAAGAUGGUGGAUCACCAGUCAAAUCAUAUGUUCUUGAAAAGAGGGAAACUAGCAGACUGCUCUGGACAUUGGUUGCUGAAAAUAUUGAAAGCUGCAGGCAUGUUGUUAGCAAGCUCAUUCAAGGAAAUGAAUAUGUUUUCCGUGUCUCAGCAGUAAAUCAGUUUGGCAAGGGUGAACCGGUACAAUCAGAACCAGUUAAAAUGGUGGAUAGAUUCGGUCCCCCAGGCCCUCCUGGAAAACCAGAAGUAACAAAUGUGACUAAAAAUACUGUCACAGUUACCUGGAAGAGGCCAGUAGAUGAUGGUGGAAGUGAAAUCACAGGUUACUAUGUGGAGAGAAGAGAAAAGAAAGGUUUGAGAUGGGUCAGAGCAACAAAGAAACCAGUUUCAGAUCUCAGAUGCAAAGUAACUGGUCUCCUGGAAGGAAAUGAGUAUGAAUUCCGUGUCAGUGCAGAAAAUAGAGCAGGAGUUGGACCACCAAGUGAUGCUUCAAAAUCAGUCAUGUGCAAGGAUGUUGCAUACCCACCAGGUCCACCUGCAAAUCCAAGAGUGACCGAUACUACAAAGACAAGUGCAUCUUUAGCCUGGAGCAAGCCCCACUAUGAUGGUGGUCUUGACAUCACUGGCUAUAUAGUGGAGCAUCAAAAGGAAGGAGAAGAAGAAUGGGUAAAAGACACAACAGGGACUGCUUUAAGAAUCACUCAGUUUGUUGUUGCUCAUCUGCAAACAGGAGCCAAAUACAAUUUCAGAAUCUCUGCCAUGAAUGCUGCAGGUGUUGGUGAACCAGCAAUAAUUCCAAAUGUGGAAAUCAAAGACCGUGAAGAAAUUCCUGACUUUGAAUUAGAUGCUGAACUGAGAAGAACACUUGUUGUUAGAGCUGGAUUAACUAUUCGUAUUUUUGUGCCAAUUAAAGGGCGUCCAACUCCAGAAGUUACAUGGACAAAAGAUGAUAUUUCUCUCAAAGGACGUGCCAGUAUUGAAAAUACAGAUUCUUUUACUCUCUUGAUUGUCACAGAGUGCACCAGAUAUGAUGCAGGAAAAUACGUAAUGACUCUUGAAAAUGCUGCUGGUAAGAAAACUGGCUUCGUAAAUGUAAAAGUCUUGGAUACACCAGGUCCACCAAUAAACCUUAAGCCUAGAGAAAUAACCAAAGACAGCAUCACUCUCCAAUGGGAUAUGCCUCUAAUAGAUGGUGGUUCACGUAUAACAAACUAUAUUGUUGAGAAACGUGAAUCUACUCGGAAAGCAUAUUCAACAGUCACCACCAACUGCCAAAAGUGCUCCUUCAGGAUUACUAAUUUGGCUGAGGGGUGUGAAUACUAUUUUAGAGUGCUGGCUGAAAAUGAGUAUGGUAUUGGUGAACCAGCUGAAACCACAGAGCCCAUAAGAGCUUCUGAGGCACCAUCCCCACCUGAGAGUCUUAAUAUUAUGGAUGUAACACGGAACUCAGUUAGCCUGGCUUGGCCAAAACCAGAACAUGACGGUGGCAGUAAGAUCACUGGGUAUGUAAUUGAAGCACAGAGGAAAGGAACAAACCAGUGGGCACACAUCACCACUGUAAAAACACUGGACUAUGUAGUAAAGAAUCUAACUGAAAAUGAAGAGUAUACUUUCCAGGUUAUGGCAGUUAACAGUGCUGGAAGAAGUGCCCCAAGAGAAAGCAGGCCAGUUAUUAUCAAAGAGCAAACAAUGCUACCAGAGUUUGACCUCCGGGGUAUCUACCAGAAAACAGUCAUUGCCAAAGCUGGUGACAAUAUAAAGAUUGAAAUCCCUGUGCUCGGUCGUCCAAGGCCUACUGUGACUUGGAAGAAAGAAGAUGAGAUACUUAAGCAAACACAAAGAAUAAAUUAUGAAAAUACUGCAACUGCUACUAUACUAACCAUCAACGAAUGUAAACGAAGUGAUAGUGGUCGAUACCCAUUAUCAGCUAAAAAUAUUGUUGGAGAAGUUAGUGAAGUAAUCACAGUUCAGGUUCAUGACAUACCUGGACCACCUACUGGACCAAUAAAAUUCGAUGAAAUUUCAUCUGACUCUCUAUCAUUCUCAUGGGAGCCUCCUUUGAAUGACGGUGGUGUACCAAUAAGCAACUAUGUUGUGGAAAUGCGUCAAACUGACAGUACUACAUGGACUGAACUGGCAACCACAGUGAUACGUACUACAUUUAAAGCCAUUCGUCUCACUACUGGAGUUGAGUAUCAGUUCCGUGUUAAAGCUCAAAACAGAUAUGGAAUUGGUCCAGCCAUUACUUCAGAGUCUGUAGUUGCCAACUACCCAUUUAAGGUACCUGGGCCUCCUGGAACUCCUCAGGUGAUAGCAGUCACCAAAGAAACCAUGACCAUUAGCUGGAAUGAGCCAGUUACUGAUGGCGGAAGCCCAAUUUUGGGAUAUCACAUUGAAAGAAAAGAACGAAAUAGCAUUCUUUGGCAGACUGUAAGUAAAAUGCUGGUAUCAGGCAAUAUCUUUAAAUCAACUGGACUUACUGAUGGCAUUGCAUAUGAAUUCCGUGUUAUAGCAGAAAAUCUGGCUGGGAAGAGUAAGCCAAGCAAGCCAUCUGAGCCUAUGUUUGCCCUAGACCCAAUAGAUCCACCUGGUAAGCCAAUACCUCUGAACAUUACAAGACAUGCAAUUACACUGAAGUGGACUAAACCAGAAUAUAAUGGUGGGUUUAAGAUAACUGGCUACACCGUUGAAAAAAGAGACCUUCCUAAUGGCCGUUGGCUAAAAGCUAAUUUCAGCAAUAUAUUAGAGACUGAAUUCACUGUAAGUGGCUUGACAGAAGAUGCUGCCUAUGAAUUCCGUGUGAUUGCUAGGAAUGCUGGGGGAGCUGUUAGUCAGCCCUCUGAGCCAUCAGAUGCAAUAACUUGUAGAGAUGACAUUGAAGCACCAAAGAUAAAGGUGGAUGCUAAAUAUAAAGACACAUUAGUGCUGAAAGCAGGUGAAGUUUUCAGACUUGAGGCUGAUGUUUCAGGCCGCCCUCCACCAACUAUGACAUGGACCAAAGGAGAAAAAGAACUUGAAGACACAGCAAAAUUAGAAAUUAAAAUAGCAGAUUUCUCUACUGCUCUCACCAAUAGAGACUCUUCAAGAAGAGAUGGCGGUGCCUACACACUUACUGCAACAAAUCCUGGUGGCUUUGCUAAGCAUAUCUUCAAUGUUAAAGUUCUUGAUAGACCUGGCCCCCCAGAAGGACCUUUGGCUGUGUCUGAAGUCACUGCAGAAAAAUGUGUGCUGUCAUGGCUACCUCCACUGGAUGAUGGAGGAGCAAAGAUUGACCAUUAUGUGGUUGAAAAACGUGAAACCAGUAGACUGGCAUGGACAGCUGUGGCCACAGAAGUUCCAGUAACUAAACUGAAGGUUACUAAGCUGUUGAAGGGCAAUGAGUAUGUGUUCCGUGUUAUGGCUGUUAACAAAUAUGGAGUUGGUGAGCCUCUGGAAUCAGAGCCCAUUCUUGCAGUAAAUCCAUAUGUGCCACCUGAUCCACCUAAAACACCUGAAGUUACAGCAAUUACAAAAGAUUCUAUGGUUGUCUGUUGGGGCCAUCCUGAUUCUGAUGGUGGGAGCCCAAUAACUAACUAUAUUGUGGAACGUCGAGACAGGGCUGGUCUACGGUGGGUGAAGUGUAAUAAAAGGGUUGUUACUGACUUACGUUAUAAAGUGUCUGGACUGACAGAAGGUCAUGAGUAUGAAUACAGAGUCAUGGCUGAAAAUGCUGCUGGUGUCAGUGAGCCAAGUCCAACCAGUCCAUUCUAUAAAGCCUGUGAUACUGUAUUUAAGCCUGGCCCCCCAGGUAAUCCUCGUGUUUUGGACAGCAGCAAGUCUUCAAUUACAAUAGCAUGGAACAAACCAAUAUAUGAUGGUGGUUCAGAGAUCACAGGUUACAUGGUUGAGAUAGCACUACCUGAAGAAGAUGAGUGGAAGAUUGUAACUCCACCAAUAGGUCUAAAGGCCACGUCUUUUACCAUCACUAACCUAAAAGAAAAUCAAGAGUAUAAAAUACGAAUAUAUGCUAUGAACUCUGAAGGUCUUGGAGAACCUGCUCUUGUUCCUGGUACUCCAAAAGCUGAAGAGAGAAUGCUACCUCCAGAGAUUGAACUUGAUGCAGAGCUGCGUAAAGUUGUCACUAUUAGAGCCUGCUGUACUCUACGGCUCUUUGUCCCAAUUAAAGGAAGACCAGCACCUGAAGUAAAAUGGACAAGAGAACAUGGAGAAUCUUUGGAUAGAGCAAGCAUUGAAUCAACAAGUUCUUAUACUCUACUUAUUGUUGAAAAUGUAAAUAGAUUCGAUAGUGGCAAAUACAUACUGACAGUUGAAAACAGCUCAGGUAGUAAGUCAGCAUUUGUGAACGUCAGAGUCCUUGAUACCCCAGGGGCACCUCAAGAUUUGAAAAUAAAAGAAGUUACAAAGUCAUCAGUUACACUCACAUGGGAGCCUCCUGUCAUAGAUGGUGGCUCUAAAAUAAAAAAUUACAUUGUUGAAAAACGUGAAUCAACAAGAAAAGCUUAUUCUACUGUUAAUGCCAAUUGCCACAAGACCAGCUGGAAAGUCGAUUCACUGCAAGAAGGCUGCAACUACUACUUCAGAGUCCUAGCUGAAAAUGAGUAUGGCAUAGGCCUUCCAGUUGAAACUUCAGAAUCUGUAAAAGUAUCAGAAAGACCACUUCCACCAGGGAAAAUAACUUUGCUGGAUGUGACAAGCAAUAGUGUAUCUUUAUCUUGGGAAAAACCUGAACAUGAUGGUGGUAGCAGAAUUCUGGGCUACAUUGUAGAAAUGCAAAGCAAAGGCAGUGAAAAGUGGUCAACUUGUGCUACAGUAAAAGUUACUGAAGCCACUAUCACAGGACUGAUCCAAGGUGAAGAAUACACCUUCCGUGUUUCAGCUCAGAAUGAGAAAGGUAUCAGCGAUCCUCGUCAGCUGGGUAUACCAGUUGUUGCAAAAGACCUUGUGAUUCCACCAGCUUUCAAAUUACUGUUUACCACUUUCAGUGUUCUAGCAGGAGAGGACUUAAAGGUUGAUGUUCCUUUUGUUGGUCGACCCAAACCAGCAGUGUUUUGGCAUAAAGAUGAUAUUGCAUUGAAGCAGACUACAAGAGUAAAUGCAGAAAGUUCAGAAAAUAACACAGUGUUAACAAUAAAAGAAGCAUGCAGAGAUGAUGUGGGGACAUACUUAGUUAAACUUACAAACUCUGCAGGUGAGGCAACUGAGACCCUAAAUAUUGUUGUCCUUGACAAACCAGGACCCCCAACUGGACCAGUAAAAGUAGACGAAGUAACAGCAGAUAGUAUCACCAUUUCCUGGGAACCACCUAAGUAUGAUGGCGGUAGCUCUAUCAGUAAUUACAUUGUAGAAAAAAGAGACACGUCAACCACAACUUGGCAGAUGGUGUCAGCUACUGUUGCAAGAACAACUAUAAAAGCAUGUCGAUUAAAGACUGGAUGUGAAUAUCAAUUCAGAAUCGCAGCUGAGAAUAGAUACGGGAAGAGUACCUAUCUCACUUCAGAGUCAAUUGUAGCCCAGUAUCCAUUUAAAGUUCCCGGUCCACCUGGAACACCUUUUGUAACAAACGUCUCAAAAGACAGCAUGGUGGUACAGUGGAAUGAACCAGUCAAUGAUGGUGGCAGCAAGAUCAUUGGGUAUCACUUGGAGCGCAAAGAAAGAAACAGUAUUCUCUGGGCUAAACUGAAUAAAACACCUAUUCCAGAUACCAAAUUUAAGACAACUGGACUUGAGGAAGGUCUCGAAUAUGAGUUCAGAGUUUAUGCAGAAAACAUAGUGGGCAUUGGAAAGGCCAGUAGAGCAUCUGAAUGCUAUACUGCACAUGACCCAUGUGACCCUCCAGGUCGUCCAGAACCUAUAAUUGUCACAAGAAGCUCAGUAACACUUCAGUGGAAGAAACCUGUAUAUGACGGUGGAAGUAAGAUCACAGGCUAUGUUGUUGAAAAGAAGGAGCUACCUGAUGGUCGUUGGAUGAAAGCAAGCUUUACAAAUGUCAUUGAUACCCAAUUUGAAGUAACUGGUCUAGUUGAAAACCAGAGGUAUGAGUUCCGUGUUAUAGCACGAAAUGCUGCAGGUGUUUUCAGCGAACCAUCUGAGAGCUCAGGGGCAAUUACAGCAAGAGAUGAAGUAGAACCACCUCAGAUAAGUAUGGAUCCAAAAUACAAAGACACAAUUGUAGUGAAUGCUGGUGAGUCAUUCAAGCUUGAAGCUGAUGUUCAUGGCAAACCAAUACCUUCCAUUCAGUGGUUAAAAGGUGAUCGUGAGCUGGCAAACACUGCUCGUAUGGAAAUAAAAAGUACUGAUUUCACAACAAGCCUUAGUGUGAAGGAAGCCAUUAGAGUUGACAGUGGUCAGUAUGUAUUACUGGCAAAGAAUGUUGCAGGUGAAAAGAAAGUUCCUGUUAAUGUCAAAGUUCUUGAUAGACCUGGACCACCAGAAGGACCCAUUGAGAUUACAGGCGUUACUGCUGAAAAAUGCAUGUUGUCAUGGCAGCCUCCACUACAAGAUGGUGGUAGCGAUAUUUCACACUAUGUUGUAGAAAAAAGAGAAACCAGUCGCUUGGUGUGGACGGUCAUUGAUUCAAAUGUGCAAACCCUAAAUUGCAAAGUUACAAAACUUUUAGAAGGAAAUGAGUAUGUUUUCCGCAUCAUGGCAGUCAAUAAAUAUGGUGUUGGUGAGCCUCUCGAGUCUGAACCAAUAAUUGCAAAGAACCCAUUCGUAGUGCCACUUCCACCAAAGGCACCAGAAGUAACCGCCAUUACCAAGGAUUCUAUGAUAGUUGUAUGGGAAAGGCCAGCCUCAGAUGGUGGUAGUGAAAUCCUAGGUUAUGUCCUUGAAAAACGAGAUAAGGAAGGUAUUCGCUGGACAAGAUGUAACAAACGCCUGAUAAGUGAACUGCGAUACAGAGUGACUGGGCUUAUAGAAAAUCAUGAUUACGAGUAUAGAGUUUCAGCUGAAAAUGCUGCAGGUCUUAGUGAGCCAAGCCCACCUUCCAUUUACUACAAAGCAUGUGAUCCUAUUUACAAGCCAGGUCCACCCAAUAAUCCUAAAGUUGUGGAUGUUACAAGGUCUUCAGUUUUCCUUUCAUGGGGUAAACCCAUCUAUGAUGGUGGCUCUGAAAUUCAGGGAUACAUUGUGGAAAAAUGUGAUGUAAGCGACAGUGAAUGGGCAAUUUGUACCCCUCCAACUGGAAUUAAGAAUACUCACAUGGAAGUAGAAAAAUUGGUGGAAAAACAUGAAUACAAGUUCCGCAUAUGUGCAGUUAAUAAAGCAGGAGUUGGAGAGCAUGCAGAUGUUCCUGGUACUGUUAUUGUUGAAGAAAAGAUGGAAGCACCAGACCUUGACCUUGACAUGGAAUUAAGGAAGAUUGUAAAUGUGAGGGCAGGAGGUUCCUUAAGACUGUUUGUUCCCAUCAGAGGUCGUCCAACACCUGAAGUAAAAUGGGGUAAAAUGGAUGGUGACAUCAGAGAGGCAGCUAUUAUUGAUACCACUAGCAGUUUUACUUCCCUUGUUUUAGACAACGUUAACAGAUUUGAUACUGGAAAGUAUACUCUGACUUUAGAGAACAGCAGUGGAACAAAGUCUGCCUUUGUCAGUGUAAGGGUACUGGAUACCCCAAGUGCACCUGUUAAUUUAAAAAUCAGAGAAAUUACUAAAGACUCUGUUUCACUUUCGUGGGAGACUCCUCUCUUGGAUGGUGGAGCAAAAAUAAAGAAUUACAUUAUUGAAAAGCGUGAAGCAACAAGAAAGGCGUAUGCAGCUGUUGUAACAAACUGCCAUAAGACUUCAUGGAAAGUAGAUCAACUUCAGGAGGGCUGCUAUUACUUCUUUAGAAUCUCUGCUGAGAAUGAGUAUGGAAUUGGCCUCCCUGCAGAAACCAGUGACCCAAUUAAAGUUGCUGAAGUUCCACAGCCUCCUGGGAAAAUAACAGUGGAUGAUGUCACAAGAAACAGUGUCUCACUAAGCUGGGAAAAACCUGAACAUGAUGGUGGCAGCAAAAUCAUACAAUACAUUGUUGAAAUGCAAGCAAAGGGUAGUGAGAAGUGGUCAGAGUGUGCUCGUGUGAAAACGCUUGAAGCAGUCAUUACUAACCUAACUCAAGGGGAAGAAUAUCUUUUUAGAGUAAUGGCUGUGAAUGAAAAGGGUAAGAGUGAUCCUAGAGCACUUGCAGUUCCAAUAGUUGCCAAAGACCUGGUGAUUGAACCUGAUGUAAGACCUGCUUUUCAUAGUUAUAGUAUCCAAGUGGGACAAGAUCUGAAAGUAGAAGUACCAAUUGCGGGUCGACCUAAACCAACUGUAACCUGGGUAAAAGAUGGCCAGCCAUUAAGGCAGACAACAAGAGUCAAUGUUAGUGAUUUGACUGACCUCACUAUACUGAAUAUUAAAGAAACUAGCAAAGAGGACAGUGGCACUUAUGAAAUCACUGUGGCUAAUGUUGUUGGGCAGAAGUCUGCUUCUGUUGAAAUUAUAACUCUAGAUAAACCUGACCCUCCAGUAGGACCUGUUAAGUUUGAUGAAAUAAGUGCAGAAAGUAUUACCCUAUCGUGGAAUCCCCCAGCUUAUACAGGUGGCUGCCAGAUCACCAACUAUAUUGUUCACAAGAGAGAUACAACCACCACUGUAUGGGAAACUGUUUCAGCUACCGUCGCAAGAACUACACUGAAGGUGACUAAACUGAAAACUGGUUCAGAAUAUCAGUUCAGAAUAUUUGCUGAGAACAGGUAUGGGCAGAGCUUUGCACUGGAUUCUGCACCAGUUGUAGCACAGUACCCCUACAAGGAACCAGGACCUCCUGGCACGCCAUUUGUGACAAUUGUUACAAAAGACUCCAUGGUUGUACAGUGGCAUGAACCGAUAAAUGAUGGUGGCAGUAGAGUGUUGGGCUACCAUCUCGAGAGAAAGGAGAAAAACAGCAUUUUAUGGGCUAAAGUCAACAAGACUAUUAUUCAGGACACAAGCUUUAAGACAACUAACCUUGAAGAAGGAAUCGAAUACGAGUUUCGAGUUUCUGCAGAAAAUAUUGUUGGUGUAGGCAAAACAAGUAAAGUGUCUGAGUGCUAUGUAGCUCGUGACCCAUGUGAUCCUCCAGGUCGCCCAGAAGCUAUAAUAAUAAAAAGAAGUUCUAUUACUCUACAGUGGACCAAACCAGAAUAUGAUGGUGGAAGUAAGAUUACUGGUUAUAUUGUAGAAAAGCGUGACUUACCAGAUGGUCGCUGGAUGAAAGCUAGCUUCACAAAUAUCAUUGAAACUCAGUUCACUGUAACAGGGCUUACUGAAGACCAAAGAUAUGAAUUUAGAGUAAUUGCAAAGAAUGCUGCAGGUGCCAUAAGCAAACCUUCUGACAGUACAGGACCAAUAACAGCAAGGGAUGAAGUUGAACUUCCACGUAUUUCAAUGGAUCCAAAAUACAAAGACACAAUUGUUGUAAAUGCUGGUGAAACAUUCAGACUUGAGGGUGAUGUUCAUGGCAAACCACUGCCAACUAUUAAGUGGUACAAAGGAGAUAAAGAGCUUGAGGAAACUGCUAGGUAUGAAAUCAAGAACACAGAUUUCAGUGCAUUAAUUAUUGUAAAAGAUGCUAUUAGAGUUGAUGGUGGACAGUACAUUUUAGAAGCCUCUAAUGUUGCAGGAACAAAGACAGCAACAGUAAAUGUGAAAGUCUUGGACAGGCCAGGACCUCCAGAGGGCCCAGUCCAAGUGACAGGAGUCACAGCUGAAAAAUGUUCAUUAGCAUGGGCUCCUCCUCUUCAUGAUGGUGGCAGUGAUAUUUCUCACUACAUUGUAGAGAAGAGAGAAACUAGUCGCCUAGCAUGGACUGUUGUUGCUUCGGAGGUUUUACCUACAAUGCUGAAAGUAACAAAACUCUUGGAAGGAAAUGAGUAUGUUUUCCGUAUUAUGGCAGUUAACAAAUACGGGGUUGGUGAGCCAUUAGAAUCUGUGCCAGUAAUGAUGAAAAAUCCGUUUGUGGUUCCUGGACCACCAAAGGCCUUGGAAAUUACUAACAUUACAAAGGAUUCUAUGACUGUCUGCUGGACCCGGCCAGACAGUGACGGAGGUAGUGAAAUCAUAGGUUACAUUGUAGAAAAGAGAGACCGAGCAGGCAUCAGAUGGAUAAAAUGCAAUAAACGCAGGAUUACAGAUUUGCGAUUAAGAGUUACAGGCUUAACAGAAGAUCAUGAAUAUGAAUUCAGAGUUUCUGCUGAAAAUGCUGCUGGAGUGGGUGAACCAAGUCAAGUUUCUCCCUACUUUAAAGCUUGUGACCCCAUGUUCAAGCCUGGCCCACCUACAAAUGCCCAUGUUGUGGAUACAACCAAAAGUUCAGUUACACUUGGCUGGAGUAAACCUAUUUAUGAUGGUGGUUGUGAGAUCCAGGGAUACCUUGUAGAAAUCUGUAAAGCUGAUGAAGAUGAAUGGUCACUUGUUACUCCACAGACAGGUAUACGUGCCACUCGGUUCGAAAUCAAAAAGCUUACCGAACAUCAAGAAUAUAAAUUACGAGUGUGUGCCCUCAACAAGAUUGGUGUAGGAGAGGCUGCAUCAGUUCCUGGUACUAUUAAGCCUGAAGACAAACUUGAAGCUCCAGAACUUGAUAUUGAUUCAGAGCUAAGGAAAGGGAUAGUGGUUAGAGCUGGUGGGUCUGCUAGAAUUCACAUACCAUUCAGGGGGCGACCAACACCUGACAUCAUGUGGUCUCGAGAAGAGGGUGAAUUCACAGAAAAAGUUCAGAUUGACAAAGGCAUAAACUACACACAACUUUCAAUUGACAACUGUGAUAGAAAUGAUGCUGGCAAGUACAUUCUUAAGCUGGAGAACAGCAGUGGUUCUAAAUCAGCAUUUGUUACGGUGAAAGUCUUGGACACACCAGGAAGACCUCAAAACUUAGUGGUAAAGGAUAUAAAGAAGGAUUCUGCUGUAUUAUCUUGGGAACCACCCAUUAUCGAUGGUGGUUCAAAGAUAAAGAACUAUGUAAUAGACAAGCGUGAGUCAACCAGGAAGGCAUUUGCAAAUGUAAGUGCUAAGUGUGGCAAGACAAGUUUCAAAGUUGAAAAUCUUACAGAAGGAGCAAUUUACUACUUCAGAGUUAUGGCUGAAAAUGAAUUUGGAAUUGGUGUUCCAGCUGAAACCAAAGAUGCUGUCAAAGCCUCAGAACCACCUCUGCCCCCUGGGAAAGUAACACUCACUGAUGUGACUCAGAGAAGUGCAUCGAUUACAUGGGAAAAACCUGAACAUGAUGGAGGUAGCAGAAUUUUGGGAUAUAUUGUUGAAAUGCAGCCUAAAGGAACAGAAAAAUGGAGUGUUGUUAGUGAGACCAAAACAUGCAAUGCAGUUGUGUCUGGUUUGAGUCCAGAACAAGAAUACCAAUUCCGUGUGAUUGCCUACAAUGAAAAAGGCAAAAGCGACCCCAGAGCCCUUGGAAUUCCUGUGAUAGCUAAAGACUUGACAAUUGAGCCAAGUUUCAAACUGAUGUUUAAUACCUACAGUGUACAGGCUGGAGAAGAUCUGAAGGUAGAAGUACCAUUUAUAGGUAGACCUAAACCAACUAUUACUUGGACAAAAGAUGAGCAGCCACUGAAACAGACAACUAGAUUACAUAUUCAGGACACAUCAACAUCAACUAUCUUAAAUAUUAAAGAAAGCAACAAGGAAGACUUUGGUAAAUAUACAGUAACAGCAACAAACACAGCAGGUAUGGCAACAGAGCAGCUGAGCAUAAUUGUACUGGAAAAGCCUGGCCCACCACGAGGGCCUGUACACUUUGACGAAGUUAGUGCGGAUUUUGUUGUUUUAUCAUGGGAUCCACCUGAUUAUACUGGUGGCUGUCAGAUAAGCAACUACAUAGUAGAAAAGCGUGACACAACCACUACCACAUGGAGCAUUGUGUCAGCAACUGUUGCCAGAACAACUAUCAAAGCAACAAAGCUUAAAACGGGUUCUGAAUACCAGUUCAGGAUUUCUGCUGAAAACAGAUAUGGGAAGAGCUCUCCUUUGGAUUCUAAACCAGUUGUUGUGCAAUACCCCUACAAGGUGCCUGGGCCACCUGGAACCCCAUUUGUAACUGCAGCUUCCAAGGACCAUAUGAUCGUAGAAUGGCAUGAACCAGUUAAUGAUGGAGGAAGCAAAGUUCUAGGCUACCAUCUUGAACGUAAAGAUAAGAAUAGCAUUCUUUGGACAAAACAGAACAAGUCACUCAUUGCAGAUACCAAAUAUAAAACAGAUGGCCUUGAAGAAGGUCUUGAGUAUGAAUUCAGAGUUUCUGCUGAAAAUAUUGUUGGCAUUGGCAAAGUAAGCAAAGUAUCAGAAUUGUAUGUUGCCCGAGAUCCUUGUGACCCACCUGGCCGCCCAGAGGCUAUUGUUGUUACAAGAAAUAAUAUCACACUGAAAUGGAAAAAACCAGAGUAUGAUGGUGGAAGCAAAAUAACAGGAUAUAUUGUAGAAAAGAAAGAACUACCAGAUGGUCGCUGGAUGAAAGCCAGCUUUACAAAUGUGUUGGAAACAGAAUUUACAGUAAGUGGUCUUGUUGAAGACCAACGGUAUGAAUUUAGAGUAAUUGCAAGAAAUGCAGCAGGUUGCUUGAGUGAACCGUCUGAAAGUACAGGGCCCAUUACUGCCAGAGAUGAAAUUGAAGCACCAGGGGCUUCACUGGAUCCUAAAUACAAAGAUGUCAUUGUUGUUCAUGCUGGAGAAACCUUUGUUCUUGAAGCUGAUAUCCAUGGCAAACCUAUUCCUGACAUUUCAUGGUCAAAAGAUGGUAAAGAUCUUGAAGAAGCAACUGCGAGAAUGGAAAUCAAAUCUACUAUUCAGAAAACAAUUCUUACUGUCAAAGACUGUAUAAGAGUAGAUGGAGGUCACUAUACUCUUAACCUCAAAAAUGUUGGUGGCACAAAAUCCAUACCAAUCACUGUUAAAGUGCUUGACAGGCCAGGACCUCCAGAAGGACCUUUGAAGGUUACAGGUGUCACUGCAGAAAAAUGCUACUUGGCAUGGGCACCACCUUUACAUGAUGGCGGCUCUAGUAUCUCACAUUAUAUCAUCGAGAAGAGAGAGACAAGCAGGCUUUCAUGGACACAAGUAGCAACAGAAGUGCAGGCUCUUAACCACAAAGUAACCAGACUCCUUGCUGGCAAUGAGUACAUUUUCCGUGUAAUGGCAGUGAACAAAUAUGGAAUUGGAGAACCCUUGGAAUCUGAGCCAAUUGUGGCUCGUAAUCCAUACAAACCACCUGGUCCUCCUUCAAUGCCUGAAGUUUCAGCAAUCACAAAAGAUUCAAUGGUGGUAACGUGGGGUCGCCCAGAAGACAAUGGGGGAGCUGAAAUUGAAGGUUACAUACUUGAAAAACGAGACAAAGAUGGCAUCCGGUGGACCAAAUGCAAUAAGAAAAGGCUGACAGACUUGCGACUCAGAGUAACAGGUCUUACUGAUGGGCAUUUCUAUGAAUUUAGAGUUUCUGCUGAAAAUGCUGCAGGGGUAGGGGAACCCAGUGAGCCAUCCAUUUUCUAUCGAGCUUGUGAUAUAUUAUAUCCACCAGGUCCACCAAGCAAUCCAAAGGUUACAGACACUUCCAGGUCAUCAGUUUCCCUUGCCUGGAGUAAGCCCAUAUAUGAUGGUGGUGCUCCAGUUAAGGGAUAUGUAGUAGAAGUAAAAGAAGCUGCCGCUGAUGAAUGGACUACCUGCACCCCACCAACAGGCCUACAAGCAAAACAAUUCACUGUAACAAAACUUAAAGAGAACCAGGAAUAUAACUUCCGCAUCUGUGCCAUCAACUCAGAGGGAGUAGGAGAACCUGCUACUAUACCUGGUACAGUCAUAGCAGCAGACAAGAUUGAACCUCCUGAAAUUGAACUUGAUGCAGAUCUCAGAAAAGUAGUCACUGUACGUGCUAGUGGUACAUUACGCCUGUUUGUCACCAUCAAAGGAAGACCAGAACCUGAAGUUAAAUGGGAGAAAGCAGAAGGAAGAAUUAGCGAGCGAGCUCAGAUUGAAGUCACCAGUUCCUAUACAAUGCUGGUCAUUGACAAUGUGAAUAGAUUUGAUAGUGGCAGAUACAAUCUUACUUUAGAGAACAACAGUGGGAAAAAAUCAGCUUUCGUUAAUGUCAGGGUGCUUGAUACACCUAGUGCUCCUAUAAACCUGACAAUCAGAGAAGUGAAGAAAGAUUUUGUAACGUUAGCCUGGGAACCACCACUUAUUGAUGGUGGAGCUAAAAUUACCAACUAUGUAGUUGAAAAGCGAGAAUCCACAAGAAAGGCAUAUGCCACUGUUACAAACAACUGCAUUAAGAAUUCCUUCAAAGUUACUCAACUACAAGAAGGAUGUAGUUAUUACUUCCGUGUUCUAGCAGUAAAUGAAUAUGGGGUUGGUCUACCAGCAGAAACACCUGACCCAGUUAAGGUUUCUGAACCACCUUCACCACCUGCGAAGGUCAUUCUUGUUGACGUGACUCGCAAUUCUGCUUCAAUUAAAUGGGAAAAGCCAGAGAGUGAUGGUGGUAGUAAAAUCACUGGUUAUAUAGUAGAAAUGCAAACUAAAGGAAGUAUAAAAUGGAGUGCAUGUACCCAGGUGAAAACCUUAGAAGCAACAAUAACAGGCUUAAGUAUGGGAGAAGAGUACAGUUUCAGAGUGAUUGCUGUUAAUGAAAAAGGAAAAAGUGAUCCAAGAGAGCUUGGUGUCCCUGUCAUUGCAAAAGAUAUUGAAAUCCAGCCAUCUGCUGAGCUCCUUUUCAAUACAUUCACUGUAAAAGCCGGAGAUGAUCUUAAGAUUGAUGUGCCAUUCAGAGGGCGACCACUUCCAACUGUUAGCUGGAAGAAGGAUGGGAAUCCCUUGAAAGAGACAACCAGAGUAAAUAUUCAUACUUCAAAGACUUCAACUUCACUGUCCAUCAAGGAAGCUUCAAAUGAAGAUUUGGGACAUUAUGAAUUACAUCUUUCAAAUACUGCUGGAUCAACAACAGCUUCUUUAACUGUAGUUGUCCUUGACAGACCAGGACCACCAACUGAUGUGCAUAUUGACGAAGUUAGUGCUGAUAGUGUAACUCUGUCUUGGAAAGCUCCAGCAUAUGAUGGUGGGUGCCAUAUUAGCAAUUAUGUUGUGGAGAAGCGAGAAACCACCACAACAACGUGGAGUGUAGUAUCUGCAGCAGUUGCAAGAACAUCAAUUAAAGUAUCUCAACUCAGCACUGGGUCUGAAUAUCAGUUCCGUAUUUGUGCAGAAAACCGCUAUGGGAAAAGCACUUACACAAAUUCUUCUUCUGUUGUGGCAGAGUAUCCAUUUAAGCCUCCAGGACCACCAGGAACUCCUCAUGUGGCACAUGCAACUAAAGCUUUCAUGAUCGUAACUUGGCAGGUACCAGUUAAUGAUGGAGGUAGCAGAGUACUAGGAUAUCACUUGGAACGUAAAGAAAGAAGCAGCAUUCUUUGGACAAAAGUCAACAAAAGCCUUAUACCUGAUACACAAAUGAAAGUUACAGGACUUGAUGAAGGGCUGCUGUAUGAAUAUCGUGUUUACGCUGAAAACAUUGCUGGAAUAGGCAAAUGCAGUAAGUCAUGUGAGCCAGUUGCUGCAAGAGAUCCAUGUGAUCCUCCUGGUCAACCAGAAGUUACUAAUAUUACAAGAACAUCUGUCUCACUGAAGUGGACUAAACCAGAAUAUGAUGGUGGAGCUAAAGUAACAGGAUACAUUAUUGAACGCAGAGAGAUACCAGACGGUCGGUGGCUGAAAUGUAAUUUUACUAAUGUACAAGAAACAUAUUUUGAUGUAGGUGGACUUACAGAAGACCAGAGAUAUGAAUUCCGUGUGAUUGCAAAGAAUGCUGCUGGACUUUUCAGUCAGCCAUCUGAAUCAACUGGACCUGUGACUGUAAAAGAUGAUGUGGAGGCUCCAAGAAUUAUGAUGGAUGCCAAAUUCAGGGACGUUGUAGUUGUGAAAGCUGGAGAAGUGUUUAAGGUCAAUGCUGAUGUUGCAGGACGGCCAAUACCGGUGAUUUUGUGGACAAAGGAUGGCAAGGAGCUUGAAGGAAAAGCUAGAGUUGAAAUAGCCUCAACAGAUUACACUACUGCAAUAACUGUUAAGGACUGUAUCCGAGGUGAUUCAGGACAGUAUUUACUAACAUUACAGAAUGUUGCAGGAACAAAAUCUUUGGCAAUUACCUGCAAAGUGCUUGAUAGACCUGGCCCACCUGCAGGCCCAUUAGAAAUACAUGGCCUUACUGCUGAAAAGUGCCACUUAUCAUGGGGACCUCCUCAAGAAAAUGGUGGUGCAGAUAUUGAUUAUUAUAUUGUAGAAAAACGUGAGACCAGCAGACUUGCAUGGACCCUUUGUGAAGGAGAGCUUAGAACAACAUCCUGUAAAGUGACGAAACUACUGAAGGGUAAUGAGUAUAUUUUCAGAGUGAUGGGAGUUAACAAAUAUGGUGUUGGUGAGCCUCUGGAAAGUGUUGCUGUCAAAGCCCUAGACCCAUUUACAGUUCCAAGUCCACCUACAUCUCUAGAGAUCACCAGUGUGAGCAAAGAUUCAAUAACUCUGUGUUGGGCAAGACCUGAGUCUGAUGGAGGUAAUGAGAUCUCUGGCUAUGUAAUUGAAAGACGUGAGAAAACUAGCUUAAGAUGGAUUCGUGUAAACAAAAAGCCAGUUUAUGAUUUAAGAGUGAAAUCAUCUGGUCUCCGUGAAGGAUGUGAAUAUGAAUUCCGGGUUUAUGCAGAAAAUGCUGCUGGCCUCAGUCUUCCAAGUGAAACCACACCAUUGAUUAAGGCAGAAGAUCCAAUCUUCUUGCCAUCUCCCCCAUCUAAGCCUAAGAUUAUGGAUUCUACAAGGUCAAAUAUCACAAUUGGGUGGACAAAGCCACUGUUUGAUGGAGGUGCUCCAGUAACGGGAUACACAGUUGAAUACAAGAAAACUGAUGAAACUGAUUGGACCACUGCUGUUCAGAACUUAAGAGGCACAGAAUACACUGUAUCUGGAUUAGUGUCAGGCUCUGAGUACAUCUUUAGAGUGAAAUCCAUUAACAAAAUUGGUGUCAGUGAACCAAGUGAUGUCUCAGAACCUCAGCUGGCAAAAGAAAGAGAAGAAGAACCUGCCUUUGAUAUUGACAGUGAAAUGCGGAAGACUUUAAUUGUAAAGGCUGGUGGAUCAUUCACAAUGACUGUUCCUUUCAGGGGCAAACCAGCCCCAAAUGUAACAUGGAACAAACCAGACACUGAUCUCCGUAUACGAGCAAGCAUUGAUACUUCAGAUAGUUGCACAUCUCUUACUAUUGAAAAAGCAACAAGAAAUGAUUCUGGAAAAUACACUUUAACAUUGCAAAACAUCCUGAACACUGCUACCUUGACUUUAAUUGUCAAAGUUCUUGAUACUCCUGGCCCACCAUCUAAUAUUGCAGUAAAAGAAGUAACUAAAGAAUCUGCUGUGUUAUCUUGGGAUGUUCCUGAAAAUGAUGGUGGAGCACCUGUGAGGAACUAUGUUAUUGAAAAACGAGAAGCUAGCAAAAAAGCGUGGGUCACUGUGACAAACAAUUGUCAUCGCCUGUCCUACAAAGUGACUGGCUUGCAAGAAGGUGCCAUUUACUACUUCCGGGUUUCUGGAGAAAAUGAAUACGGUGUUGGAGCGCCUUCUGAGACCAAGGAAGGCACAAAAAUAACAGAAAAACCCAGCCCACCAGAAAAACUUGGAGUAACAAAUGUCACAAAGGACAGCGUUUCUCUUUCAUGGCUAAAACCAGAACAUGAUGGUGGAAGCAGAAUUGUGAGCUAUCUGGUUGAAGGUCUUGAGAAAGGACAGCAAAAAUGGGUUAAGUUUGCAGUUGUGAAGACAACUCAUCAUGUUGUUCGUGGUCUUAAGGAGAAUGUUGACUAUUUCUUCAGAGUGUCUGCAGAAAACCAAGCUGGUUUAAGUGAUCCUAAGGAACUAUUGGUCCCUGUUACAGUUAAAGAACAAUUAGAAUCUCCUGAGAUUGACAUGAAGGGCUUCCCUCAUAACACUGUAUAUAUUCGAGCGGGAUCAAACCUGAAAGUUGAAAUUCCAGUUUCUGGAAAACCAGUGCCAAAGGUGACAUUGUCUAGAGAUGGUGCUCCACUGAAACCUACCAUGAGAUUUCACACAGAAACCACUGCAGAUAGUCUCAUCAUUAACCUUAAAGAAAGUGUGGCUGCUGAUGCUGGAAGAUAUGACAUUACUGCUGCCAACUCAAGUGGCACCACAAAAUCAUUUGUUAAUAUUGUUGUGCUGGAUAGACCAGGUCCUCCUGUUGGUCCUGUUGUCCUUAGCGAUAUCACUGAAGAGAGUGUAAUACUCAGAUGGCAGCCUCCAGCUUAUGAUGGUGGUAGUCAAGUUACCAACUAUAUUGUACUGAAAAGAGAAACGAGUACUGCUGCUUGGUCUGAAGUGUCUGCAACUGUUGCUAGAACUGUUAUUAAAGUUAUGAAGCUCACAACAGGAGAAGAAUACCAAUUCCGCAUCAAAGCUGAGAACCGCUUUGGCAUCAGUGAUCACAUAGACUCACAAUGUGUGGUUGUUAAGCUUCCUUACACUACCCCUGGACCUCCUUCCACACCAUGGGUCACACAUGUAACCCGAGAGAGUAUUACUGUUGGAUGGCAUGAACCAGUCACUAAUGGUGGUAGUGCAGUCACUGGAUACCACCUGGAAAUGAAAGACAGGAAUAGCAUAUUAUGGCAGAAGGCUAACAAAACUCUCAUUCGCACAACUCACUUCAAAGUCACCACCAUAAGUGCUGGCCUUAUCUAUGAAUUUAGGGUUUAUGCAGAAAAUGCAGCUGGCAUUGGAAAAGCAAGCCAUGCUUCUGAUCCAGUCCUUGCAAUUGAUGCUUGUGAACCACCAAGAAAUGUUCGUGUCUCAGAUAUUUCCAAGACUGCUAUCACUCUAACAUGGAAGAAGCCAGCAUUUGAUGGUGGUAGCAAGAUCACUGGAUACAUCGUAGAAAAACGUGAUCUUCCAGAUGGCAGAUGGACAAAAGCUAGCUUCACCAAUGUUAUUGAGACUCAUUUCACAAUAUCUGGUCUGACACAGAAUUCCCGGUAUGAAUUCCGGAUCUUUGCUAAGAAUGCUAUUGGUUCCAUUAGUAACCCCUCAGAUGUUGUGGGUCCUAUCACAUGUGUGGAUACAUAUGGUGCACCUGAAAUCGAUGUGCCACCAGAAUAUACAGAAGUGGUGAAAUAUAAAGCAGGAACUUCAGUUAAGUUAAAACUAGGCAUCUCAGGCAAGCCUAUACCCACAAUUGAGUGGUUCAAAAAUAACAAUGAGAUACAAACCAGUGCACUAGUGUCUAUUGAAAACACAACAGAAUUUGCUUCUAUACUUAUCAAGGAUGCAACUCGACUGAACAGUGGCACCUAUGAAUUAAAAUUGAAGAAUGCCAUGGGUUCAGCAUCAGCCCAUGUUAGACUACAGAUACUUGACAAGCCAGGACCCCCAAGUGGACCUAUACAGUUUAAGACAGUCACUGCUGAAAAGAUUACAAUAAUGUGGGACCCGCCAGUGGAUGAUGGUGGUGCACCUGUAACACACUAUGUUGUUGAAAAGCGGGAGACAAGUCGGGUUGUAUGGUCUUUAAUUUCUGAAAAACUGGAGGGGUGUAUCAUAACUACAACAAAAGUUAUCAAAGGAAAUGAAUAUGUGUUCCGUGUCCGUGGUGUAAACAAGUUUGGAGUUGGUGAUCCACUGGAGUCUGAACCCGUUAUAGCCAAAAAUUCAUUUGUUACACCUGGACCACCUAGUGUGCCAGAAGUCACAAUGAUAACCAAAAGUUCUAUGACCGUUGUCUGGAAUAGGCCUACUGUUGAUGGAGGCAGUGAAAUAUCAGGAUAUUUUCUUGAGAAGCGUGACAAGAAGAGUCUGAGUUGGUUCAAGGUUACUAAAGAAACCAUUCGGGACACCAGACAAAAAGUAACAGGCCUGACUGAAAACAGUGAAUAUCAUUUCCGAGUUUGUGCUGUCAAUGCUGCUGGACAAGGGCCAUUCUCUGAAGCUUCUGAUUUCUACAAAGCUGCAGAUCCUAUUGAUAAGCCAGGCUCACCAACAAAGCUGAAGGUUGUGGAUACAACCAAGACAUCUGUCACCCUUGGCUGGGUUAAACCUGCUUAUGAUGGAGGAAGUCCAAUUACUAGCUACGUGGUGGAGAAAAGAGAAGGUGAAGAGCAAGAAUGGACUGUAGUCAGUACUAAGGGAGAAGUGAGAACAACUGAGUAUGUUGUAUCCCACCUUCAGCCAAGUGUUAAUUAUUAUUUCCGCGUGUCUGCUGUAAAUUGUGCUGGACAAGGAGAGCCUAUUGAAAUGAUGGAACCUGUUCAAGCUAAAGAUAUUCUCGUGGCAGCAGAGAUUGAUCUGGAUGUUGCUCUCCAGACCUCUAUUAUUGCUAAAGCAGGUGAAGAUGUGCAAACAAUGAUUCCAUUCAAAGGCAGACCUCCUCCAACAGUCACAUGGAGAAAGGGUGACAAGAAUCUUGGGAUUGAUGAAAGAUAUAUCAUCCAGAACACAGAAUCAUCUACGCUACUUACUAUUCCUCAAGUUACCCGAAAUGAUACAGGAAAAUAUGUUCUUACAAUAGAAAAUGGAGUUGGAGAAGCAAAAUCCACAUUUGUGAAUGUAAAAGUACUUGACACGCCAUCUGCCUGCCAGAAGCUACAGCUUAAGCAUGUUUCUCGUGGCACAGUUACACUGGUAUGGGAACCACCUCUCAUCAAUGGUGGUUCUGAAAUAACAAAUUACGUUGUUGAAAAAAGAGAUGCUACAAAGAGGGCCUGGUCAACUGUAACAACAAAGUGUUCUCAUACUACCUUUAAGCUAACUAACCUGUCAGAGAAGACUGCGUUCUUCUUCCGUGUUCUUGCUGAAAAUGAAAUUGGACUGGGUGAACCUUGUGAGACAUCUGAACCAGUGAAAGCUGCAGACAUACCUGGACCAGUAAAAGACCUAGCCAUGAAAGAUUCUACAAAGACUUCUGUUAAAUUGCAGUGGAGCAGACCUGACUAUGAUGGUGGUAGCAUUAUAUCAGACUAUGUUAUUGAAAAGAAACUGCAGGAAGAAAAAGAAUGGACAUAUGCAGGCACAAGCAAAAACUGUGAAUUUGAAGUUGAAAAACUUAAGGAGCUCUCUGUCAUGGAAUUCAGGGUCUUUGCUAGAAAUGAAAAAGGCAAGAGUGAUGGUGUUACUGUUGGACCCAUUACAGUGAAAGAACAUAUAAUACCACCUGAAGCUGAUCUUUCUGAUAUUCCUGGAGGUCAAAUUUCAGUGAGAAUUGGACAUAAUCUGCUUAUUGAAUUGCCCUAUAAAGGUAAACCUAAGCCAUCAAUGAGCUGGCUGAAAGACAACCUGCCUCUUAAAGAAACUGAACAUCUUCGUUUCAAGAAAACUGAAAACAAAAUAAGCUUAAGCAUCAAGAAUGCGAAAAAGGAGCAUGGUGGCAAAUAUACUUUAAUUCUUGAUAAUGUAGUCUGCAGAAAAACAUUCACAAUCACUGUCAUCACUCUUGGGCCUCCAUCUAAGCCAAAAGCACCUUUAAGACUAGAUGAAAUCAAAGCAGAUAGUGUAGUUUUGUCAUGGGAAGCUCCUGAUGAUGAUGGUGGAGGAGAAAUUACUGGCUACAGUAUUGAGAAAAGAGAAACUUCACAAAUGAACUGGAAAUUGGUGUGUUCAAGUGCUGCAAGAACAACCUUCAAAGUACCAAACCUUGUUAAAGACACUGAAUAUCAGUUUAGAGUUCGCGCAGAAAACAGAUAUGGAGUGAGUCCACCUCUUGUCUCAGCAGAUGUUGUGGCAAAGCAUCAGUUUAGACCACCAGGUGCCCCAGGCAAGCCUGUUGUAUACAACAUAACUGCUGAUGGAAUGACCAUCUCUUGGGAUGCUCCUGUUUAUGAUGGUGGCUCAGAGAUUAUUGGAUACCAUGUUGAAAAGAAGGAAAGAAACAGUAUUUUGUGGCAAAAGGUUAAUGUUGCAUUAAUAUCUAGCAGAGAAUACAGGAUUACUGGACUGCUUGAGGGCCUGGAUUACCAGUUCCAAGUAUAUGCUGAAAACGCUGCAGGUCUAAGUCGAGCUAGUGAGCCAAGCAAAUUUAUGUUGGCAGUCUCUCCAGUGGACCCACCUGGUACUCCUGAUUACAUUGAUGUCACCAGGGAAACAGUCACCCUUAAAUGGACCCCACCACUACGUGAUGGAGGCAGUAAGAUUGUGGCUUACAGCAUUGAGAAACGGCAAGGAAGUGAAGACCGUUGGCUCAGAUGUAACUUUACUGAUGUCAGUGAAUGCCAAUAUACAGUUACAGGACUCAGUUCAGGGGACCGAUAUGAAUUCAGAGUGCUUGCAAGAAAUGCUGUUGGUACAAUCAGCCCACCUUCACAGUCUUCAGGCUAUAUCAUGACCAGAGAUGAAAACGUUGCUCCAACAAUUGAAUUUGGCCCUGAGCACUUUGAAGGCCUUACUGUUAAAGCUGGAGAGAGCAUUAGACUUAAAGCUCUAAUCAAAGGACGUCCAGUACCUAAAGUGACAUGGUUUAAAGAUGGUAAGGAGAUUGAAAAAAUAAUGAAUAUAGAAAUAACUACAGCUAUUGGAUAUAGCACAGUCUUCAUCAGAGAUGCUAUCCGGGAACAUCGUGGAGUGUACACAGUAGAAGCCAAAAAUGCAUCAGGCACUAAACGAGAAGAUAUUACCAUCAGAGUACAAGACACACCAGGAAAAGUUGGUGGACCAAUACGAUUCACAAACAUUACUGGAGAGAAAGUCACGUUAUGGUGGGAGCCUCCAGCUAAUGAUGGUUGCGCUUCUGUCUCCCACUAUAUAAUUGAAAAACGUGAAACCAGCAGGAUUGCUUGGGCAUUAGUUGAAGAUAAAUGUGAAGCUUGCAGCUACACAGCACUUAAAUUAAUUAAAGGAAAUGAGUACCAGUUCCGUGUCUCUGCAGUGAACAAAUUUGGAGUUGGCAGACCAUUGGAGUCUGAUCCAGUUACUGCACAAAUACCUUAUACUAUCCCUGAUGCACCAGGAACUCCAGAGCCUACCAACGUAACAGGAGAUAGUAUCACACUCACUUGGGCAAGACCAGCGUCAGAUGGUGGAAGCGAGAUAAAUGAGUAUAUUCUAGAAAGGAGAGAAAAGAAGAGCAUGCGCUGGGUUAAAGUAUCCAGUAAGAGGCCUAUUACUGAGAACAGAUACAGAGUAACUGGCCUAAUUGAAGGCAAUGAGUAUGAGUUCCAUGUCAUGGCUGAAAACGCUGCAGGAGUUGGACCUCCAAGUGAUGUUUCAAAACUGAUUAAAUGUAGAGAACCAGUCAGCCCACCAAGUGCUCCUAAUGUUGUCAAGGUGACAGAUACAUCAAAGACUAGUGUAAGCUUGGAGUGGACCAAGCCAGUUUUUGAUGGAGGCAUGGAAAUAAUUGGAUACAUCAUUGAGAUGUGCAAAGCUGAUCUCGAAUCAUGGCAGAAGGUCAAUGCAGAGACUGUUCUUGCUACUAAAUAUACCGUUGUUGAUUUGGAGGCAGGAGAACACUAUAAAUUCAGAGUUAGUGCUGUCAAUGGUGCUGGCAAAGGAGAAAGUUGUGAAAUUCCUGCUUCAGUCCAAACUGUAGACAGGCUUUCUGCACCUGAAAUUGAUAUUGAUGCAAACUUCAAGCAGACUCAUAUUGUAAGAGCAGGUGCAAGCAUUCGUCUAUUUAUUGCCUUCUCUGGAAGACCUGUUCCUACUGCUGUGUGGUCCAAAGCAGACGCUAAUCUCAGCUUGCGUGCUGACAUUCAAACAACUGAUUCAUUCAGUACAUUGACUGUGGAGGAAUGCAAUAGAAAUGAUUCUGGCAAGUAUGUCUUUACUGUGGAAAACAACAGUGGAAGUAAGUCUAUUACAUUUACUGUCAAGGUUUUGGACACACCUGGUCCACCAGGUCCUAUUACGUUUAAAGAUGUGACUCGAGGAUCUAUAACUUUAAUGUGGGAUGCUCCUGUUCUGGAUGGAGGUUCACGUAUCCAUCACUACAUUGUGGAAAAACGAGAAGCAAGCCGUCGUAGCUGGCAAGUGGUGAGUUCAAAAUGCACUCGACAAAUCUUUAAGGUCACCGAUCUGUCAGAAGGUGUGCCAUAUUACUACCGAGUGUCAGCAGAAAAUGAAUAUGGUGUAGGUGAACCCUGUGAAUUAACAGAACCAGUUGUAGCCACAGAAGAACCUGCUCCACCUAAGAGACUAGAUAUUGUUGAUACAACCAAAUCUUCUGUAGUUUUAGCUUGGCUUAAACCUGAUCAUGAUGGUGGUAGCCGUGUUACUGGAUACCUUCUUGAAAUGAAACAAAAAGGAUCUGACUCCUGGAUUGCAGCUGGACAAACUAAACAACUUACUUUCACUGUUGAAGGCCUUGUGGAGAACACUGAAUAUGAGUUCCGGGUCAAGGCAAGAAAUGAUGCUGGCUACAGUGCACCGAGAGAAGCUUUCUCUUCUGUUAUUAUUAAGGAGCCACAGAUUGAACCAACAGCAGAUCUCAGUGAAAUAAGCAGACAGCUCAUAACGUGCAAGGCUGGAAGCACCUUUACUAUUGACAUACCCAUCAGUGGGCGCCCAGCUCCAAAAGUGACAUGGAAACUUGAGGAGAUGCGGCUGAAGGAAACUGAGAGAGUGACUAUCAAGACAACAAAAGACAGAACCACAUUGACUGUAAAGGACAGUAUGAGAGGUGACUCUGGUAAAUACUACCUCACACUUGAAAACACUGCUGGUGUGAAAACAUUUGCUGUCACAGUGGUAGUCAUAGGAAGGCCAGGUCCCAUCACUGGCCCAAUUGAAAUAUCAUCUGUCUCUGCUGAAUCCUGUGUGUUGACCUGGAAAGAACCUGAAGAUGAUGGUGGCAGUGAGAUUACAAACUACAUUGUAGAAAAACGUGAAUCUGGCACAACAGCAUGGCAGCUGGUAAAUUCCAGUGUGAAGCGUACACAAGUCAAAGUCGCUCAUCUCACAAAAUACCAGGAGUACAGUUUUCGAGUAAGCUCAGAAAACAGAUUUGGUGUUAGUAAACCCCUUGAAUCAAAAACGAUAGUUGCUGAGCAUCCAUUCGUCCCACCAAGCCCACCUUCUAGGCCAGAAGUCUAUUCUGUGUCUGCAACUGCCAUGGCCAUUCGCUGGGAGGAGCCCUAUCAUGACGGUGGCAGCAAAGUCAUUGGAUAUUGGGUUGAAAAGAAGGAACGCAACACUAUCCUUUGGGUGAAGGAGAACAAAGUGCCAUGCUGUGAAUGCAACUACAAAGUCAUGGGAUUGGUGGAAGGCCUAGAAUAUCAAUUCAGAACAUAUGCUUUGAAUGCUGCAGGUGUUAGCAAAGCUAGUGAAGCUUCCAGACCUGUAGUGGCUCAAAAUCCAGUUGAUCCACCAGGGAGACCAGAAGUAACAGACGUCACCAGAUCUACAGUGUCACUGAGCUGGUCAGCACCCCUUUAUGAUGGUGGAAGUAAAAUUAUCGGAUAUAUUAUAGAGCGCAAACCAUAUAAUGAAUCUGGUGAUGGACGCUGGCUGAAAUGCAAUUAUACCAUUGUCUCAGAAAACUCUUUUACUGUGACAGCUCUUAGUGAAGAUGAAGCAUACGAAUUCCGUGUACUAGCAAAGAAUGCUGCUGGUGUGAUUAGCAAAGGAUCCGAAUCGACUGGUGCUGUCAUUUGCAGAGAUGAAUACUCACCACCAAAGGCUGAACUUGAUGCCAGACUGCAGGGAGAAGUUGUGACCAUCAGGGCUGGAUCAGAUCUUGUUCUCGAUGCAGCCAUUGGUGGGAAACCAGAACCAAAAGUCUUCUGGUCCAAAGGUGACAGGGAAUUGGAUCUAUGUGAAAAGAUAUCUCUGCAAUAUACAAGCAAACGAGCCAUUGCAAUUAUCAAGUUCUGUGACAGAAGUGACAGUGGAAAAUAUACUCUAACAGUUAAAAAUGCCAGUGGGAUGAAACAAAUUUCUGUCAUUGUCAAAGUGCUUGAUUCACCAGGUCCAUGUGCAGGCAAAAUCACAGUUAGCAGAGUAACGGAAGAGAAAUGUACUCUGGCAUGGAACAUUCCUGAGGAAGACGGAGGAGCACAAAUCACUCACUAUAUUGUAGAAAGGCGUGAAACCAGCAGACUUCAUUGGGUUAUUGUUGAGGCUGAAUGCCAGACUUUAUCAUAUGUGGUAACAAAACUUAUUAAAAAUAACGAAUACAUCUUCCGUGUGAGAGCUGUCAAUAAAUAUGGACCUGGUGUUCCACUUGAAACAGAACCUGUGAUUGCCAGGAAUGCUUUCACUAUCCCAUCACAGCCUGGUGCUCCUGAAGAAGUGAGUGUUGGCAAGGAACAUAUCAUUAUUCAGUGGACAAAACCAGAAUCUGAUGGUGGCAAUGAGAUUAAGAACUAUCUUGUUGACAAACGUGAAAGGAAAAGUCUGCGCUGGACACGGGUGAACAGAGAUUACACAAUUUAUGAUACGAGACUGAAAGUCACGGGUCUCAUGGAAGGCAGCCAGUACCAGUUCCGUGUCACUGCAGUGAAUGCUGCUGGGAACAGUGAACCUAGUGAAGCUUCGCAAUACAUGUUAUGUAAAGAACCAUCAUAUACUCCUGCACAACCUUCAGCUCCAAGAGUUGUGGAUACUACUAAGCACAGCAUAAGUUUAGCAUGGUCAAAGCCCACAUAUGACGGUGGUGCUGACAUCUUAGGCUACGUUCUUGAAAUGAAAGAAGAAGGUACUGAACAGUGGUAUCGACCACAUACAACUGCCACUCUGAGGAAUGCUGAGUUCACUGUGACUGGUCUUAAAACAAGCCAAAAAUACCAAUUUAGAGUUGCUGCUACAAAUGUGAAUGGUAUGAGUGAAUUUAGUGAAUCAUCAGCAGAAAUAGAACCUGUGGAAAGAAUAGAAAUACCUGAACUUGAACUUGCUGAGGACCUGAAGAAGACAGUUACAGUCAGAGCUGGUGGUUCCCUGCGCCUAAUGGUCUCUGUAUCUGGCAGACCUGCUCCUGUAAUCACAUGGAGCAAGCAGGGUGUUGACCUUGUAAGUCGAGCUAUUAUUGAUACUACAGACAGCUACACUCUUCUUGUUGUGGAUAAAGUUAAUCGGUAUGAUGCUGGAAAGUACGUCAUUGAGGCUGAAAAUCAAUCAGGAAAAAAAUCUGCAACUAUUUCUGUAAGAGUGUAUGAUACACCUGGUCCACCAGCCGCAGUGAGAAUCAAGGAAGUAUCAAAAGAUUCUGUGACACUUACUUGGGAUAUUCCAACCAUUGACGGUGGAGCCCCAGUCAACAAUUACAUAAUUGAGAAACGUGAAGCUUCCAUGAGAGCUUACAAGACUGUCACUACCAAAUGCAGCAAGACAUUUUAUAGAGUUACUGGACUUCUAGAAGGAGCUUUGUAUUAUUUCAGAGUACUACCAGAAAAUAUUUAUGGCAUUGGUGAACCCUGUGAAACAUCUGAUGCAGUACUAGUAUCUGAUGUUCCUAUGGUACCACAAAAACUUGAAGUAAUUGACACCACUAAAUCAACUGUUACUCUUGCAUGGGAGAAACCACCCCAUGAUGGUGGCAGCAGGUUGACUGGCUAUGUUAUUGAGGCCAGCAAAGCUGGAACAGAAAGAUGGUUGAAGGUAGUGACACUGAAGCCUACUGUCUAUGAGCAUACAAUUAUCUCUCUCAAUGAAGGCGAACAGUAUUUGUUCAGGGUCAGAGCACAGAAUCAGAAGGGAGUGUCAGAACCACGAGAGAUUGUCACAGCAGUGACAGUACAAGACCAAAAAGUUCUACCAACAAUUGACUUCUCUGGAAUACCUCAGAAGACAAUUCAUGUACCUGCUGGCAAGCCCAUUGAAUUAGCUAUUCCAAUCGAAGGACGACCACCUCCAGCUGCAUCUUGGUUCUUUGCUGGUUCUAAAUUAAAAGAAUCAGAACGCAUCAAAGUGGAGACUGUUGCGAAAAUGACUAAAUUAACUGUGCGUGAGACCACCAUACACGACACUGGAGAGUAUACACUUGAACUAAAGAACACAACUGGAACAGUUACAGAUACGAUAAAGGUUAUAAUCCUCGACAAACCUGGACCACCUGUUGGACCUAUCCGAAUUGAUGAAGUUGAUGCAAAUUAUGUAACCAUUUCCUGGGAGCCACCUGAACUGGAUGGUGGAGCUACCCUGAGUGGCUAUGUGGUAGAGCAGCGUGAUGCUCACCGUCCUGGAUGGCUGCCAGUUUCAGAGUCAGUAACCAGGACAACAUUUAAGUUCACCAGACUUGUUGAAGGUGCAGAAUAUGUGUUCCGUGUGGCUGCUACAAACCGCUUUGGAAUUGGAUCUUACCUGCAGUCUGAAAUUAUAGAAUGCAAGAGCAGAAUCCGCAUUCCUGGUCCUCCUGGCACUCCAGAAGUGUUUGAUAUCUCUAGAGAUGGCAUGACAUUAACUUGGUAUCCUCCAGAAGAUGAUGGUGACUCACAGAUUACUGGCUAUAUUGUGGAACGCAAAGAAGUUAGAGCAGAUAGAUGGAUCCGUGUAAAUAAAGUUCCAGUCACUAUGACUCGUUACCGUUCCACUGGCUUGGUUGAAGGAUUAGAAUAUGAACACCGAGUCACUGCAAUCAAUGCCAGAGGCACUGGGAAACCCAGCCGUCCUUCCAAGUCUGCUGUUGCCAGAGAUCCAAUUGCUCCUCCAGGUAAACCACAGAAUCCAAGAGUAACUGAUACUACAAGAACAUCUGUCUCCCUGGCUUGGAGUCCACCAGAAGAUGAAGGUGGUUCUAAAGUUACUGGCUACUUAAUUGAGAUGCAGAAGGUCGAUCAAGUUGAAUGGACCAAAUGCAAUACCACACCAACCAAAAUUCGUGAAUACACCUUAACACAUCUACCCCAGGGUGCAGAGUACAGAUUCCGUGUACUAGCCUGUAAUGCUGGUGGACCAGGAGAACCUGCUGAUGUGCCAGGAACUGUCAAAAUAACAGAAAUGCUUGAAUAUCCUGACUAUGAACUUGAUGAAAAAUACCAGGAAGGUCUCAUGGUGAGGCAAGGUGGAGUUAUCAGGCUUACAAUACCCAUUAAAGGUAAACCCAUCCCAAUAUGCAAAUGGACCAAAGAAGGACAUGACAUCAGCAAGAGGGCCAUGAUUGCGACUUCUGACACUCACACAGAACUUGUGAUCAAAGAUGCAGAAAGAGAAGAUUCAGGCACCUAUGAUUUGGCACUUGAAAACAAGUGUGGCAAAAAAGCUGUGUAUAUUAAAGUCAGAGUGAUUGGCAUUCCAAAUCCACCAGAAGGGCCACUUGAGUAUGAUGAUAUACAAGCUCGUUCCGUCAGAGUUAGCUGGAGACCUCCCACAGAUGAUGGUGGUGCUGAUAUCCUAGGCUACAUUGUUGAGAGACGAGAAGUACCGAAGACUGCCUGGUACACUGUUGACUCUAGGGUGAAAGGGACAUCACUAGUGGUGAAAGGGCUAAAAGAAAAUGUGGAAUAUCACUUCCGUGUUUCUGCUGAAAACCAUUUUGGUAUUAGCAAAUCUCUCAAAUCCGAAGAACCAGCAGUGCCAAAGACACCUCUAAAUCCUCCAGAGCCUCCGAACAACCCACCUGAAGUGCUUGAUGUUACAAAGAGUUCUGUCAACUUGUCCUGGGCCAGACCUAAAGAUGAUGGUGGUUCCCGUGUAACUGGCUACUACAUUGAACGUAGAGAGACAUCUACAGAAAAAUGGGUCCGUCAUAAUAAGACACAGAUUACCACCACAAUGUACACAGUCACAGGACUUGUUCCAGAUGCUGAGUAUCAAUUCCGUAUCAUUGCUCAAAAUGACAUUGGUGAAAGUGAAGCAAGUCCUCCUUCUGAACCAGUUGUAUGCAAGGAUCCAUUUGACAAACCAAGCCAACCUGGAGAAAUUGAGAUCACUUCUAUAUUUAAGGACAGCAUUACGUUAGAAUGGGAACGACCUGAAAGUGAUGGUGGCAAAGAGAUCCUUGGCUAUUGGGUUGAAUAUCGCCAGUCUGGAGAAAGCACCUGGAAAAAAUGCAAUAAAGAACGCAUCAAGGACAGGCAGUUUACAGUAGGAGGUUUACUCGAGGCUACAGAAUAUGAGUUCCGUGUUUUUGCGGAAAAUCAGACUGGUCUCAGCAGACCUCGAAGGACUGCUAUGGCAGUGAAAACUAAAUUAACAUCUGGAGAAGCACCCGCCAUCAAAAAAGAAAUGCAGGAUGUUACAACUAAACUGGGUGAAGCAGCUCAGCUGACAUGCCAGAUUGUUGGGAGACCUUUGCCUGAUAUUAAAUGGUAUCGCUUUGGCAAAGAACUGGUGCAAAGCCGAAAAUACAAAAUGUCAUCUGAUGGUCGCAAUCAUACUCUGACAGUAAUGACAGAUGAACAGGAGGAUGAAGGUCUCUACACCUGUAUGGCUACUAAUGAUGUUGGGGAAAUUGAAACUAGUGGCAAGCUACUAUUGCAGGCUCCUCCUCAGUUCCACCCUGGUUUCCCAUUGAAAGAGAAGUACUAUGCAGGUGCAGGUGGCACCCUCCGCCUUCACGUUGUGUAUAUUGGCCGACCAGUACCAGCAAUAACUUGGUUCCACGGCAACAAACCUUUGAGAGGAUCAGAAACAGUUACUAUUGAGAACACAGAGCAUUAUACUCAUCUUGCUAUUAAGAAUGUCCAGCACAAGGCUCAUGCUGGGAAAUACAAAGUGCAACUCAGUAACACAUUUGGAACGGUUGACACAGUACUUAAUGUGGAAAUACAAGAUAAGCCAGAUAAACCAGUAGGGCCAAUUGUUAUAGAGUCUAUACUGAAGAAUUCUGUGGUGAUAAGCUGGCAACCACCAGAGGAUGAUGGAGGUGCUAUGAUAACCAGUUAUAUCAUAGAGAAACGUGAAGCCAAAGAAGGAGCAGAAUGGCAACUUGUAUCUUCAAGCAUUUCAGGCACAACCUGUAGAAUUGUUAACCUAACUGAAAAUGCAGGCUAUUAUUUCCGUGUUUCUGCUCAGAACACAUAUGGCAUUAGUGAAGCACUGGAGGUUUCAUCAGUUGUUGUUAUGAAGCCUCCAUUUGAAAAACCAGGACCACCAGGUCAGCCAGCAGUAAAUGCUGUCACAAAGGAUUCUUGUGUUGUCUCAUGGAAGCCACCUGCAAGUGAUGGCGGUGCAAAGAUUAGAACGUAUUAUCUCGAGAAGCGUGAGAAAAAACAGAACAAGUGGAUUUCUGUUACAACAGAUGAAAUUCGUGAAACAGUCUAUUCUGUGAAAGAUCUCAUUGAAGGUCUUGAAUACGAGUUCCGUGUCAAAUGUGAAAAUCUUGGUGGUGAAAGUGAGUGGAGUGAGAUAUCACAACCAGUCACCCCAAAAUCUGAUGUGCCAAUUAAAGCUCCACAUUUCAAGGAAGAACUAAGGAAUUUGAAUGUGAAAUUCCAAGCUAAUGCCACAUUUGUCUGCAAAGUCACUGGUCAUCCUAAACCAAUUGUCAAGUGGUACAGACAGGGCAAAGAAAUCAUGCCAGAUGGUGAAAAGAUCAAGAUACAGGAAUUCAAGGGUGGAUAUCACCAGCUGGUCAUCACAAAUGUAACAGAUGAUGAUGCCACAGUAUAUCAAGUUAGAGCUACCAACCAAGGAGGAUCUGUGUCUGGGACUGCAUCUUUGGAUGUUGAAGUUCCUGCAAAGAUUCACUUGCCCAAAAAUCUGGAAGGCAUGGGAGCUGUUCAUGCCCUCCGAGGGGAAGUAGUGAGCAUCAAGAUUCCAUUCAGUGGCAAGCCAACCCCUGUGAUCACAUGGCAGAAGGGACAAGACCUCAUUGAUACUAAUGGACACUACCAAGUCAUUGUUACGCGAUCAUUCACAUCUCUUGUUUUCCCAAAUGGUGUUGACAGAAAAGAUGCAGGGUUUUACAUUGUUUGUGCCAAAAACAGAUUUGGAAUUGACCAAAAAACAGUUGAAUUAGAUGUAGCUGAUGUGCCUGAUCCACCAAGAGGUUUGAAGGUAACUGACAUUUCAAGAGACUCAGUUAAUUUAACCUGGAAUGAACCAGCUACUGAUGGUGGAAGCAGAAUCAUAAACUACAUUAUUGAGAAACGUGCUACAACAGCAGAGCAAUGGAUUCGUGUUGCACAGGCUCGUGAUACACGAUACACAGUGGUGAACCUGUUCGGCAAAACCACCUACCAGUUCCGUGUAAUUGCAGAAAACAAGUUUGGCCAAAGCCAGCCUUCUGAACCUACUGAUCCAAUUAUAACAAAAGAAGAUAAGACCAGGGUAAUGAACUAUGAUGAAGAAGUUGAUGAGACCAGAGAAGUCACCACAGAUAAAGCAGCUCACUAUUCUACAAAGGAACUCUAUAACAGAUACAUGAUUGCAGAAGAGCUUGGACGCGGGCAGUUUGGCAUUGUACACCGCUGUGUUGAAGCAGUUUCAAAGAAGACUUACCUAGCUAAGUUUGUCAAAGUAAAGGGUGCUGACCAAGUUUUGGUAAAGAAAGAAAUUUCCAUUCUUAGCAUUGCUAGGCACCAAAAUAUCCUGUAUCUUCAUGAAUCAUUUGAGAGCCUAGAAGAAUUGGUCAUGAUCUUUGAAUUCAUUUCUGGAGUUGACAUCUUUGAAAGAAUCAGCACAGCUUCAUUUGAACUUAAUGAAAGAGAAAUAGUAAGUUAUGUACGCCAGGUCUGUGAUGCACUAGAAUUUUUGCAUCGCCAUAGCAUUGGACAUUUUGAUAUUAAGCCAGACAACAUUAUUUAUGUCACAAGAAGAAGCUCUGCAGUUAAAAUUGUUGAAUUUGGUCAAGCCAGACAGCUGAAGCCUGGAGACAGCUUUAGGCUCCAGUUCACCUCUCCUGAAUAUUAUGCACCUGAAGUACAUCAUCAUGAUUUAGUCAGUACAGCUACUGACAUGUGGUCAGUUGGUGCUCUAACAUACAUACUUCUCAGUGGCAUCAAUCCUUUCAUUGCCGAAACAAACCAACAAGUUAUUGAAAAUAUUCUGAAUGCUGAAUACAACUUUGAUGAUGAAGCAUUCAAAGACAUAAGCAUUGAGGCCAUGGACUUCAUUGAUCGCCUACUAGUAAAGGAAAGAAAAGCUCGGAUGACAGCUGCUGAAGCGCUUAAUCAUGUAUGGCUAAAACAGCAAACAGAAAAGACCAGCACUAAAGUCAUCAAGACCUUGAGGCACAGGCGUUACUACAAAACUCUAGUAAAGAAGGAGUGGAAUACAGUUGUUUCAGUAGCCCGUAUUUCCUGUGGAGGUGCGAUUAGAUCUCAGAAAGGCAUAACAGUGGCUAAAGUUAAAGUUGCACCAAUAGACAUUGGUCCCAUCACAGGGCAGAUAAAGCAUGCUGUUGUGGAAGAAGGAGGGCAUGCCAAAUAUGUAUGUAGGAUUGAAAACUAUGAUCAGUCCACACAAGUCACAUGGUACUUUGGUAUGAGGCAAUUAGAAAGCAAUGAGAAAUAUGAAAUCAAAUAUGAAGAAGGUGUGGCAACUAUGUAUGUCAAAGAUGUUUCUAAAUCUGACGAUGGUACCUACAGAUGCAAGGUAGUAAAUGACUAUGGAGAAGACAGCUCUUACGCAGAACUUUUUGUUAAAGGUGUGAGAGAAAUAUCUGAGCACUACAGAUGCAGAACUGUUAGGAAAGUGAAACGACGGGUUGAUACUAUGAGACUAUUAGAACGUCCACCAGAAUUCACCUUGCCUUUGUACAACCGCACUGCAUACAUUGGAGAAAAUGUCAGAUUUGGAGUAACUAUAACAGUUCACCCAGAACCUCGCAUAACCUGGUUCAAAUCAGGCCAGAAAAUCAAACCUGGUGAUGAUGAUAGGAAGUAUACUUUUGAAUCAGAUAAAGGUCUGUAUCAACUCGUGAUCAAUAAUGUCACUGAAGAGGAUGAUGCUGAAUACAGUAUUGUGGCACGCAAUAAGUAUGGUGAAGACAGCUGCAAAGCUAAGCUGACUGUGAUUCCACAUCCACCUCCAGCAGAUGCCACACUAAGACCAAUGUUUAAAAGACUGCUGGCAAACGCUGAAUGUCAAGAAGGCCAAAAUGUCAGUUUUGAGAUCAGGGUAUCUGGUGUACCAAAACCAACACUGAAAUGGGAGAAAGAUGGUCAGCCUCUAUCCUUUGGUCCUAACUUUGAUAUAAUUCAUGAAGGUUUAGAUUAUUAUGCUUUGCAUAUCAGAGAUACUUUACCUGAAGACAGUGGUUAUUACAGAGUUACUGCCACAAACAGUGCUGGAUCUACAAGCUGCCAGGCUUAUCUAAAAGUUGAACGCUUGAAAUAUGUCAAGCGUGAGUACAAGUCUGAAGAAGAGCGGGAAAAGCAUGUACAAAGGCAAAUUGACAAGACCUUACGAAUGGCAGAGAUCCUUUCUGGUGCUGAAGCUGUUCCACUGACACAAACUGCACAAGAAGCUCUCAGAGAAGCUGCUAUCUUAUAUAAACCAGCUGUUAGCACUAAGACUGUCAAAGGUGAAUAUGAAAUUAAGAAAGAAGAAAAGAAGGAAGAAAGAAAACUUCGUAUGCCCUAUGAGGUCCCAGAGCCUCGCAAACAUGUGCGCACUACUCUUGAGGAAGAUCAGAACAUUAAACACUUCGUGCCUCUGUCAGACAUGAAGUGGUACAAGAGGCUGCGAGACCAGUACGAAAUGCCAGGGAAAAUUGAAAGAACUGUUCAGAAACGCCAGAAACGCAUACGUCUUUCCAGGUGGGAGCAAUUUUAUGUGAUGCCACUGCCACGUGUUUCUGAUCAAUAUAAGCCUAAAUGGCGCAUACCAAAACUAACACAAGAUGAUUUGGAAAUUGUGAGACCAGCACGUCGGCGUAUCCCGUCUCCAGACUACGAGUAUUACUAUAGACCAAGAAGGCGAUCACUUGGUGACUUGUCUGAUGAAGAAUUACUCCUGCCUAUUGAUGACUAUUUAGCCAUGAAAAGAACUGAAGAGGAAAGACUGCGCCUUGAAGAGGAGCUAGAGUUAGGCUUUUCUGCUUCCCCUCCAAGCAGAAGCCCUCCACGCUUUGAACUUUCUGCCCUUCGGUACUCUACGGAAGCAGCACAGGUCAGUUCAGAGGAAGAAAGAAAAAGACAGCUGAGGUAUUCAACCUAUCACAUCCCAACUAAAGCUGAGACCAGUGCUAGCUAUGCAGAGCUUCGUCAACGUCACGACAGGGCUGCCUACAGACCACCUAAACAAAAGCAAAGGAUAAUGGCUGAAAGAGAGGACGAAGAAUUGCUCCGUCCUGUUGGCACUGCUCAACGACUCUCUGAAUACAGGAGUGAGCUCGAAUACAUGGCAGAGGAGGAAAAAAGGAGACUCAGAAGAAGGAGGGAAAGAGAAAUAACUGAGAUUACAUCAGAAGAAGAAGAAGAAAUAGAAAUGGUGCAACAGGCUCACAGGGAAUUUUCACCUCCCUCUAGAUUACUAAGGAGGAGAAGAUCUCUUUCUCCAACUUACAUUGAGUUGAUGCGUCCUGUAUCUGAAUUAAUACGGCCUCGCUCACGGCCUCCUGAAGAAAGUGAGAGGAGAUCCCCGACACCAGAGAGAACUCGACCACGUUCACCUAGCCCAGUUUCUAGUGAAAGAUCACUCUCUCGGUUUGAGAGGAUGGCACGAUUUGAUAUCUUUUCCAGAUAUGAGUCCAUGAAAUCUGCUUUGAAAACUCAGAAAACUAUGGAAAGGAAAUACGAAGUACUUACUCAACAGCCUUUCACUCUUGACCAUGCUCCUCGCAUUACCCUGAGAAUGCGCUCACACCGGGUACCCUGUGGCCAUAAUACUAGAUUCAUUCUAAAUGUCCAGUCAAAACCAACUGCCGAAGUGAAGUGGUACCAUAAUGGUAUUGAGCUCCAGGAGAGCAGCAAGAUACAUUUUACUAAUACCAGUGGUGUAUUAACUCUGGAGAUUCUUGACUGUCACAUUGACGACAGUGGAACAUACAGGGCUGUAUGCACAAACUACAAAGGGGAAUGCUCUGAUUAUGCAACACUAGAUGUUACUGGAGGAGAUUACAUUACAUACUCUUCCCAGCGGAGAGAUGAGGAAGUACCAAGGUCAAUUUUACCUGACUUGACAAAAACAGAGGCAUAUGCAGUCUCCUCAUUUAAGAAAGCAACUGCUACAGAAGCCAGUUCAGCAGUAAGAGAGGUUAAAUCAGAAAUGUCAGCAACAAGAGAAUCACUCUUAUCAUAUGAACACUAUGCUGCUUCUGAAGAAAAACUCACGGCAGCUGAAGAAAAGUCAUUGGAGGAAAGGACUGUACACAAGGCAUUUAAAAGCACUCUACCCGCAACAAUCCUUACAAAGCCACGGUCAAUCACAGUUUCUGAAGGGGAGACUGCAAGAUUUUCCUGUGACGUCGAUGGUGAACCAGCACCAAUAAUAACAUGGUUCCGUGCAGGUCAACCCAUUGUUUCUUCAAGGCGCUUCCAAGUAACACGAACACAGUACAAGUCUACUUUUGAAGUUACUUCUGUCCAGAUGUCCGAUGAGGGAAGUUAUACUGUUGUGGUGGAAAACUCUGAAGGAAGGCAGGAAGCACAUUUCACUUUGACCGUUCAAAGAACAAAAAUUCCUGAAAAAGCUAUUGCAGCACCUCCAACAGUCAAAUCUCCUGAGCCUCGUGUAAAGUCUCCAGAACUAGUUAAGUCUCCAAAACGAGUAAAAUCUCCUGAACCCAUCAGCAGCCCCCCAAAAGCAAAGUCACCUCCUGCAGACAAAACAGUACCAGCAGAGAAAGUACAAUUACCAACUGCCUCUCCACCAAAGAUAAAACAGCACCUGAAAGCAGAAACCCUUGGAGAUAAGGUGAAGUUAUCCUGUGCAGUUGAAAGCAGUGUUUUAAGUGUCAGAGAAGUGGCUUGGUAUAAGGAUGGCAAAAAACUAAAAGAAGACCAUCAUUUCAAGUUUCAUUACGCAGCAGAUGGCACCUAUGAGCUCAAAAUCCAUGAUCUCAUGGAAUCUGAUAAAGGAGAAUAUACCUGUGAAAUUACUGGGGAAGGAGGUGUUUCAAAAACUAACUUCCAGUUUACUGGCCAAGUAUUUAAAAAUAUCCACUCCCAAGUAAGAGGUAUAUCUGAAACUCACAAAUCAGUUCAGAAAGAAGAUGAGUUGCUUACAGUUUCUUCCCAGAAGAAAUCAGCAGUGGCAACUGAAGAAAAAGCAGCCAUUGAGGAAGUCAUUAAGAAGUCAAUUGUUACUGAGGACGUCAAACAAUUGAAAGCAGAAAUCAAAGCAUCUUCAACUAAAAUGACAGUGUCUGAAGGGCAGAAAGUGACAUUGAAAGCCAACAUUCCCGGUGCCUCUGAAGUAAAAUGGGUGCUGAAUGGAAUGGAGCUGAGAAAUUCAGAUGAUUACAGAUAUGGUGUUUCUGGAAGUGAUCACACACUAACUAUCAAAAAGGCUAGUAGUAAAGAUGAAGGUAUCCUCACCUGUGAGGGCAAGACCGAUGAAGGCGUUAUUAAAUGCCAGUACGUUCUGACCUUCUCUAAGGAGCGAUCCAACGAGCCAGCAUUUAUCAUGCAGCCUAAGUCUCAAAAUGUCAAUGAAGGACAAGAUGUAUUGUUCACCUGUGAAGUUUCUGGGGAUCCUUCUCCUGAAAUUGAGUGGUUUAAGAAUAAUCAACCUAUUGCUGUUUCAUCGCACAUCAGAGUAACACGCUCUAAAAACAUAUAUUCUCUUGAGAUUCAAAAUGCAGCAGUAAGUGACACUGGAAAAUACACAGUCAAAGCAAAAAAUUACCACGGGCAGUGUUCUGCUACAGCAUCUUUGACUGUACUCCCUCUAAUUGAAGAACCACCAAAAGAGGUAGUAUUGAAGACAAGUGGCGACGCAAGCAUGCACGAAAGUUUUUCUUCUCAGUCCUUUCAAAUGGCUUCUUCUAAACAAGAGGCUUCAUUCAGCAGUUUCAGCAGUAGCAGCAUGACUGAAAUGAAAUUUGCCAGCAUGUCUGCCAAAAGCAUGUCCUCCAUGAAAGAAUCCUUUGUAGAGAUGAGCUCCAGCAGUAUUAUGGGGAAAUCUAGUAUGGCUCAACUGGAGAGUUCAACUAGUAAAAUGCUUAAAUCGGGUCUGAGAGGAAUACCACCCAAAAUUGAAGCUCUUCCAUCUGAUAUCAGCAUUGAUGAAGGAAAAGUUCUCACAGUAUCUUGUGCCUUUUCGGGUGAACCAGCUCCUGAAAUAACAUGGUACUGCGGAGGGAGGAAAAUUACUAGUCAGGACCAGCAAGGCAGAUUCCACAUUGAAACCAGUGAAGAUCUAACCACCCUGAUCAUCAUGGAUGUCCAGAAGAACGACGGUGGACUUUAUACCCUGAAUUUAGCAAAUGAAUUUGGUACUGAUUCUGCCACUGUGAAUAUUAAUAUUCGAUCAAUUUAGAGAGCUUGAUCUGUAUAAUUUACACUUGUCUUUUUACAAGUGAUUCAUAUAUGGACUGAAAUAUCUGAUCUGUAAAUAUAAAGAAAAAAUAAUAUUUUUGUACCUACCUGAAUGAGACAAAAGUCCAGAGCUAUACAUUAUGACUUAUAGUCAUUACUGACCUAAGAAUUUUAAACAUUUUUCACUGACAUGUACAUACUGUAUAUAGCCGAAGUUAACGGUUAUGACGUUUUGUACCAUUUAUUUUAUGACAUUUUGAAACGUAACUUUUGGAAUUAACAGUUGGCAGGAGAAAGUUUCCUAGCAAACGACUACCCUGCUCAACAUUUAACUAAUUUUUGCGCCUCAACUCAUUGUUGAUGUCUAAGAAUGCCUCAACAGGUAGAGAGGCUCCCUGUUGAAGAUUACCUACACCUAAGAGAUGAUACUGUGCAUAGUAUUUCAUGCAUGCACAAAUAUUUAUGUUGAAUCAGAAAUGUAAGGCAUUGGUGAUGUUUGCAAUUACCCUCCUGUAAGCAUUGCUUUAAUGUUUUACGUUGGAUCUGAUUAUGUCAUAAUUUCCAUACCUGACUGACUAUUUUUGGACAAAGUGCAAGCGGCCAGCACUUUGUUCACCCACCAUCUGUGUACUGUUUCUGACACACUGACUGCCUGAAUAGCUUUAAAAAAGUAACAUCACCUGGCCAUCCCCUUAAUCAACAAAGCUAUUGAGGUACUCAAGUGCAGCAGCAGUACCCACUCUCGGAGGUUCGUAGGAUGCAGUGAUUGAGUGUGUGGUAGUAUUAGACAUCCAGUAGUCACUCCCGGGCAACUAAGCAGUGAACCACAGUUUGAAAACAAACUGUUGUUACAACAACAAAUAUCCUGAGCACUUCAAUUUGCUUUAGUUUUCCUAAUGUAGUAAUAAAUCUUGUUAGGUGUUGAACCUCCUUGAGAUAGAAUUGUUCAUUUGAAAUAAAGCAUGCUUUCUGCACCAUA